Molecule: messenger RNA, 90594 nt
Organism: Pelobates cultripes (western spadefoot toad)
Lineage: Eukaryota; Metazoa; Chordata; Amphibia; Anura; Pelobatidae
Source: the annotation of a GenBank genome assembly
CCAGAAGGGUACAGAGUCCAGACUGUGAAAUACCUGUUACUUUCAAUACUGCAGCAAGGGUUUUUUUUUUGUUUUUUUUUAAGAAAAGGUGUAUGGUAACUUUCUCUGCAGCAUCUCACAGUCCAUCUUGUCCCAAGGCCAUCACAGUUUACAAGUCUCACAUUGCCGCAAUCGAUGCAAUUUACAAGGACGUUAACAUAAUAUAUUAUCCGGAGUUGAUCAUGGCAGCAAGACAUGAGAGUGUCAUUAUACAGGAUACCAUGAAACACGGAUGUAAUUCGCAGGGUGAGUUCGUCUUCAGGAAUUUAUUGGGUACGAGCUGUGUGUUUUUAACCCCUUCAAAAAUUUCACGACUGCCACAAAAACAAGGUUCUGAAGGGGUUAAGAAAAAUCUCUCGUGUUUGUUAAAACUGAGAAAUUAUUUACACCUCACAUGUUUUGCAUUCUUUUUUUUUUUUUAUUGCAACCUAAUUCUCACAUAUUGUUUAGAAGCAAAUGUUUGAGUGACAUUUUGAGAAAAUGUUUGAGAAACAUUUUGGAUUUUUUUUUUUAAAUGUUAGAUAAAAAAAGUAGAAUUCUCUUUAUUUUGUGUACAUAGCUUAAAUUGCUAGAAAUUAAAUGAAAAAAGAGCAGAAUCUUUAUGGUGUUAUUUGUAUGCCAAGCAUCUUUACCUUGCCCAGAGAUAACACUUACGGUACUAUGGGAAUGUUAUCUAGCAGGGUGAUUUGGGUCAAGUUAUGCAUAGACACAGUAGAACUUGUUAGUUAUAUGACACAAUAAGUGGAGAAAGUAAGAGGAUCAGUUCUAUGUGUUGUAGAAAAGGUUGGCAUGUGAUGUGAUUAUUUGUAGAAGUAGGUGGAGUUUUACAGAACAGGAACAGAUGUAUAGAACUGUAAUAAGGAGCAACAGGAAGAUCUGAACAAUCAGUUACAGUGCAUCAACAAUUUAAUAAAUUCGGAUGGUUCAUAUUGAAAUUGUGGUGUUGGAUAUGUGCAUGAAUAUGAGGAGGAGGACAUUAUGAUUAUAAUGCUAUAAGACAGACAGAGACAGACAGACAGACCGACAGACAGACAGACAGACAGAGAUAGAUAGAUAGAUAGAUAGAUAGAUAGUUUUUCUAUUCUUUCAAUUAAUGAGGAUUACUUAUUUAAACUGACAUUCUUUCAGUCCUGAGAAUGACUGCAUUGUAUCAGAGAAAGCAGAGGAUUGAUUUGCAGCGAUGCUAAACACUUUUUAGGUCACAGUGGUUAUUGUUUGCAGAUAACCCAAACGUUUUCAAAUAACACAAAGAAGAAUUGAACCAUAAAACACCUUUAUAUCUGGACAAAGAGGCAUAAAAUGUUAUAUUGCAAUUUUCCCACUUCCAAGGUGAGCACAUAAGAGAUGGGACGAGGCAAUGGCAACAGGAGUGCAGAGCUGGGAAAUGUUAAAUGCCGGAGUCUGGACUGUGUCACCCUGGGUCACUUUAGCUGUUUCCACUCAUUUUUGCUAUGUUAAUUAGGUAAUGACUCCAGACCUCAUCUUAUGCCGUGCUGAAAUGUCAUCCAAGUGUGAAUUUAAAAGCAAGGUCACACCCCUGAAAUUGCUACCAACAUAUGUUUAAGAUGAUUGUGCUUUAAACAGCAUAUUCCCCAGAAGGGACAAUAUUCCUGUUAACCCCUCCUAAAUGAAUUUUCAUGUUAUACUCUUCCUAGAGUGAGUGUCUGUCAAUCUCACUUGGGCCUCCUAUGAUGCAGACCCCCUGCUUGACAAGAGAACAUCUGGAAGUGUGUAGAUGGACAAGGGAGAGAUAAGGCCACUCACCUACACCUCUCAAUAUUAUCAGCUUCUUUGGGGUUCUUUAAAUCGUUUGUAGAGCUCACAAACCAGAUACUUACAGAGUAUGUUAUAGAUACAUAGUAAAAAAAAAAAUGUAAACAUAGAUAUAUUCAAAUAUAUAAGGACACAUCAGUUUUGACCUAACUCAUAUGAAUUGACCAGAUGCUGAUCAGAUGUUUGCUUUUACAGUAAAAAGUGUUUUAUAUUUUAAAAGCCUAUUGAGACAUCAGUUAUAUUCAUAAAUAUCUACAUUUAAGCAAUCAGACUUGAUGUUUAGCUAGUGGUGGCGUAUAUUCGGCUCUCCAACUGUUCUGGGCUGCUGUUUCCAUUAUGCUCAGCAAGCCAUCUGGGUGAUUGUUUUUUCAUAGGAAGUUCCGAUCGUUAGCCGUCAUGCCAUGUUUGUUCCAGUGGAAGAUAUUUCAGAAAUGUAAAUAUUGUGUAAAAUAUUUAUGAUCAAUUUUGUGAAUAUAAGGAUGCAAACAAAUUUAAAGAGAAGGGACAAGGUAAAGGAAUUUCCAGUACUUUAUUCUGCUGAUAGGCAUAUGUUUGUGGCCGUGAUCUGUGCAUAUCCUUGGCCCGAGAUCAAUUUACCAAUUCUGUGUUUUCAUAGAUUAAUUUUAAGCAGUGAUGGCAGACACAUUGGCAACAUUAUCUCUUAGAUGACCCAAGCCAAGUACCACUAUUUCAAAUGAAAGAUCCUACCAUUAUGUGUGUCUGUUCUGUGUAUUCUGAUGGGUGUAUGUAUCAGUAUUGUUCAGCAUGUGCACAUAAUAAAUGAUUAAAGAUGAACCAUGAUUAUUUAGAAUACACCAACAUAUUUUGCAAUGGACAUGUCACAGAUUUUCAGCUGGUUUUGCUAAGAUUAAAAUGUACUUCAUUCUAAUAUAAAAAGUAUAUAAAUUACUUUUUGGUUUUAUUGUUUUUGUUCUUAUAGUUAUGAUAGUAAAAUUAUGGUAAAAGAAAAGUGUUUCUACAUGAAUAUAUAAAAUAUAUAAAUAUGAAAUGUAAUGAAAAAAAAGGGUGCUACACUUACAAAACAAAAAUCAGACUAUGCUAACUAACUGCAACAAUGAACUAGGAAUAAAAUAAAACAAAAAUAAAUGCUGUACUUCUAAUAAUAAACACCAAACUGGUGAUUAGUGAAGAAACAUGAUAAUAAAAAAUAUACAAACUUAAAUUUCAAAAAUAUGUGGAUAAAUAGCUUAUAAACAAAUAUAAAUAGAAAACCGUCAUAGGACAGUGUUAUAUACAAUGUGUAUCUAUGUAAGGACAACGGCUCAUUCACACAAUGUAGAGUUAUCCUAGCUCUAUAAUCCCCAUCUUGGGAUGUAAGUUAAAAGCUCUUGAUAUGUCUUCAACUCAGUAUAUUUACAUAUGUAUAGACAGAAGGAAAAUACAUAUCACAGUAUACCAGAAUAAUAUAAGUAUAGGUAUAUAUAAUCUACUUACAUUUACUAGAGCAUAGACUUACUCUAAGUGUAUGAACGUAGGUGGAACCCACCAGUGGACAACCAGGAAACAGAAUACCAGGUAUCCAAGAAGUAGGAGCACAUAUUUAUUAAAAACAAGUAAAAACAAUUCUAAAAACUGAAAAUCUAAAAACAGAAAGCAGAUCGCUAAGAACACUUAAUGUGUUUCACCUACAGCUUCUCUGCUGCAAAUUGUCUUAUAUAUAGGAAAAUAAAUGUAAUUGAUUCCUGGUGUUUUCACACGUUCCUCGUGUGUGUGGCGUCUUGAUUGCCAAGACAUGUAGGUAAUUGUUAAUGUGUCUGAGUCAGUGUAGUAUGUACAUGAACAUGACAAGACAUGUAGUUCAUUGUGUAUAUGUGUCAGUGCUGUAUAUGUAUGAACAUGUGUAAUAUGUCCCUUCGUUAGUGCAUUUAGUUUAUUCCGUUUAUGACCUUUGGAAAUAUAAAAUCCGCCCUUCUCAGGACCCUCUCUAAGACUAAAAUGACAUCAUAACAUAAUGGCUUUUCCAGUUGCAACUGUAAGGAAAAGGAGUAUUCUAGUUACUAUGGUCAUUGCUCGGGGACUCUUUAUUAAAGUUAGAUGAGAUACAUGAUAUUCAAUUUCUGUGUUGGAUUUAUUUUUUCAUGAAGGUGCUAGUGAUUUUCAAAGGCCCACAAGCUGAUGCAGAUCACAAACAAAUUAUUUGAGUAACUAGCUUGGUGUAGAUUCUAUUUGGGAUUUUAAGGGACACGUAACAAACAUUGUGUGUGAGACCAACAAAAAAAAAGAAGCAUACAAACAUUGCAGGGAAACACACUUUGUGUUCCGCUAAACAAACUUUCCUAUUGUAUUCCACCUAGGGCUAUUGGCACAUAAAAUGCAGAUUAUACCAAUGUACAGUGAAGAAGCUGCAAAUAAGGCAAAAAACAUGUCAGUACAUGCUGAUCUCCUUUGCAGAGUAACGUCAGGAUGCACUCAUCUAGUGGAAUUACUUCCAUGGUUAUUUUCUCUCAUUAAAUGAUUAAUAUAAGACCCAUACACCCUACAGUGCACUGUAGUCAUUAUGGUGCCAGGAGUCCCUUGGCAAUGUGCCCCAUAAAAGUCCCAAUGUCAGCGGGACAGUCCAGAUUUUUUCUGUUCCAUCUUCCUGAAUUUGUUCCCCAUUUGACACACUAGAACUACACUCAGGUAGUUCUAAUACAGUGUUCAUUGCAUGUCCUGCCAUCGGUGGGCUGGCCUGAUUGAUUGGCAGCCAUUCUGGCAUGCAUACAUGCCAGGCUGACCUGCCAGUUAUCCAGAAAGUCCUGCCACCUUCCUGCAGCCAUUGAUGAAAUCACAUCACUGGUACACACUUUGCCCCCACCCAAAUGGCAUCUUGCCUCUUGGGACACCAAUGUUGGGGGUAUGCCUGUUUAGAGUCAAACUGUUUUUGAAUCAUCUGGCCCUUAACUGGUUCUUCUGAUGCCGCGUGGUCUGGACUUUCUUUACAAAUAUCUCUAAAGUGGAAAUUCCCUUUCUGGUUUACGACUAUUAGUUCUGUAUAAUUUUGGAUGGAACUCAUUGUCUUAUCUGACAAUCUCAGCCAAUUAAUUCUAUCCAACGAUAGACGUAAUUGAUAUCACUAAUGCAGAAGGCGAAUAUAAUGUUAUUAACAUUAUAUUUCUUAGAUACUCGUUGGAGUAAUGUUACCUUUCAAAUACUAUUUGUUAUCUAAAUUUAUUACUAGUAAGUACCCCUUGGUUACUUCAGAGGUACAUAUACUGCAAAUUAAGAAACUGUGAUCUAGAUAAUACUAGGAUUAGAACUUUUUAAUCCCUGUUAACAACCUGCACACGUGCAGCUCUGGAUGUGGCCAAAGGCCAAUGCAGGGGUGAGACACUCUCUCCACUAAACUGCAAGGGUAUAUGAGAGUAUCUGUGAGAGUGUUUCUUAGUAAUGGUUUAUAAAAGUGUCUGAGCAUGUCCAAUAGAAUGUCUAAGAGAAUAAAUAAGAGUGUCUAUCUUUAUGUGUGAAUCAAUGUCCAGGAUAAAUUCUGAUAACUUCAGUGAUAGUGCCUGAUUGUGUCUGUGUGAAUCUUCACUUACCUGAAUGUUAUUUUUUAUUUGAAAAGCUGGCUAUGAUUUAAACAGUCACAUUCCCACUGGGACAGACACUUAAAAAUGUGUGAGUCUGUGAAAGUGUGACAAUUUAUCAUAAGAAUUUUAUAUACAUGGUGUGCAGCUUGGAAAAGUGCGCAAUAGGUGUGGGCCACCGUCAUGAAUAUAUUACUAUGUAAAACUCACAAAUAAACCAGCACGAGAAUAGCUGCAAUAAUAGAUUCUAGUUAGGUGUAAGUACUGCAUUAUAAUACUUUAACACACACAUAAAGACUUACACAGAAACUGUCACCUUUAUGUUGAUAACUGUUUCAGCUGCUAUUGAUGAUUUGAACUGGGUGAACUGUGUACAUCAAACACAUACCUAAAAGCAUAGUGGUGGCAAUCAUCUUUUGUUUGAUACUGUACACAUGUGCAUGUGUGCUAGGCAAUAUUUUUCCUAUGAAAAUAUAAAUAAAGCAGAAUUUUAUAUUUAUUGAACAGAAGAUAGGAAUUCCAGAAACAUGUAAAAAAAAAAAAAAAAAAAAAUAUAUAUAUAUAUAUAUAUAUAUUUAAAUAUAUAUAUAUAUAAAAGCUUCAGAUAUAUGUGUCUAUAACUGGUGGACUCUAGUGACAUUAUUUGAAUGACACCUCCCUGUAGAUAUCACAUUCAGGAUACCAAAUGCAGGUAAUGGAACUGCACUCAACCCUUUGCCCUGGAAUCCUGGGUGCUCAACUGGAUCAGUCCCAGUACCAAAGGGACCAGAUAUAAAGUUUGAAUGUAGAAAGUAAUCCAGGCACUCCAAAAUGUUCCAAAAAGAUAGGGAAUUUUAUUGGACCCAAGAACCAAAAAACAAAGUUUCGACCCCUUAGGGCCUUUGUCAAGCUACUAAAACAGUAGCUUUUAGUAGCUUGACAAAGGCCCUAAGGGGUCGAAACAUUGUUUUUUGGUUCUUGGGUCCAAUAAAAUUGCCUAUCUUUUAGAACAUUUUGGAGUGCCUGGAUUACUUUCUACAUUCAGGAUACCAAAAGCAUGACUUACCAUGUCUGAUGAUAAAACAAGGUAUAUGGAUUGUACUGGAGACAGGAAUGUGGUUAUAGUGAUGCACUAUCUUAUUAAAUUACAAAUGUAUAAAGUCGUAGCCGCGCGUGUGCUAACAUUUCACAACAGUUGUGGGUCUGGUUAUCAAGGAGGACAGAUAUAACCAAUUUCCACAUAUGAAUUUGGAUAUAUAGUCCGUUCUAUGGUAUGUAAACAUUAUUCUUCAGUUAUGUCAUACUACAUGUGGCCAAAUUGUACGAUAUGCAGACAGAUGCUUUUUUUGAAGAUCUAAUUGCAACGUAUUAGCUAUAGAGAGAAAGUUGUUGACAUAAUGAGGAUAGAAAGUUAUGUUCCUAUAUAUCCUAUUUUGUGGUAACAUGCCGAAAUGAAUAACUUUCAUGUAUGGGGAUUUCUAGAGAAGAAGUCAUAUUAAUUGAUGUUAAGAUUGGAACAUUUAACAAAAGUAUUGAAUUCCAUUUGGCAAUGAAAGUUAAGACUGUAAGAUUAUGUACAGUUUGUUAUCUGCAGAUAGAGGCCCAUUGCCAAUCCAGAUAGAUAAACAUGUGCAUUCACAAACACUGUGGAUAUGGCAUGACAGUGUGUCACACUUAGAACAUAUAGCUACACGAAAAACUGUUUCACUAUAUCACAUAGAAGCAGAGAGAAAUAGCCUUCUUGCCUAGUUCCAAUGGAGGCAGAGAAUGUUUUUUCUAAUAUGUUCUGAUGGGGAUAAUAUACAAGGACUUGAUCCAUAUUAGCACAUUAGAGACACGUCAUGCUGUAAUGUAAGUGUAUAAAAGUACCAUAUAGUAGCUGUGAACUGGUAUAGAACAUCACAUGUGUAGAAGCAGGGAUUGCAUCCGUAUUAAUCCUGCGAUGCAGAUGUAAAAUAACAGAUGAGAUUAGUACCUUGUAAUAUCGUUUUUUAUUACACAUGUUUAGAUAUAGAUGCUUUGCCUCAAAUUAUUGAACAAAACAAUCUUUGAUCUAAGUUGGUCAGUUAAAAGUUGAAUUCUCAAUUUGAGCCUCAGCAUCUAAAGGCAAACUCCAAGCAACAUAACCACUACAGAUUAUUUUAGUUGUUAUGGUGAUAGCAGAGCCCUGGUAUCAUCCGACAGUAAGAUAUUAAACCGUUUUACCCAAGCUCACACUGCUUCCACUGCACCAUGCUUCUUAAGUGGGAAGUCAGAUUGCACUAUAGAACAAAGCAGAAUCAUACAGAACCACAUUCAUUGGCUGAGAGCAUUGGCUGUGCUUUGCUCUUCAGAUACAUCUUGCUGGAGAAGACUUCCCUAAAAAAAUAUACACACAUGUACCCAAACUCAUAAAACAGAGGCCAGGGCCCCAAGCUGGUCUCCUGCCAAGGGCCCUGGGCAAACGUAAUUCGGCUCUGCUGCCAGUUUACUGACCCUCCAAUUUGUCAGCCUCAUUGUUUAUUAUUAUUAUUUUAUUAUUCAUAUAGCGCCAUCAGAUUCCGUAGCACUGUACAAUGGGUGGACUAACAGACAUGUAAUUCAUCAACAUGCUUUGUGUGCUGUAAAGCAAGACGUUGAUAAGAUGUUUUUAAUCUCUCCUGAGUGAAAGUUACAACUGUAGGAGGGUUGCACUGAGAAUUGCAGAGGGUAGAGUUGCCAUAUUUUACAGCUAAACUCUUCAUAUGUUAUCAAUGAUUCCCAACCAAGUCCUCGAGGCACACCAACUGCCCGGGUUUUGUCAUUAACCACACUGAAAAAAAUAGGGUAAAGCCUAAAUCAUGAAAUGUUGCUCUGCCUUGAGGACAAGUUUAGAAACCACCACCCUAGUAAAUGCUGUGAUGAAUUAGGUUAUUUCUCCUUUUUCUCAGCAAGUGAACUCUGCAUACUCCCAGUCAGAACUAUUCAUGUCUACAUGGCGAUCUUAGAACGCUGAAAACAAACAUGGUUUAAAUGGCAGUUCUAGUAUUCAUUUUAUUUUUCUAUCUUCCACAACUUUGUGAGGUCAGCUCAUGCUUUAUUGGAACAAUGUCAUGUGUUGGAAACAUUUAAAAAUAUACCACCCAAUAAGGACUGAGUGUACAUAAAACAAGAGAAUUGAUUUGGGGUUGAUGGGAAUAUCAAGUAAAGAGUGUAACUCGUCAGUGUUCACAAUUACAUUAAAUACGCUUGAUACUCGGAGAAGUCUCCCAGCAGAUGCUGUAAAUGGCAUGAGAAGUCUCCCAGCAGAUGCUGUAAACGGCACCUUUUCUCUACACAUUAUGAUAGUUAAACUGCUACCAGAUGUACAUAUAAAAUUUUACAUUUAUUCUUUAUGAUUUCAGUUUAUAACUCUAUACCACGGACAGAGAGGCAUAAAUUACAAUUAAGGUGCUUGCAUUGAGUGCAUAUGCUCCCAGGAUGCAAGGCUGCUCCUUAACCCCUUAAGGACACAUGACAUGUGUGACAUGUCAUGAUUCCCUUUUAUUCCAGAAAUUUGGUCCUUAAGGGGUUAAACAUUAUGGGAUAUUGUGCAUGUCAUGUGAGCGUGCAAACCACAUAAGGGUCAGGGGUACAUAUUGGAGGUAAGUGCCUGUUGAACAUUUAAGGCAAUUUUAUAGUUUGAAAGAACAAGCCCGUUAGUUUAAUUAGCAAAUUAAUCUGACUAUCUGAUUUUUAUCUGCUGGUUUAGGGGUCUAUCCAGUAAAGGGUGAAUUUCACAGAUAUUGCAGCAAACUUGUUGUUCACUUAGUCACUGUGUUCCUAUGUCCCUAGCUAGCGUUAUAAAAAAGUGCAACGGUGUAGUAUAAGUGUAUCCCCCAACACUUAAAAGAUAAAUAGUAUUAUAAAUAGAAAUACUACACCAAAUGCAGACUUAAAUAUACCAAAUUAUACUACCUAGCCAGCGUUAGCAGCAUCAGUUUCCUUAGAAAUCAAAGUGCAUGAAACGUAUUUGCUGAGUUUGGGAGAGCAGAAGAACCGUUUCAACUCUCCCUUGUCAAUCAAAUCAACAGCAUAGAGUGUAUGUCGAAGAUUUGACUGAGAAAUGGGAGAAAGACCUAUUUUUAACUUCUAGUGUAUUGUAACGAUGAAAAGGAGCAUGAGUGGUUUGGGUCAUGAAACUUCCACUUAAAAUUUUAAACAAAUACAUAAAAGUAAGGACUCCAAACUAAAAUAAUUGUUAAACUUAAAUAAAUUUAGGAUAGUCAGCUACAGAUAUACAAUUCAAAUUUUGGCCCAUUGUAAUAAGCUCCCUUUAAAAUAAAAGUAGCCAUCCUACAUUCUGCAACAUUGAAUUAAAGAAAAACAUCCACACAUAAAGGCUACAUUUUUCCAGACACAUGGAGCUAACUGCCAAUAAUAAAAACUCCUCCGGUGAUUAUUUAAAAUAUUUAACCCUUAUCUUUAAUAAUUAAAAAAAUGACUUUCACUAGUGCCACUCAAGGGGUAAGAGGAUAGAAAGGAGCUUGGGACCUUCUAAAUUUUGUUUAUUAUUUUAUGGCCAUAGGAUAGCAUAGCUUAUGUCUGUAGGUUUGAGGCAUCUUCCCAAAUUCUGGGCUUGUCCCUUAAUAUCCGCAUCUGGGAACACAAGGCAGAUGUUCCCCAAUUAGCACAUUAUUAGAUGCUCUGCAUUAAGUCCAGACUCUGAGUGCUUCAGUGGCACUCUGCAUAUGGUUUUCUCUGAGUUGGGCCGGCCAGUGAGGCUGCUAGCUAGCCCUGUCCAUCAUCAACAGCCCUGGCUGUUUACCCAUAGCCUAUCCUUGAUUCUUAUUGGGAGUUAUGAACUAGGACAAAGAGCAAGGGGUGCUCUGCGGGGCUCGCCAUUCAAUCCUGGCUGAUUAUUCCAAGACUAAUGAAUUUUUCCAAGAUGGCAGCCACAAAGCAUUACAGCCCAUCAGCAUCAAAAUAGAUUAGGUUUAAGACAACGUAGGGCAAGCUCAUUAUAGGCAAUUGUUUAUUAAAUGUGUCAUUCUGAAAGGGGAAAUGUACACUGCAUUCCCUGAGGUGAAAUGCAUUGAGGGUUUAACAGCAUGUACCCUAAGGCUUAUAUUAUGAAAGUGCCAAUUUCUAAUACAAAAUAGUACUUUUGUAAAUGACCUUAGUCAUGCCUCCCAGGCUUCAACCAUUUGUUUAAAGGGACACUAUAGGCACACGGACCACUUCAGCUCAUUGAAAUGGUCUGGGUGUAUAUUCCUAAGCCCCUUAACCCUGCAAAAGUAAUUAUUGCAAUUUUUGAGAAACUGCAAUAAUUUCUAUACAGGGUUAACUCCACCUCUAGUCAGACAGCCACUAUAGGGACUUCCGGGUUUUUACAUGACUUUUGGUCGCCUAACUGACGUUGGAUGUCCUCACACUAUGCAUGAGGAUGCCCAGUGUCACCCAAAAGUAAGUCCUAAUGCGAGCGCGGCUAUUGCCACGCACGUGCUUCAGGACUCCCGCACUUAUGUCAGGAGCGGAGGAGGAGUCCAAUCCAGCACCGAGGGACAUCGGUGCGCAAGCUCAGGUGAGUGAUAGCAGGGGUUUGUAGUCCCUUAUGCGCCACUGGAAGGGGAGCACUGUAUGAAACUAUAGUGCCAGGAAAACAACUUUGUUUACCUUUAAAUGUUUUUCCUGCCUUUGAGUCAUUGUUCAAACCAAAAGAUAAUGUUUUUCAGAGGGAAGCAUCCGAUUGGCAGAGCACGGAAAAUGCCUUAAAUGUUCCAUGGGUACCCAUUCCUUCCCUAUGAGAAGCAUUGGAUUAGAAAGAGACCAUUAGUGUUGAUGAUCUCACCAUGGGAGGAGUGGGCUGGACAGCGGAACCUGUCCUGGUGGUGAAAAAAAAGAUGAGUUUAAUAACUUUUUUUAAUUAAAAGGGGAGGAGUCUAAAUGUAAGAUUAACAAAGGAACACUCCAACAUUGAAAAUAAAUGUAUUUAUUUUUGAUGUUGGAGUCUACCUUUAUUAACAUUUAUUUUUCUAUUUGGGAUUUAUUCACCAAACAAUGAGAUGGAAGAUAAUUUCCAAAAAUUAGGCCAGAGUUGUGAAGUUUGUAAAAAAAAAAAAAAAUGCAAUUCUAUUGAGCUGGAUUUUGUUUUGUUUUUCCAACUCAAAUUGUUAUAGAUUGUGUCACUAAUGAGUUAAUUCACAAGAACUGAGAGUUUAAGCAAACUAAAAAGUGUUUUUGUUUUUUUAAAACAUGUACUUUACAGUAGAUUAAUUUAACUAGUAAUUUAUGAGGUAUGCUUGAAUAUAAUGACAGAAAAACCUUAAAAAACUUUUUCUCAUAGAAUUCUUGCUCAGUAAGAUUAACCAUGUAGGUGCCCCAUAAAUGCAGAGCAAUUAUAUUGAUCACUUGUAUUUCAAUCCAAGAUCCAAACCUGAUUUUCUUAUAAAGACGAAUACUGAAAUAUAAAUAAAAAUAACUGUGAAAAUGCCCUGUGAACUAUGAAAGCUAUAGACUAGCUAAAUUAGUUCCUCACAAAAUAUGCUGGUAAUGUUUAUAUUCAUCUAUAACAUUCUCAGAAGUUCAGUAAAAAAAAAAUCUUUAUGAUGUGUGUGUUUGCAGUGGACAAAAUAUAAUUUAAAAUUCUCCAGGUACAGUAAAAUGAGAUUGUUUGACAACCUUUUCAAUAAGAAAAUUAAAUCCUUUGCUUUGAAAGUUUAAAAAAAAAAAAAACUUAUCUAGGAUUUAAAAACCUGAUUACAUUUAUUUGUCCACAUCCAUUAAUCUAGUCAGAUAUUUUGAAAUAUAAUUAAGAUAAUAAUAAGUUAUUUAUUAGAAAGCUUCUUCUUUCUGAACUAAUUUGGUAGAAAAGUAUAUAAAUUUAUUCAUUUUUUUCUUAACUGAGCAAGUAGAAUAGAACGUACAUUUGACUGUAAAGAAAUAUUCAGGAUUCAAUUUAGCAUUUUUUAAUGACAUUUUGUAUUUUUUUAUGGCAAAAUUUACCCUUAUAAAAAAUAUUGUCUGUUGUUGAUUAACUGAAUGUUUAAGUGUAGCUUUGCAAUGCACACGUUUUUCUUAAGAUAAUACUUAAUGCAACUGUUGUUAAAAAAAACUGGUCAUUUCUUGUACAAAGUAAAUUUGGAGGUUGUGAGAUUUGCAAUACAAAUCUUUUAGAUUAGGACUACAAAAAAACUGCUCUAUGUGUCGCUUUCAAGUUAUCCUUAUACAAUGAAGUGAGUUAAUAUAUUGUUUUUAAUUAGGGCAUUGUUGGAGAUUAUGCUACUCGCUGGCCAAUUAACAAUCUUUAAAUAAACAGUAAUUAAAGAAAAUCAACACAGAUCUCAGCAGUGCAAAGCAGUGUGUUACAUUUCUAUGCUCUGAUAUAAAACAAAAUAAUAUUAAAUAUCGAUUAUUUAUUUGUUUUGAUAUAUUUAGCGAUUCAAAACCAAAAAGCUGUCCAUUUAAAUUCACAUCACCUAUAGAAUUUAACCUACGGUAUAAUCAAAACUGAUAUAUUUAUUUUAUUAUCAGUAUAAACUAUUAUUUUAUAAAUUAAUGUAAAAAAAAAUCAUAGUGUUUGCAUAAGAUACAUAGAAAGCUAGACUCAUAAUUCGUUCAAGAAUUAUAAAACAAACAAAAAAAUACAACGUACAGUCAAAUUAGCAUAAUACUGUUGCUUCACUGUGAUUGGAUAAUACUACAAAAAUUAUAUCACGCUGCACGUAUGACACAAACACACACACACACACACACACACACACACACAUAUACAUAUAUAUAUAUAUAUAUAUAUAUAAAAUUAUAACUUAAAGUGUAUGGAGAAAACACCGAUAUUUUUCCCUUCACUCCGGAAUGUAGCUGGGAAUAAAAUAUUUGUUUGCACAACCUCUUGACUCUAGCAGUAACAUAGUGAUAAGGUUAAUUUUUAAUUACACUGUGAUGUUGCAUUGUGUAAAGAUACAUUAUUUGAAGAGGUGGGGGAUAAACAUUGCAGAACUCACUUACCUGUGCAAUACAUUUUCUGCAUGUACUAUUCAAAUUUAAAAUAUAUUAUUAGAAUAUUUCCAAUUUAUCUUCCAGCAUUUUAAAUCUGGAAAAUUGAGGUAAAAUUUAAGUAUACAUUCACUAUAAAAAUAGUCACUUGCAUUUUGCCUGGAAGAUUUAGGAGCUAAACCGGCCAUCACAAAAUGUUUUUUUUAAAUGGUCACCUUCCCCCAAACCCUUUUACCCAGGAAAAUAAGUGAAUGGUAAUUUCAUGAUAUGAACCUGAGUUUGCUGUAGUGUAUUGGCAUAGUAUUCAUUUAAAAAUGUUAAUUUAAAAAUUUAAAAACGUUUUAAUACAGAGAAAUCCCUUAAAGUUUCUGAUAUAUUUGUUAGAAGCAAACACAGGACUUUAUAUGACGUAUUACAUGCAUACAUCCCAUGAUAUAUGAUAUACUAUGUGGGUGUGUGUGUGGUCUAAACUUGUAAUCAACUUUUUUUUUUUUUUUUAUAUACAAUACCAGAUUUUGAUACAGUACAUUAACUCAAAUGCCCCUUACAAUCAUAUCACUGUCAGAUCUCUUUGUGUCAUGCAGACUUGUAUACUUGUUUCAUAUAGUGCAUAUAGUCAGAGAAUUAUAUGACUCUUAAUGUGCAUUGUAUCAGAGCCAAAUAAAAAAAUUACCCCAAAGUGAGCUACCCGUAAAUUUUAGCACAUCUUUGCGAGGGAGUAAGGAAUACUACUAUAAAAUUAUCAUCACAAUGAAUAAGUGCAGUCUUAUACACAGAAACAAUAUUAACUAUUUGCUUUUAAAGCUACAGGUGCAUCUUUAUAGGAGAGAGUGUCUGUCGCCUUACGUCUAUUUUUUAAGGUGGCGCGUGUGCCUUUUUUUUUUUUUUUUAAGGUGGAAUGUAUAUGUCUAUGUGGGUAUUUUUAAUGAUGGGGGGGAGGGAGGGGGGGAAUCACAGCAGCAAACAGAUCAACUCAAGGCAUUCAGUACUUGAUAUGUUGUUAUUAAUCAGCGUUUAAUCGAAACCAGGUAACUCUUGGUAUUCAAAGAGUGAUGUGUGUGUUUGCAAGAAGUAACGCCACCUUGUUUUAGAUGGGAGAACUAACAGUGUUGGGGUUAUCCUUUCUAAUGAAGACCAGGAUACAGGGGGUUUAAAUCAUUGUUCACUUGUCCCUUUAAUACCAAUGUAUUUCUUUGUGUGCAUCAUUUUUUUUUAUUAUGCAUUAUUAAAGAUCUUUCUGUUUAUGUUAAGAUGUGCUAUUGUCUAUCUACCAGUCAGUCAGUCUGUCUAUCUAUCUGUCUGUCUGUCUAUCAAUCUCUAUUCUAUUUUGUCAUAUUCUAGUCUAUCUCUAUAAAGACACACUAGAGUGAGUGAGAGCAUAUAGGACAAUCCUGUUGCUUGGCUGCUGUUUUUUGUGCUGUGCCUGUCUGUGUCUUGGCUGCCUCCUUGUCAGAUAGUGUGUGUGUGUCCUGUGCUCUGAGUAAACAUCAAGAAGCAAAAGCAUGAAGUUCACAAGUUAACACUUUGUAGAGAGAUAGACACAACAUGAGUGGAGAGGGCGAGGGGAGUGGCUCUGAUAGGGGAGAGGGGCUGGCUGAGAGCCUAGCAGAUCAGAGCCUGCCCCCAGUGCUCCCAGCCUGGAGAUCAGAGAGGAGAAGGCUAGCUGACUGUCAGGCUGGAUUGCAGACAGCUUGGGAGGAGAGUCAGGAGGUGCUGGACUGGCUGGUCCUUCCUUCCCUCAGACCUGAGAGGUCACAGCUCUAUCAAAACACAAGUGACCCAUCAUCUUCUGCUUGGCAUCACACACUUAAGAAGAGACUCCUAGCCCAUCCCUGCAGCCAGUCAAACCAAGACUAGCUAGCCCUGACAUUGCACCCAGGAAGAUUAGCUGAGAAGACCCCAUGUAUUUAUACCAAAUAUAUUGUAGCUGAGCUCACAUUACUCUUUUUGGCUUCUCUAGAAUCCCUACCGAUUUUCUGAGACCCAUACCGUCCAAGAAGUGAUAUUUAGCCCACCCUGCCUGAACCCCAAGUCCCAAUUUACCCCCCACCCCCACCCACUCUCUCCCCCCCAAGAAAUCCCAAUUUUUCCCGAGCCAAGUAGGUCUUCUUCACACCACCUGUACUGGGGUCUGACCCUGGUACCUGUGUGUACCCCAGGUGGAGGGGUACCCGGGAGCCUCUUCCUGCCCGAGCCAUGUUGCCCAAAGUGGAGUCGGAAUCCCUGGGACUAUCGCGAUCACACGGGGAGCAGGGCCAGAUGCCGGAGAACAUGCACGGUAAGUGACUUACCGCAUCAUACUGGGCUUAUAUUAUAUUAUUAUACCGCAUCGAUCAUUAGAAUGUUCCAUGGAAUGCUGCGUUCUCCGUACUGGGCGCUCUAUAAAUUCUAUUAUAGAACGUUCAUUUUAUUAGUUUUAUUAUAGGCUGACUGACAUUAAUACAAGGACAGUUACCGUGUCCAUGUAAUAUGUUUUUAUUUUUAAAAUUUGUAGGCUUUCACGAUUUGAUCAGUACAGCUGAAAAUAUUGUUGUUGAUGUGUAUGUGUUUUGAUAGUGAGCUAGGGUAAUAGACAGGAGAUUAGGUGCAGAGAGCAUUCAACGCUGUAUUUAAUUAAUAUAUAUGUGUGUGUAUAUACAUAUAUAGAUAUAUACACACACACAGACACAGACAUAUACACACAAUUAAAACAAAGUUAGCUAUGUUCUAUUUGUACGUGUUAUUUACGUUCACACCAAGAUCACCAUCCGCAUACAGUUCUAAGUGUGUGUACACGCACAUGUUCCUGGAUGCACAUACCAUUGGCCUGAUGUUAAUACAUGUAACAUUUAUACAGGGCACGUGUGACUUGUCCAUUUCCCUUUCCCAACUUCCUACACAGAGAGAGAGCUGUGACACCGUGUAUACAGGAUAUCCCAGUAUAUAGGCAUCUUGUAGUGUAUUAGUAUGACGAUGAUAUAUGGGUCAUACCUCUUGCCAUGCCAAUCCCCAAAAUAAGGAAUUGUGCUUUCACUAAUAAUUCCAAAACACAAAUUGUGUUUUGUCAUGUAGAAAACUGCAACUGUACAUUGCAAGGAGAACUGUGUGUGUGUGUGUGUGUGUGUAUAUAUAUUAUAUAUAUAUAUAUAUAUAUAUAUAUAUAUAUAUAUAUAUAUAUAUAUAUAUAUAUAUAUAUAUAUAUAUAUAUAUAUAUAUAUAUACACACACACACACACAGUAAUGCUUUGUAAAUGUCCAUUUGGGAGUUAAUUUCUUAAAUGCAAUUUGCUGCAUACCUCUGUGUAUGCACAUGUAGUGUCCAUUAAUAUUGCAAGCAAUGCUACUUAAAAUUAUUAGCAUUGAUUUAGUUUAUAAGUAAUAAGUUUAAUUACAUGAAGUAUUUAACUACAGCAAAGUAUGGUUCAACUCUUUGGUAAACAAAAAAUACAAAUGAAAACUAAAAUUUAAAGUCUGCAAAAUCUAAAUUAUCCAAAUAGGCAUUUUCAACUUUUUUUUUUAGUUUUUUUUUAGUGAAGUGCCUUAGUUAUAUACAGUAGAAAAAAUGCUAGUGUGUAUAAAAUAUACAUGUAUAUAUAAAUAUAUAAUAUAAAAUUACAACACUAAAAAAAUAUAAUAUAUAUAAUAUAAUAUUUUAAUAUCAAAUAAAAUAGUCCCACACUGUAUAAAUAUUUGUAAAUAUUAUUAUUAUUUGGGGGAGCAUGUAUAUACAUGCUCCCUCACAUAAUAAUAAUAUUUAAAAAUAUGUAUACAGUUUAUAUAUAUAUAGAUAGUUAAUGCAUUGCUAAACACAAAUGCACACACCAGUCAUUAUGUGAGUUUGUGUUUAGCAAUGUAUUAACUAUCCACUUACUUCAGGUGGAAGGGGUUUUCAUCCACACAUUUUUCCCCACCACAACUAUUUUGGUGUAUAUAUAUAUAUAUAUAUAUAUAUAUAUAUAUAUAUAUAUAUAUAUAUAUAUAUAUAUAUAUAUAUAUUAUUGAGAAAGAUCUAGAGGGUUUCUGAGUUUUUUCAUAAAACUGAAGGGUUUGUGUAUAUGCAUAUCUAUGUAUACAUAUAGUGUAUUCAGAUAACAUAACAGUGACUUUGUGUUGAAUCAAGAGAAGAGGGAAUUUGAAAAUCCCAAAUGUUUUCUAUAGUCUUGAUUACUAGCUAAAAACAAAUAUAUCAAACUAGUUCGUUUUUAAAGGAAAAUCAUAGAUACCAUUUCCAAAUCUGGAUUUUAUUAUAUUUAUGUGUCUCUCUUCAGUGCAAAAUGUAUGUCAGUGUUAUGUUAGAUUUUUUUUGGAUCAAAAUUUGAGAUUUAAACAUAGUUUUAAGAUUAAAAAAAAUCGAAUAGGUAAUUGAAGGCGACUUUGUACAGAAUUAAAAAUAACAUAUACAUAAACUAAAAUAAAGUUUGAAAUCAAGUUAAUUCAUUUUGACUUUUUCAGUGUUAAACAAUUAGUCUAGUUAAUUCAUUUUGACUUUUUCAGUAUUAAACAAUUAGUGUAGGCAUUGUUUUUAAGUUAAAAAAAAAUCCUUCUGUACUAAGAAAAUGUUAAAUUAUCAUUCAUAAUGAAACUUAAAAAAUAUUUUAAAUACAAAUGCAUUUUUAAAUAAUUUAAAAUCCAUUUUAAUAGUAUCCAUCUAUACUAAUAUACUAUUAUUUUGCAUAAUAUUUUAUUUUAAUAGUUAAGUUUUAAAGGCAAGUAUAAAUAAUUUUGCUAAACGGCUUGCAUAUAAAUGUUACAUAUUGUGGUGCAUCAUGCUUAUAGUUUAUUUUCUCAAAAGUCUUUAAUAAUGACAGCAAACAAUAUUAACAAGAAACCCAUUAUAUUAUGUACUUAAGUGGUAUUAAGUAAAAGUGUAAAUUAAAAGACAAUCUCCUUUGAAUGGUAUUGUGGAAUGUGUACAUGUAAUAUAUGUGCAAAAACGUUUGUUAUUCCGAAUUUGUGUUUAUAGUUUUUCUAUAUGUGCAUGACUUUUCUUUAGCAUGCAUGUAUUUCCUGAUCUCUAUAUGUAGGCAUUGUUUUGAAUAGUUGAAAGUUUGCGAUGAGUUCUUUAUAUGUAGUAGAAAUGCCUAUUGUCAGAUAGCCUGUGUUUCUAUUUUCCCUGUGUUAUAUUUGUUUAUCCAGUAAUCUUUCUGUAUUACACCCAAGAUUUCUUUGACCGUAAAAUCGGGGGUUCAGUUAACAAAAAUGAUUAUUUUGAAGAAAGGGUUUGUUAGAUCAGUAUGUUUGUGUGUUUCCUAAUUUUUGCAUGUGUACAUAUCUAUUUCUCUUGAAAUACGAAAACAGAUGUAGUGUAAACAUAUAUAUUUAUGUGUUAUAGUAUGUAAAAGUAUACAGCCAUAUAAAUCUAUAUACGUAAGACUCAUAUAUGUGUACAUGUAUGCAUUUAUAGAGACAGAUGUUUGGUUAAUCUGAGUCUGAUCCUGCGUAUGCAGUGGAAUUUCUGAAAUAAUUUGAUAUCAAGUGGCUUUCAUACCUUUGUUGGAGACUUUUCCAACCAUUUAAGAAUUAAGGGAUCUAUUCGCUAAAUAGUUAGUUGUAAUGAUCUCAAAGUCAUCUGGCGACAAGCAGGCACUAAAAAACCAACUGAAAUUAAAAAAAUAAAUCAUUUUAAAGUCAACAGACAUUUUUCUAUAUUGAUCGUUUUAAAAGCGAAACUUUGCAACAACUGAGCACAACUCACAAGUUAGUCAAUACAUCUCUUUGUAAUCAGUAUUCAUUAUUCAAUAUAUCCUUUGCAAUUAUUAAAAAAGUAUGCUAAAAUUGAGUUUUUUUUUUUCUUUUCAUUAAUAUGUAUGCUUCUGUGUACAAGACUUGAAAGCAAUUAUUUUAUUGUUUUAAGCGAUCUUUGGAAAAGCAAAGGUUUACGAAAAUAAGGUCAGGUAAUUGAAAUCAGAAAAAUAGAAGAUAAACCAUACAUAAUUAGUUGAGAUAACAAUAGUUAAUAAAUUGUAAUGAUAUUUGUGCAAAAUACAGAUGUCUCUAAUGGGCAUUUUAAUGAAUGAACCAGCUUAGCUUUCAGAGCUUUUAAAUGAUUUUCUAACCGCAGAUCACCGGGAAGUAAAUGGACUAUUAAUGUAAAAGACAGGAACCCUUCAAUACAAACUCCUAUCUCUUAGGGCAGUUACGAAUACACAUAUAUACACAUAUACAUAUAUAUAUAUAUAUAUAGAAAUAAAAUCAACGUUCUGCAUCAUAACAAUGAAUUCACAAAACACCAAAUUGAAGUGAAUUGAAAUCUCAACCUGCAACAUUUAGGCUAACACAGGUAAGCUGUGACUAUAGCCAAGGUGGAGAACUGGUCCAAAUCAACAUGUUUUUGCCUUACUGUUUGAAGUUGGAUUUUCAAUUCAAUGCGAUUCAAUGUUUAGUGAAUAAGCCCCACGAUUUACUUGGACUCUUUGUAGAGAUUCUGUUGGUACAUCCCAUCUACACACAGGGCAGUAUAGGAGCACAUUUUGGGACAAUCACCAGGUGAAUAAAUGGUACGGUUCUGAUGAUUGCUCCAGAUUUAACAUUUUAAAACAGAUUUGCUCCAGGAUUGCCUUAACAAAUGCGUUUUCAUCCUUCUGUAUGUAAUACAAUUUUAAAACAAAUCUAAGCUAUACAUACAGCCAUAAGAAAAGCAUUACACCUAGGUGGAAAUUACAGCAGUACACUCAACCGCAAAUAAAUCGAUAUGUAGAAAUAGCGUUCUGUUCAUUUUUGCACAUCUUCAGUAAUUCAGUUCUUUAGAUAUAAACAUCAUUCAGACACAGACACAAGUUCAGCUGGAGUUACACAAUAUUCUUGUUUUUUUAAACUUUUUUUCCUGUUGAUCAGAAAUACCUUAAGGUGCUGCAAACUAUUUUUAAUGCAACACGAUAUUUCUUAGCUUGUGCAAAGUGCUCCAAAGUUCUAGACUUAUAGAAUAUUCAUUUGUCUAUCACUUUAUACAUAACAUACUGAUUACUAAAUAUUAUUACUAAAAUUAGUGUUGUCAACUUUUAUCUGCUUGGAAUUGGCACUGUAAAUUAAUUACCAAAAUUGCUAUUUUUUUAAAUUUAUUUUAAUUUUGUAAAAGAAAACAUUAGGCCUGUGUAGAACGGGUCAAAUUAAUUAACUGUCUUGUGGUUAAUAUUUGUACUGCUGUGUACAUUAUAUGUCUGUUUAAGCUAAGGUCACUGUAUGUCCAAUAUCAUAGAAUGCUUAAACGGUUUGAGUGGUCAAGCGAUCUCUUGUUAUACUUGAAAAGGGUCAUUAAUAAUGGGUUUGCAAACAUGUCACAUAUUUGCCAGUGGCAAGUCUACAACAAAGUGUACUAAAUGUUUAUUUUGAACCCUGCAAUAUCAAAUAUAAGGACAGUUGAAUUAGAUAGUUGAUCAUUUUCAGAUCUUAAAGGAUGUGUAAACAACACUGCAUUUUUCUUUAAAAGUGAUAAUAACCAACUGCCAAAUAUUUGGCCAACAAAAGUGAUACGUAUAGAACCUGCAGACUUUAGCAUAAUUGUAAUAACAGAUAAUUAUGUAAGUAUAUAAUAAUUACAUAAAUAACACAGGUAUUACAUCCAAGCAGUGAAUACAGAAUGUAGGAGACAUGUAUAAUUUUAAGACAUAAAUAUUGAUAAAAAAAAAUCCUGUCAAAAGUCAAAUUAUGUACACCCCCGAUGCAUAAAAAUGUGAGUUGUGAUGGUUGAUAAGAAGCCACUGGCCAAUCCAAUCUGCUCUUUGUGAGACCUCAUGCUUAUUUAAUGUACUCAUUCAUGGAGACAGUUUUGCAGAAACCCCAGGCACUCAUGCAAUUCAUAGGCUGUUUUUUUGUUUGUUUUUUUAAAUACUAUUGUACUUCGAUUGGAAGGCGGUUCCAGGUAUCCACUAUUCUUUUGAUUGUAGCAGAAAGCAUAACAUUUGCAUAUCAUUUAAACUUCAGUGAUUCGGCAUGUAUAACACUCAUAUAUGCUAGGAUAAGCACAUCCCUAUGGUGUGGAUACUCAUAUUUAUGUAUGCUAAGUAUGUAUUUUCUCUGUUGCUGGUCUACAUGGUAGCACUGUGUAAUAAAUCAGUUUGUCCUGUUUUGAUCUCUAACCAUCCUGCUGUUUCCUCCUCUUCCUGCAGUGCCCCAGUUUAAAAUGAUGGGCUAUUCUUACGACGAGGACCUCGAAGAGCUGUGUCCAGUUUGUGGGGACAAAGUAUCUGGAUAUCACUAUGGACUGCUGACCUGUGAGAGCUGCAAGGUGGGAUAUAAGGACUACUUAUUGCUAUGGGUAUUUUAUUGAUAUAUUUCACAAGUAGGAUUGUAAAUGUACUACAGAUCCAUCUAUUUAUUAUUUAAUUUUGUCAUCAUGAAUUUAUUGAACACCACCAAAUUUCGCAGCCCUAGAUACAAAAAGUAUAUUAUAAUACCUAAUAUAACGUACAGAAACAAAGAGAUACAGCUGGUUUUGAAAGCUCCGUCCACAUGCUUAGACUAAAAGAUGUGUGGGUAUAUAUGUACGGAUUCAGAGCUAGAUUAUUGGUCCUAUUGACAUGAAACCAGAUUUGUGUCCAACGGAAGAUUAAUUCAAGUCUAUAUAUAAAAUUGUGCAUAUUUGUGUUGUACAAAUACAUACAUAAAUAUUUGUGUGUAUUGAUGUAUGUAUUGAUAGAUAUGUGUAUUUGUAGAUAGACAUAUUUGCCUUCUGAAACCUUCAGCUCCGCCAGCUGCUAUAUAACUUGCACUCUGCCAUUACUGAUGCAUUUUCAAGUGCCUGGGUGCAAACCUGUCGUAGUACAUAUAUUGAACUACAUAGAUACCUGCACAUACAUGUUUCAUAUAUACUACACCCAAAUAGAUAAGCAAAAUCUGUGAUUGGCUCGUCUGCUUGCUGAAUGGAAUAAUGUCCAAAAGCAUAACAGUGUAAUAAUAAUAGUUGAUUUCUAAUAUGGCCAUGAAUGUUUUUGUUUGUUUUGUUUUUUCUCAUUUGCAUAUACUCAAUAUUAGGUAAUUGCAUGCCAAUAGUAUAAUCAAUGUAAACAAAGACGUGUUACUGUGGACUUAUCAGUUUACUCACUAAAUAGGGAGGAGACAGUACACUCAUUAAUUUUAAGACAAAAAUAUAAGACUUGAAAACAAUUUAUAAUUAAGUCGAUUUAAAAUUUAUCCAAACUCAGUUAUUUAGGCCUAAUUUUCCAAUUCACUUGCCAACAAUCUGGUUAUCAAAUGUAGGUUUAAGUUGCAAAGAGCUGUGAAUGGAUCUCUUUUACAAAGUAAAUAGUUUCUUCCUGUCCCAGUAGAAAUGUAUGGCAAGUAAUAUAUUUUUUUUUACAACUUUACUAAAAUAUUGGUCUGUAAGAAAGUGAUGAACAUUUAAAUUUAGUUUCGGUUUAAAGCCUUCUAACUGCAAACCUGCCAUUGAACAGGCAAAAUAAAUAGAUGUCCGCUCACUAUAAUAGAAUUUCGCGAUCUGUUUAAAGUUUAAAUAGAUUUUUUUUUCAUUCAAAACGUUAUUUUUUUUUUAUAUAAGUAUGUCUCGCUUGUGUUUUAUUUAUCAGUCUUUUAUUUAUUCACCAAAUACCAUGAUAAAAACUCAUUGCAACAUUUAUGCAAUAAGUGCUGUUUUGGAAUAAUUUGCCAACUCGACCAUAGUCAUAAUUUGACUGUUUAAUCCUAAAUUUAGAAAAAUCCACUACAGUUUGGUGUUUGUUAUAUAAACCCUUAUGUGUUGUUGGUGUAUAAUUAAAAAAUUUACAGACUCUUUACAUUGAUUGUUACGUAAUACAAUGAAGAUGUUAUCAAUACAUUAAAACCGAUUAAUUGAUUAUUUAUGCAUUUUAAAGUUGGUGCUUAUGAAAAGUACAUGCUCUGGUCAGUUUCAUACGGUUAAAUUAAUAUCUCUUAUGUGUCGUGCUAAAUUGAAAUCUUACAAAUACUAGAAAACUGAAUAAUGAGCCAAAAGUUAAAAUUGUGAUUGUGAAAAGUUUUAUUAUCUUUUAUCAGCUUUGAAAUGUUAGUUGUUUUUUUUCUCUAGGUGAUUUAUAGAACUUAUAGAAAUCAUAUAUUUAUGUAUCUGUGCCUCACUUUUAGAUCUUUGUGACUUUAUGUUGCAUAGCACAUUCUGCACAGUGCUGUGAUUUUCAGAUGUAGAAUAAAGAUUUAGGUGUGAGAACACUGAAGGAGUUCAUUGAGUAUUCAAAUAAAUGGGUAAUGCGAGCGUUUGAGUUUCACUUUCCCAAUUAUUUCAGUUAGCAUACAUGUCGAGAUUUUCUGGGUCACUUAUUUCUGAGAUGCUGGUCUAUGCUCAGCAAUAAUCUGAUGAUACCCAAACUAAUUUGUACUCAUCUUGCUAGUUGGUACAAUAUUCGAAAUGCUUGCUCUUAAACUACAGCACUUUAGAGUUUCCACGGGGGAAUUGUUGCAGAUCUCACUGAUUACUGCAGGGCUUAGAAAUUUCGUGAUGGGCGUUUUAGAGUUAAUAAGUUCCUCAUGGUGGACUCUUUAAGAAAGUUCACAGGUAUAGAUAUGAAAACAUAGGGCAAAUGAUAAAUUGGUCAGCAUUCUAAUGCACUCGUAAUUUUAAACUGUUGUAUAAACUCUACUAGCUAUAGAAAAUAUAUUUGGAAAUGCAACCUCAUACUUUUUAGUUUUUUAGCAUUUUAUUAUUUUACGUGUAAGUCCCUUGUAGGACACACAUGUUCAUAGAAGCAGUCACUUAAUAAGGUAAUACAUUAAAAAAUAUGGAAAAAUACAAUAAAAAAUAUAAUAAGAUAUAACAUUUAAAUUUCUUGCUGCCACUGCAGAUUCACACACACGCAGCUACAGCAGAGAGGCCCUCCAAAAAAAACAAAAAACAGAAGUCUGUCCUUCUGGCCUAUGGUGUAUCCCACAAACAUCUAUCUAGCAGGGAUUUAUGGGAUAUAGAGUUUCAGCCCUAGCAGCAUUCCAUUCAUUGAAUCGGAUGAAUGGAACUGCUGAUUAAGCUUAUAGCAGCCAAUUGACAGCCCCAUAAACAGUUGUGUGAAUUUUUGCCUGAGCUGCAGACACACACUUGCAUGGUGUGUAAUAACUAAGAAAGUGCAUGCCACGCAAUUAUUUGUACAGUUAAAGGAGGUGGUGUAAAUACUUCUAUUGAUGUAAGAGCAAAAAGACGUAGGCUUGUAGGCAACUAUAUGUAAUCACACAACAGAUACAGGGAACAUCCUUGAGCCACAACCUAUAGCCACAGGUUGUUAUGGUGCUAGGGUAUCUGUUUAAAGCAAAGAUCAAACAUAUUAUUAAUGUGGUUUAACCACUUUAUUAGGAUCUGUGGAGAAUUGACAAAGGGAUUACAAAUUGUAUGGCCAAAUAGCUAAAACCCCAGUUAAAUUUAUAAUUUUUGUGUAAAAUUUGCAAUUUCUCACAAGUCACAGUUUAAUGUAUAAUGCGCAUUGUGAUAUAUAAAAGCUGAGUCUCACCUAGAACUAUCAUUUUAUUUUUUAUUUAAUCUGCUUUUUUGAAGUACUUCUGAUCAAUUUAAAUAGACUUAUGCAUUUUUCUUAAAGGAACACUAUAGUCACUCAGACCACUUAAUCUCAUUAAAGUGGUCUGGGUGCAGUGUCCCUGUCACACUUAGUCCUACAAUGUAAAUCACGUUCUGCAUGAGGACAUCAAGUAUCAGUAAAACCCUAUAGGAAAGCAUUGAAGCAAUGCUAUCCUAUGUGGAGGGUCUAAUGCACUUGCAGAGCUUGCUGCGCAUGCACAUUAGGUCCCCCAAUGGAUGGCGGCGGAGGAUUCAGGUAAGUGACUAAAGAGUUUUUCAACUCUUUAACUGCUGGAGGGAGGAAGUGAGCGAGAGAAGGGGGUGGGGGGAGACCAGAGGGCUCUGUAAUGUAAGGAAUACAGAUUAGUAUUCCUUACACUAUAGAAUCCCUUUAAUGUUUUACUUUUGUGUCACUUUUCCUUUUGAAUUUAAGAUGGCCGCCAAAUGCUUCAUAGCCUUUCUGUUUUGCAAUGGUGCCAUUUUACAUUAUUAUAUAGUAUUUAGUACAGACCUCAAACACAAUAGCAAACUGAACUGCAAUCAAACGGAAAAACUGUAAACUCAGUUUGUAAUCAAAACAACAAUUUUUUUUAUGGGGCCCAAAGCUUAAAUAAACAAAUUUUAUAUUAAAUACAAUAUUUGUGAAUGCACAUGACUAAGUCUACAAUUUAUCCUGUAAGCCAGCAAAACUCUUUUAUAACACUUGUGUAAACUGAAAGUCUCAAAGAAAACCCUUGCAAUACACAUUAAGGAACCACCAUAGGCCAAAGCAUGCUCGGUUUCUUUUCAUAUUCUGAAUUGCAAACAUAAUUUCAAAGGUCACCAACGGGUUAAAACUCCAUGUUUGCGUACGCAUUGCAAAAUUUGCAUCAACCUUCUAUGUUCUAACUAAAUUAUCUGCAGCAAAUCUAUUUUUCGAAUUAGAAAGUAUAUUAUUAAAUUUAAAUGAAGCAUGUAUUUAACAGAGCAUUCUGUAUAUUUAUCACAUUUAACUAAGUGUCUGUUGGCUGAUUUCCCAUAAUCUGUACUAUCCCUUCUGUUUAGCAGAUGAAUCUCUAUCAAAUAAUUUACUCCCAAUUCAUGAUAAUUAUUUGGGAUGUAGAGGGCUAAGCAAGUAGAGCUUGUCUACAUUCCUUGCAACAGCCUGUUCGAGUAUUCGCUAAUUCCAUUUCUGUUAUCUGUUCAGGGUUUCUUCAAGCGAACGGUUCAGAACAAUAAGAGAUACACGUGUAUCGAGAACCAGACCUGCCAGAUCGACAAGACUCAGAGGAAGAGAUGUCCGUAUUGUAGGUUCCAGAAAUGUCUGAGUGUGGGAAUGAAGUUGGAAGGUAGGAGAAGAAUGGUGGGACAGGAUUGUUGAGUUGACCACUUGAUUUUAGGAGGAUUGGAGGUUAUUUACAAAGAAUAAUUGCUACGUAUUCUUCUGAAGCAAACUGCUGAAACAUUCCGUUGUUUUCUGUUAUAGUUACUUAAAUCAUAAAAUUGGUUUCUCCAAAACAUUUUUCUCUCAACUUUACUCUUAGAAAUUAAGACUUAUGUCAUGACGAUUUACAGAAAGUUUCCAGGUGCAUUUCUGUGCACAUUGAUUGAAUUAGUGAUUUUAAGCACGUCCAUAAGGGUCGUAAUCAUGCAAACAUUUUAAUAUUUCUCUAUAUAAUUGGUGUAAUUAAUCAAACAGCAUUGUGUGUUGCAAAGCAUUCAAUAAGUGUUAUGCUGAAAACCUAAAUAAUUUUUACUUCUCAAGUUGUUGAUUUUGAUAGACCAGGGUUAAAGAGGCAAGAAGUCAUAAAAAAUGGUUGUAAAAAAUAAUAUGUCAAGCUGAAAUUAGUUGAUAAAAUGAGCAAUAUUAUGCAGUUGUUGUAGUAGUUCUCCAGGGCAGUUCUUGGGUUAAAGAAUAGCUUUGUUUUGCCUAGUCUGCACUUUAUUCCCUCUAGUUUUGAGUGGUUAUACUAAUUUGCGAGUACCACCCACUUUACCAGAAUACAUUGAAAAGGUAAGGGAAAUAUAUCUCUAUGCUGUGGUUCCUGGUGCAGGUAAGGGUAGCUUUACAUAAAAAUUCAAUGCAAUGUCACUUAAAAGUUGACUUUUGUACAGUUUUAACUUAUUAUAAAACACGUUUUAUAAUUUUCUCUUUUGUGAUUGAUUUUUAAAAAAUGACAGUAUAUUUUAAAUUAAAAUACAACUGCAUAUGUGUGUACGCAUUUUUCAUGAUGCUGCAGUAUGACUAUAUGUGUAACAAAUUUAAAGAUUAACGUGUGUAUGUGUGCGUGUGUUUGUGUGUGUGUGUAAAAUUACAAAUCUCACAAAUAUGCACAAACAGGAUGUUUAUUUCCAUGUGUGUAAGUUAAAAAUUUUUAUUCAAAUGUGUUUGCAAUGUGUAUGUUCUGUUAUGAUCAAGUGAUCUGUUCAGUGAUGUCAGUCUCUUUUCAAUUUUUGAAAAUAAAAAAACCCAGGACACAUUUGUAGGUUUCCAGAUGUGAAAGGAAUAGUGUAUAGAAAGCACAAAAAGAAAAAUAAACGUGGCAGACCAAGAAAUGUGAGAGUGCCCUGGGUUUUCUCUCUAGAAGUUUUUUCUUACCAGUCUUUUUCUGUGUCUAAUUAAUGUAGGAAUUUCAGAAAUAAUUUAGAAAAAAAAGCUGCUUGCAACUUCCCAUAUGAAUUUUUUUUUAUAGUUUUUCUAUCAGUCUGUUAUCCUAUCAGUCAGUCAAUGUACUAUAAGUCACACACUACUACUAGAGAUUUGGUACCCGGUUUAUUGACUUUUGGAAGGAUGAAAGGCUGAGUGUACCCAUUGGGAUAUGAACCUAUCUCCUUCAAACCUCUUUGCAUUUCUUCCCAGUAUAUGUUGCUGACAAUGAGUUGAAACACUGGGGACAUUUUUUAGUAGAUUGUGUGAACACCCUCCCCUCAGUGAAGAGUAAGUAAGGAAGCAUGCGAUGAAACGGCAGUCACAGGGCGUCAAGAGGAAAAAAAUAGAAAAGUGAAGCAACUGCAGUAAGGUGGAACAGAAUAUGAGAGCAAAAUCAUGUUGAAUGUAAAACAAUAAAAAAGGCAAUGAGAUUUAUUGGGUCAAAAUAUAGGGGCAAACAUAAUGAAUAAAUAUUCGAAUAAAAGACAAUUACACCAAUAGUUAAAAAAAAAACAAAAAAAAAAACAGACAAUAAAGAUUUAUGUUCUAAUCAAUAUAACUAAAAAUAGUAAAAUAGUAUGGCAUACACCCAGGGCCGGCCCAAGGUAUUGUGCUGCCUGGGUCCAAGGAUGAAAUUCUGUUUCCCCUUCCCCUCUCCCUCCCCCCACCUCACACCUCACACACAACCAUUAUGUUAUGCAGUUUGAAUAGUGAAUGCAGUGUCUGUGUAGGAAAUAAAUAUUGCAUAUUGCUUGCGGUGUGUAUAGUGAAUACAUUGUGUGUGUGUAUAGUGGAUACAGAGUGUGUGUUUGUGUAGUGGAUGCCGUGUGUGCGUGUGUAUAGUGAAUGCAGAGUGUUUGUAUAGUGGAUACAGAGUGUGUGUGUGUAUAGUGAAUGCAGAGUGUGUGUAUAGUGGAUACAGAGUGUGUGCAUAGUGGAAACAGAGUGUGUGUGUGUAUAGUGAAUGCAGAGUGUGUGUAUAGUGGAUACAGAGUAUGUGUUUGUGUAGUGGAUGCCGUGUGUGCGUGUGUAUAGUGAAUGCAGAGUGUGUGUGUGUGUGUAUAGUGAAUGCAGAGUGUGUGUAUAGUGGAUACAGAGUGUGUGUUUCUGUAGUGGAUGCAGUGUGUGUGUGUAUAGUGGAUACAGAGUGUGUGCUUGUGUAGUGGAUGCAGUGUGUGUGCAUAGUGGAUACAGAGUGUGCGUGCGUAUAGUGAAUGGAGAGUGUGUGUAUAGUGGAUACAGAGUGUGUGUAUGUAUAGUAAAUGCAGAGUGUGUGUGUAGUGGAUACAGAGUGUGUGUUUGUGUAGUGGAUGCCGUGUGUGCGUGUGUAUAGUGAAUGCAGAGUGUGUGUAUAGUGGAUACAGUGUGUGUGUGUGUGUGUGUAUAGUGAAUGCAGAGUGUGUGUAUAGUGGAUACAGAGUGUGUGUUUCUGUAGUGGAUGCAGUGUGUGUGUGUAUAGUGGAUACAGAGUGUGUACUUGUGUAGUGGAUGCAGUGUGUGUGCAUAGUGGAAACAGAGUGUGCGUGCGUAUAGUGAAUGUAGAGUGUGUGUAUAGUGGAUACAGAGUGUGUGUAUGUAUAGUGAAUGCAGAGUGUGUUUGUGUAGUGGAUGCAGUGUGUCUGUGUGUGUAUAGUGGAUGUAGUGUGUGUGUUUGUGUAGUGGAUACAGUGUGUGUGUGUGUAUAGUGGAUACAGAGUCUGUGUUUGUGUAGUGGAUGCAGUGGGUGCAGAGUCUGUGUUUGUGUAGUGGUACUAGUGUAGUGUGGGGCUAGAUAAGGGCUGUGAGGGGAGAGUAGUUUUUUUUAAUAUUUAUAAUUUAGUUUUCCCCCCUCCCUGCCUUUUACCUGUGGUCAGGGAGGGGGGACAGUAGUUUUCCUGGUGGUCCAGUGGCACAGCAUGCUGUUAGUGUUGUCAUGGCAACACACAGCUGGCGAGUGGACAUGACCUAAUACUGCAGGAGGUGCAAGAUUACACUCCUGAGCCACUUCUUCACAGGAUACGCUAGCAGGGGCUGGGGACUCCAUAUGUAUAUGGCGGUACUCAAUAUAUAUAUAUAUAUAUAUAUAUAUAUAUAUAUUGAGUACCGCCAUGUGUGUAAAAUAAAGAUGCAUAGUGUCUGGUCUAACCAAUCCUCAGCCCUUUUUUGUCUAAAACUUUAUUUUUGUUGUGAAGGAGAUAGCAGGUAAAUAUGUUCGUCAAUAACAUGCUAGCCAGGAUAGUGUAACAUCAAAUUUAGGAAUUGUAUUAAUGCAAGGAUAACUGAAAACAUGUCAGCAUCAGAAUGAGUUAUAAUAUCUCGUUGCCAAGGUCUAGGUGAUCCAUCCCACAGAUAACAAAAUGUCCAUAUUAACCAAACAUCAUAUCGUCUCCAUGCUGCAAGCAUAUCAUGUUCAACAGAGUAUGAAGAGGUGGUCUGAGAAAGGGCCUAUUGGAACCUACCGUCAUAGCAUAGAAGAGAAUCAGAGUCCCUGAAAGAACAGGGAUCCCAUAAGUAGAUACUCUAUUUCUUCCAGGAAGACUCUCAUGUAGUGUUACCAGAUGCAAAGUUUAGUCCUCCGCUAACUCACAACAUAGCAGUAGGAGUCGUGCAGAACCUUGCACCACAAUCUAGUCCAGUGCGAUAAUCUCACCCAAAAUUCCUCAGAUAAUUUGCUUAGUUUGGCCAGUACAGAUUAGACAGUAUGGGGAGACCACAAGACUGUAGAGGCAUCCACCAUCUUAAAUCCUGUUGCACCUGUUAUGUGGAUUCGUCACGUUGGCCAUGUUGGUCCAGAAUUUAGUAAAAUGGCAUAAAUUUAAAAAUGAUAUAUGGGUCAUAUAUGAUAAAUCUUAACCGUCACUCACGUCACUUUCAACUGUUCGUAGCUAAGCUAUUUGCCAACCUCAAUAAAAGCUUAUUGAAUGGGUUAACAAUUUCUGUCUAACAAAUUAUUUCACAAUUGAAAUGGCAUUUCAGCUAGGGACAAUUCAUUAGCGACAUUUUGCAACGUAAUCCUACAGAUCAUUCUACAUGUUUAUUAAGAAAAUAUCAAAUUAUUGUCCAUUGACAAUAGCCGAAUUGCUAAGGCCAGCAUGUUUUAACUGGAGACUUUUUCUAACUGUGAAAUUUAGCUCUAAAGUUUGUGAUUCAUUGGUCAAAUCUAGUGAUCUGAUAUAGAAUGAAAAAGGAAUCCAGAGACAAAAAUUCAAUAACCACCCUACCCCUCCAAAAAAAACCUGCCCUUUUAGAUGUUAUCGUUGUUCUUAGAAUAAAAGUGCCCAAUUUUUUUAUCACAAUGGUCUGGCCAAAGGAGGAGCUGGGGGGAAGAUUUGCUUACCCGAUAAGGCAAAUGUCAAGGUUUGAAGGUGAAGAAGGAGGCUGCCUCUCUUACCAUCGAACUCCUGGCAAGUUGCAAAGCCUUCAGCUUACUCCAUAUAGUCUUCACAACCAAGAAAGUCACUGACAGAGGGGUUAUAAAUGGUCUCAGAGGAAUCCACAAUAACAAUUAAAUAAUCUCUGCCAAGUGGAAGUAUCAGAAAUAUGUUUUAGCAAUACAUUUAAUAUUUAGAAUGCACACUCACUGCAACCUGUGGCCAUUGACCAUAGCUAUGUUACUUUAAACUACAUGUACACGUCUAUAUUAAAAAGUUGGAAUUUCUUCCUUAUUCUGAACAGUAUGCGAAUCUUACUGAACACUGUGAUAUGAACAGUCUUCCUGAAAAAAAAAAAUAAAUAAAUUUCUAUAACUCACAAUCCUUAUAAAUGAAACAGCAUUGUAUAUUUUGCUAAUAGUCCAAUUAAGCUUAAAUUGCCAGCUAUAAAUGACUGAGAUUCAUUAAUUGCAGAUGUAUUUAUGCUAGAUGUGUACCUCAGAUCCCCAUGCAUUUUUAAUGGAGCUGUAAUCUCUCUUUUGCAUAAGAGCCACUGGCCAAGGUGGGCUCCGUCUGUGUCACCCGCUAUCCCAUUAAACUUGCACUGCAACAAAACUCACCGCUGUGACAAACCCCAUUAAAAUCACCCCCCUGGCUGCAGCUGAAACACAUUUAUUUUUAAUUAUUCCAAAAACCAAAAAGCUUUCUUUUUAGAAGCAGCACAGUAUUAACUAAAACUUGCUUUUCUGUUAAAAGGAAAUGGUGAGUUGACAGACUUGUAGUAUAUGAAUGCAUUAUACGCGUGAUUGCACACACACACACACACACACACACACACACACACACACAAUAUCUCUCGUAGGCACUAUUGCCUCGGAAGCAAUAAUAGUAUAGCGUAACAUAUUAACAUAUUAAUUUAUUUAGGAAAGUUGAUCAAUUGUAAUAAACAAUAAAAUAAUUCCAAUGACUGAUAAUAUUGUAAAAAGGGUAAAUACUGUAGUUUGGUGAUUAAAAGCAAGUGUGUUUAAUUUGGAAAGGGUGAGUGCUGCUUACUCUUAGAAAUGCAAAAAGAAAUAACGGGUCAGAUAUAAUGGUACCAAUCUAAUAUGCCUCAUUUCUGUUUCUGAAUCUGUAUUUCAUAAAAAGUAUUAAGGUGCAUUUUUGAAAUUUAUAAAUCUGAGUAUCAAAUAGCAAAAAUAAAUUAAUAAGUAUAUCUGUGACUUAUUGUAUUACUAUAUCAUCAUAGCCAUUUAUAUUUCAAGGAUAAAAGGCAGCACUCUACAUGUUAAAAAAAAAAUCUAUAAUUUUGUAAUAUAUAUUGAUCGACAAAAACAUACUCACGUAAACCACAUCAAAUGUAUAUCAUUUAGAAACAUAGAAACUUUUGCAGACAUGGCCAGUAACAUACAUGUACUAGUAAUGGCACCUUCUUUUGCCAUUAAAACUAUUUUUUUUAGUUAAUAAAGGAAAUGUUUGAAGUCAUUCUACAAUUAUAAUUUGUGUUAGUCAAUUACAAAUCAAUCUUGCCUAUAUACCCAACAGAAAAUAAUUCUGAAUCGAUAGUUCGACAAAAAACAGGAAAUUUAUUCGGAGAAAUUUUGUCCAGUUAGUAAAAUGGCAUAAAUUUUAAAAUGAUAUAUGGGUCAUAUAUGAUAAAUCUUAACCGUCACUAACGUCACUUUCAACUGUUUAUAGCUAAGCUAUUUGCCACCUCGAUAAAAGCUUAUUGAAUGGGUUAACAAUUUCUAUCUAUCAAAUUAUUUCAGAAUUGAAAUGGCAUUUCAGCUAAGGACAAUUCAUUAGCGACAUUUUGCAACAUAAUCCUACAGAUCAUUCUACAUGUUUAUUAAGAAAAUAUCAAAUUAUUGUCCAUUGACAAUAGCCAAAUUGCUAAGGCCAGCAUGUUUUAACUGGAGACUUUUUCUAACUGUGAAAUUUAGCUCUAAAGUUUGUGAUUCACUGGUCAAAUCUUCACUGUAAUGGUUUAGUAAAUAAACCUACAGAUAUGCAGAUAUAAUAAAUGUGAAGAGCAAAUUUCAAAGUAGUGAUCUGAUAUAGAAUGAUAUAAAAAAAACAAAAAAACCUGCCCUUUCAGAUGUUAUCAUUGUUCUUAGAAUAAACGUGCCCAAUUCUUUUAUCAUAUGGGUCUGCUUGCUAUAAUAGGCCCCUUAGGGUUUUGUUUGUAUCACCAAAGAUAAACUUUACUCUGGUAACUGAAUAGAAAUAUUCUCAUUGACAUCUAGAUGAAAAAUGCUAUUCAAUUAACAGAGAUAUGCUUAUCUCUUUUAAUAAACUCUAGCUCCUAGUAAAUAUGGAAGUACAUUUGGCUGCAGAUUUAUCUACAAAUGAAAAUAUAACUACCUAAUUGUACUUAUUUAAUGAGUCCAUUUAUAUCAGUAAGUUGUUAAAUAAUGAAUUAAGUUUGUUGACUUUGCUGUCUUUUCCUUCCCUUAAAGAGGUUAAUAAACUAUUAAGACAGUCAGACUAAAACUAACAAAUUAAAGCAAUGUGACAUGUGCUCUUUUUUAUUUAUAUGCGUGUGGUUCAAAGUACAUAAGUCACACUGUGUCCAGUUCACUUAUACAAUUGAAGUAAAUAGACUGGGCAUUUUGGUUUCAAUUACUUCAAUAGCAAAUAAAAUUUAAUUUGAGCCUCUACUCUUUCUUCACAGCUGUGCGGGCCGAUCGGAUGCGUGGAGGAAGGAACAAGUUUGGGCCAAUGUACAAAAGGGACCGUGCUCUGAAGCAGCAGAAGAAGGCUUUGAUUCGAGCGAAUGGACUAAAAUUAGAGGCAAUGAGCCAAGUCAUCCAAGCUAUUCCAACGGACCUAACCAUUUCAUCUGCUAUCCAGAACAUCCACUCAGCAUCAAAGGGUCUACCUCUGAACCAUGCUGCCCUACCCCCAACAGACUAUGACAGAAGUCCUUUUGUAACAUCACCCAUCAGCAUGGCAAUGCCACCUCAUGGAAGCCUGCAAGGUUACCAGUCCUAUGGACACUUUCCCAGUCGUGCAAUUAAAUCAGAGUACCCAGACCCUUACACAAGUUCACCUGAGUCCAUCAUGGGAUACUCAUACAUGGACAGUUAUCAGUCUAGCUCCCCAUCAAAUAUCCCACACCUCAUUGUGGAACUCUUGAAAUGUGAACCAGAUGAACCUCAAGUGCAAGGGAAGAUUAUGGCCUACUUACAGCAGGAGCAAGCAAACAGGAGCAAACACGAUAAACUCAAUACUUUUGGACUCAUGUGCAAAAUGGCAGACCAGACGCUUUUUUCCAUUGUUGAAUGGGCAAGAAGUAGCAUCUUCUUUCGAGAGCUAAAGGUAGGACAGUAAAUUGUGAGGCUUUUUUUUUUUAUGUUUCGUAGUCUUGUGCUCACGUACCUUUAAAAGAAAUUUGACAUGUGUCUCUUAGCUCAUAAAUCAUUUCAUGUUCCUAGGAAAGGGAAGUGAUUCAUUCUUAAUUACCAAAUAUCAUUUAUUUUCUUUGUAAAUAACUUAUUUUUAUUAAUUAACACAGGUUUAGAAAAAAAAAUAUUUUUUGUUAAUAUAGCUCACUAUAAACCUAAGCAAAACUCUUUUAAGGUGAAUUAGACACCAUGGUCAUCUUCGAAAAAAUGAAAGGAAUACAUUAGAGUUGUCUUUACGUCCCUGGAAUCAAUAGGCGUACAUUCUCUAAAAAUAAUUCACCCUUUCCCAUGCAUACUGCAGUCACUGCUUUACUGUUAAGCCAUUAACAGCUGUAGGAGCUGUCUUUGGGUUCACAGAAUAGCUGGGCAAAAUUAAAGAACAAGGAGGUUUUUCUUGCUUUUUAUGGGUACCUCGCUAGGGCUUAGAAUUGUUGUUCAAACAACACCUAUUUUUGACAAUAUCCUGCAUGCUUCCACCUAUGAAACAUCUUAUGUCAACUAAUGUCCCACCCUCUAAUGUAUUACUUUAUACUUACAUUAAAGGGACACUAUAGUCACCAGAACAACUACAGCUUAAUAUAGUUGUUCUGGUGAGUAUAAUAGCUCCCUUCAGGCAUUUUCAUGUAAACACUGCCUUUUCAGAGAAAAGGCAAUGUUAACAUUGCCCCUAGGCACACCUCCAAGUGGCCACUCCUUAGAUGGCUACUGUUGGUGCUUCCUGGCUCAGGACUGCACAGUAAGCAGCCCUGCCAUUCAGCGUCCCCACGUUCUGCAUGGAGAUGCUGAAUUGUUCUCAUAGAGAUGCAUUGAUUCAAUGCAUCUCUAUGAGGAGGUCCUGAUUGGCCAAAACAGCAUUUGCCCCACCCCCAUGCUGAUUUUAGCCAAUCCAAUGCUUUCCCUAUGGAAAGCAUUGGAAAAGGAAUCCAGAGAAAAAAAUCCCUAUGGAUUGGCUAAAAAUUGGCCAUUGUGAUGAUGUCACAAAGAGCCUGUUAACACCAGCGGACCCGCACGGUGUUGGAAAUAAGGUGAGUUUUAAACUUUUAUAGGGGGGGGUAAAGAGGGGCAAGCCACUAUAGGGCCAGGAAUACAUGUUUGUGUUCCUCACCCUAUAGUGAUCCUUUAAUAAGCUUACUUCCCAUUAAAUCACUCCUUGUCACACCUAUAUUUCUACAUGUGCACUAUAGCCAUGGCUAUAUACUUAAGAAUUUCAGGUUGGUCAAUAUUUAAAAGGGCACCUUUACCUACUAUAGUCUUUAGGGAGCACUCUGGUCUAGCUCUCCUAGUGGAGCUGUACCAAAAUAGGAAAGUGGUUAUAUUGAAAGUUAAGCUGGAGUUUUCUGCUACAUUUUUAAAAUUGCCAACUUGGCGAUCCAAAUCUUCUACUGGGAUGGAAGAUGAAAAUUGUACUUAAUUGAGGAUCAAAAGGAGCACAUAGUAAAUUUCUACCCGGGACAAAUGAACGCACCUCUCCUUUCUUGUUUAUAGGCAUUGUAUUAAAAUAUUUUAGUGCCCUCUCUCACAGAUGUCAAUGCUUGGCAUGGUCAUUAAACUUGGGUACAACUAGAGCAUAAAGAAAGUUAAGGAUUGUUGUAAAAAUAAUAGGGAUGACAGGGAAGGGGUGAAAAAAAGAAAAAUAGAUAAUAUUUAUUGAGAAUUAGAAGUUAAUUUCUCAUGGUUCAAAAUGUGACUGUACCAUGGGCGCCAAAACAAAUUUCUAUGUGUCCAUGGGUCAUAGGACGAGGGAAAUAUGGAAGCUCAAGAAAGUCCAACCUCAAGCUAAAUGCGCUGUGUUUUAAUAACCCAAAUCGAACCAUGGACCAUUCUUUCACAGUACACUUACACACUCUUAGUUAUUGAAAAUACACUUUACUGACCCAUGGGGUCAGGAUUUUCCACAGCAGUGCUGAAAGGAUGUUUAAUUAUUUAGGCUAACAAGUCACAUAUAAUUAGGCAGCUUGAAGUGUCUUAGUUUUUUUAAGUUAUAAAAGCAGGAAAUGUCUUUAACGGGCUUGAUGAAAGGAACGUUCAAGUCUGUUCUUUCAAUUACUGAGAGCGCACAGCAGACACAGCAGUCAGUCCAUUGUACAAGUCACUAAAUUGUACAACUUCCCUGCCAGUUGUUAAAAACAGCAGUAAUUUUCCAGCCACUUGUCUCGUUCAGCGAAGAUCUGAUGUGUAUUGAUAGUAUUUUUUUCCCUUAAAGGUUUAAGCCUUUGUAUAGUUUUUUUUUUUGUUUGUUUGGAUUCCUUUGCAUAUUAUUAUUAUUCCCGUAACAGCAAUACAGUUUUUUUUGUGUGAGCUAUUAAUAUCACUACCGCUAGUACACAAUAGGGCAUUUUUUAAAAUUUCUUAAAUAUUUUCUAUCAUUAGAAUGAUUUGAUUGCAUAAUGUGACCGUGUGCUAAACCGUAUUAUUUUUAAUGUGAUGGACCGUUUUUUUCUGCUAUGCUGCUUACAAUGGCCACCAAUCAAUAUAAUAAUUUUUUUAUAAUACACAAAUUAUUAUUUGAUACUGAUUUUAUGUAGUUGGGUUAAAAAUGAGUCUCCAGGUUUGACAGCGAGAUAUUGGGUAAUACAACUUGGAUGGAAAACUUAUAUGUUUCACCGCCCACAUCUAUAUCACAAAAUACUUGCCCACUUUAGCUAUGAAAUUGCUUAUUCCCAGCCAUUCGUUGCCAUUUUUUAUUUCACCUUCCCACUCUGUUUUGUGGCUACCCAAAUGCCUAACAAAUAUCAGAUAAUAGGCAAUGUUUACAUUGCUGGCUAAUUACACCUCUCGUGGCAGUGCUGCACAGUGUGGGAAAGCUUCGGAUUAGCUAAAAUCAUCACGAUUGAUGAUCUAAGCCAAUGGUUCCCAACCCAGUCCUCAAGUACCCUGUACCAGUUCAGGAUUUAGGGAUUACCCUGUUGUGUCUAAGGUGUUUUUUUUUUUCCUUCUAAAAACCCCUUAGACACAACUGGGUAAUCCCUAAAUUCUGGACUGGUAGGAGGUACUUGAGGACUGGGUUGGGAAUCACUAAUCUAAGUCAUGGAGUCGGGACCAGGAGAAAAGGAGAGUAAAACCACCUUUAACCCCUUAAGGACACAUGACAUGUGUGACAUGUCACGAUUCCCUUUUAUUCCAGAAGUUUGGUCCUUAAGGGGUUAAUCUCCAGAGAGAGAGAGAAUGGCCAUGGACCCAAUACCACAUUCCAGCACUAUAGUGUCAGGAAUACGUCUUUAUAUUCAUGACACAGUAGUGUUCCUUUAAUUUCCUAGUUUCAUUUACAUUUGCCCUGUGAUGGUUCUGUGUUACAGCAUAUUCUUAUAUUCUAUAGUCUUAUUGUUACCAACCCGACUUGCAUUCUCAUUUAUCCUGUCCUCCGAUUUCUUUGAUAUGUCUUGUCCUUAUGAUUUAGCAGGUUUUUACUAUUUCAGCUUUCAACUUUAAUAAUAUGUUAAAAAAUUCCUGCACAUGCAUGAAAGAUGCAUGUAGUCUAGUACUUUGUAUAUAUACCAUAUAUGUGAUCCCUGACAUCAGCCAGGCCUCAUCCCAAGAUCAAUGAAUUAUUAAAGGACCACUAUAGGCACCCAGACCACUUCAGCUUAAUGAAGUGGUCUGGGUGCCAGGUCCAGCUAGGAUAAACCCUUUUUUCUGUAAACAUAGCAGUUUCAGAUAAACUGCUAUGUUUACCUAUGGCUUAAUCCAGCCUCUUGUGGGGGCACCCUCAGGGCACUAUAGUGCCAGGAAAACGAAUAUGUUUUACUGGCACUAUAGUGGUCCUUUAACCCCUUAAGGACACAUGACGUGUGACAUGUCAUGAUUCCCUUUUAGUCCAGAAGUUUGGUCCUUAAGGGGUUAAAGGAACUUGGUGAGUUAUGAUGAACAUGUGUGUACAUACAUAUAUGUACAAGUAUAAAAAUAAUAUGAAUAUGCUUCCACUGCCUAUCCUUUGGGGAUGAACUGUGAUUAAAGGAACACUAUAGCUUCAGGAAUACAAACAUGUAUUCCUAAUGCUAUUGUGCUCUACUGCUUAUUUACAUUAGAGGACAUCCCUAAAUAUAAUAAAAAGAAUGUAAAUAAAGGUUUUAUCUAGUAUUUAUGCAUUGCAGCGUCAUUGUCUUUGCAGCCAGUAGCUCCACCUCCUGCAUCAUCAUCUGGACUGCUUCGCUUUCAAUGAAAUUAUUCUCAGAGAAUUAUUACGAGUGAAAAGCACGUGCCUCGCUUGUCCGUUCAAAUGCUUCUCAUAGCGUAGCAUUGAAUCCCAUGGUUCCAUAUGAGCAGUAUUUAAUGUCGAUCAAAGUCCCUAUGAAUGUCACAUGACCAAGUCAAACUCAGUAGCCACAGUGGAAGUGCCGCUAGUGGCUGUCCAGAAGACAGCCACUCGAGUUAUGUUUAGCCCUGUGAUUGGAUGUCUGCUGCAUCCAGAUGAAGUGGUCUGGAUGCCUUUAGUGGUCCUUUAAAUAAUUGUCAGCCAUUCCACAUCCAGGGCAUGGAAGCCUUGGGUUCUUUCGGUUUAUAUAUUAACAUCUUCAGUAUGUAUUAUAUUAUGCAUGAGCCUUUAUGAAAGUCAAUCUUAUUAGGUGGCAAUCUAUGGUCCGUUUUUAGACAGGUACCUCUUUACUCCUUGACUCAUGUUCCUUAGGAAAAAAAAUUAUUCUCUGCGGGACUGAGCUAAUAAACACUGAUUAUUUAAAGACAUCUUGGACUUUAAGAAACACCAAAACAAGAGAGUGAGGAUUUUGCUUAUGGGUGAUUAUAAACAGAGGAAAUAUAUAUGAAUAAAGUGUUCUGGCCCCCUGUCCUAUGUUAUAUUUAGCACUUCCAGUAAUAUGAGCCAAGCAGGAACAAAAGGAGGGUUAAAUAUAGAAGUGGUAUAAUAAAUAGCCAUGAAUAUUCCUCGGCUAGUGUUUCCAUGUCACAGGGAGCAUUCAAAAGGGCAAUUACAUGUGUCAGGAAUGGUUAUUGUUAUGGCUAGGUUUUAAUUAAAGGGACAGUAGUGUUAAAAAAUUAUCCUUAGGUUCCGUAGAACAAAUCUUGAUUUGAUUCUUUGCCCAGCUAUUUUACAUUUUGAAAAGUCUUUAACUCAGUUUUCAGUUGUUGAGUGAAUCGACAGUCUCUAGAACUACACGUGUGCACAUGCGUUAGAAGUGUUAGAAGAGCUCUCUCAGUGCAAGGUUUGUGACAAGUGAACUUAAUUUUUUGUCACCCAUAGUGGUGAUUGCAAGGAAGCAUACUGAGGUAGGUUGUCCACAUCACAAACUGGGACAAAACCUGGCUAACUAAAGUCAGUGACAUGUGAAACUUGUAAAAGGUUAUCUGUCAAAAUCUUAUACAAAUAAGUAGGUGCACUAUGUUCUAAUUGAUUACCAUGACAGCAAGUCUGGUUAUUUCAACCUUGCUACAUUAUGUGACAUGUAUCAGAUACCAUAUCAGUUAUGCACUAUCUGGAGGUUUUUUAUUGCAAAUUGGGCACUGUCUUGAUGCUGGGGCUAUAUGGCACAGCCGCAGGAGAAAUCAGGAAUGUUCAUGUAAGCUAUCCAACACUCACAGGACUAGCAGUGAGAUUAAUAAAUCAGGACAGCCAGCACCUAUGAUGCUUGCUUUAGAAAAAUGCCUAAGGGGUUAAUUCCUCUUCACCCUAUGUGACAUGGUUCAGCUAGAAGGAACUAGCACGUUAAACAUGUACCAAUGUGCAUGUUUAAAGGGCUAGCUACUCCUCUCCCAGAGAAAUAUACUGUCAGUGUUAGGAUGCACUUACCAAGAAGUCAAUUGUAUAAACAAUACAAAAGUAGAAUGUUAGGACAAAUAAUUGGAAUUAAGAGUAACUAUAUUAGACUGUUGUUUGGGAGACACUUUAAAAAUAAAGUCUUUGUUUACUUCCUGUUAUAAAUAUAAAAACAAAUAAACACAUCAAUCCCCCCUAAAAAAAUACAUAAACUAAACACUAUUUAUUUAGUUCAUGAGCCCUUUUUAUUUACAUUGAGUAUCUAAUUAUGUUACUAUUGUAUUUAAGUAAAGUUUACUGGUGUGGCUGAGAUUACAGUUGUGCUUUCUGUCCAUUUAUCUGUAUAGAAGACAAUAGUAAAUUAAGCUAUUACACUGCUAGAUGACCUUGUUGUAAUGAUGACUGCAUUUGAUAAAACAAAACACUGUUUUGCAGACAUGGUCAGUGGCGGAAUGGUGUGUAAUACGAGGUCAGUCUUGAUUCAAUUAUUGUUCUCCGUGCUUGGUAGUCUUAUGCCUCAAUUUGUGAUACACUCAUGAAGAGGCCAGCUGAUACUUCAACAUCAGUUUAAUUUCAGAAGUGAUUUUUAUUCCAUUGGACGCAUUCAUCUAAUAUACAUAAUAGCCAUGUGGGUAAGAGGAUAAGGCAGGCACAAUGUGUACAUUAUUAAUUUGUGUUCUGCAGCGCUGCCAUUUUCAAUGAGGACAAGGAGCAAUCUCUGGCCAGAAUAUUACAAGUACCACGGUAUACCAUGGUGUGUCCAUGGCAGGGGCAUGAAUGAAGAGGCAUUUCAGCCUAUGUGCAAGUGCUCCAGUAACAUUUGAUCUCUUUGCCGGGCACCUGGUUUCCUGGUUGCAUCCACACCUUGAUAACACGUUCAACGUCACCCUUGAAACGAAUCGUGUUACUGCUCCCCUAUUCCCAAUCCCCCUCACCUACUCCCUUUCGUAAGUAAUUGUGAUCUCUUUUGCAAUGAAACGUCAACCUUUUGUAACCUGUUAGUCACUUCACAUCUGCAGCUUGUGAUAUCAGCAUUGGAAAUAUCGAUGACAGUCACUGGGCAGUGCUAUAUAUGCUGUAUAAUUCAGGGCUCGGAAUUUCAAACCUUAUGCUACUAGACAGGCCUAAAUGUUACUAGCCAUUGCAAGCCUGAAAGAUUGGUAGAAACAUAGAAUGUGAUAAGAACCAUUCGCCCCAUUUAGUCUGCCCAAUUUUCUAAUACUCUCAUUCGUUCCUAGCCUUAUGUUAUAUCUAGCAUAGCCUUAUGCCUAUCCAACCAUACUUAAAUGCCCUCGCUCAUGGCACACUCACCAGGGGGGGAUUUCUAUUCACUGACAUUCACCCCUGCUGAAUAUUUACUUGCCAGUGACUAGUAGGCAAGUGGAAGUUUUGAGUCCUGAUAUAGUAUAGCAUCUUGUAUAUGCAUUAUAUAUAUACACUAUAUUAUGUAUUAUCAUUUCUUUUCUCUACUAUAGUAUUUGUCAUUAUAUACAAUUUUAACCUACAUUUAAUUUUAUUUAUUUGGUAAAUUAUGUGUUUUUAGGAUGCAAAACAUAAUUAUACACACAGAUCUGCCCUGUUUUGUAAUGCAUCAUAUAAAGCAUUCAAGUUAUGCAAAAAAGGAAAGAAAACAAUUAACAAAUAUAUUCUCACCUUUCCUGUAGCUGAACUUCUGAGAGAUGGAUUUGAUAGAAUCUUGUCCACCAAUGUCCUACAGGAUGCAUAGUUUAUUAUUUCAUUACAUAGGGGUGAUAGUACGCUGUAAACUGAUAGCAGCCAUACUGACAGUCCUAUCUAUUUAUACAUAGCACAAUUCAGAGCUCUGUGUAUGUGCAUGUGUUCAGCCACGGCUCCCCUCUCUUUGUAUAGGAGAGAGAGAGCCCAUCCUUACAUGUGAGCACAGAGUGCAGACACACAAGUUGGCCAAAUUUGAUAAAGCAAAGGAUACGUGAAAACUGCGUCUGAACUAUCGGACUGACUACAGUGAUAAUAAGUCAGUUUUAAAAGCGAGUUGGGUGUGGGGUGCAAUCAUGUAAAUCUGUUGCUUAGACUGUCCCCUUAAAAGGAAAAUUGUUACUUCCCUGGAAGUUUUAGUAUUUUCUUUAUUUAUCCAAAUAGUAAACAAAUAUGUACUUGUGAGGUGUGAAAAUAAAAUGAAAUGUCGAAAUCCACAAGUCUUUAACCUGCAGCUGGGUGCCUCCAUCUUGUGCUUUGCACCUAUCAGUCAGCAUACAAAAAAAGAGGAGACAUUAAAUACUGUUUCUAUUUCUCUUUUUCAUUUGCACUGUUUAUCCUGGCCUUUGCCUUGUCUGAACUGGAUUACGAUGUAUUUUGCCAAGUCUUUUAAUAGAUAUUUAAAAGAAAACAGAGCUUAGGUGAAAACAUGUUAACACAAGUUCUAGGUGAAUUGCAAUGUUUUAUUCCAUGGUAUAAAUUAGUUGUGUUAGCUAGUAACAUUGGGAAUUGUUUUUUUCUCUCACUUGUCACACAGAUAGCAAAGAGAGUUUAAGAGUUACUUUCUGCUGGUUUAUAUACUGACUAGUGAUUCUGUGUACACAGCUAUUGUUGCAAGGAUUCUUGGCUCAGAUUAGGAAUGAUCUUUCAACUAUAAUGAUUCAAAGAGACUUUGUAGUAUUCAUAUCAAACUUCUAAUCUUAUCAGGCCUUAGCACUAAAAUAAACUUAAGAAUGCUGCAGUUCUACUGAAAGAGCUGUAAUGUGUGUGUAAUGUUUGUACAGAUAUAUCAUGAUAACUAUGGAAAUUGGAAGCCUUAUCAGUAAUAUAAAAUAAUAAAUAUGCACACAUACAGAAAUAAUCAACAUUUUCCUGCUGAAUGAAACCAGGUUACUUCAAUACAGAUUUUCAUACCUGGGUGCUGACCUUGCGAAAUACGCUAUUAAACAAACAAGAUUCUAGGAUUGAUUAAUUUUUGCUUACAAAUGUAGGCUUAAAGGUACAUUAAGCACCAGAACAACCUAUACACCUUUCAUAUUUAAAGGACCACUAUAGUGCAAGGAAAACAAACUUGUUUUCCUGGAACUAUAUAGUCCUUAGGUCCCCCCCAUCCUCAGGGCCCCCUCCCGCUGGGCUGAAGGGGUUAAAACCCCUUCAGCCACUUACCUUAAUCCAGCGCCGGGCUUCCUCGGCGCUGGUGACCUCUCCUCCCCUCCGAUGUCAGCUCCAGAGUGGAGCCGAAUGCGCAUGCGCGGCCAGUCCCGCGCCCGCAUUCAAACCGCCGAUAGGAAAGCAUUACUCAAUGCUUUCCUAUGGACGUUCUGCGUGCUCAAUACGAUUUUCACAUUGAGCGUUGCGGAAGCACCUCUAGCGGCUGUCAGGAAGACAGCCACUAGAGGCUGGAUUAACCCUGCAAGGUAAACAUAGCAGUUUCUCUGAAGCUGCAGGGUUAAAACCUGGGGGACCUGGCACCCAGACCACUUCAUUGAGCUGAAGUGGUCUGGGUGACUAUAGUGGUCCUUUAAGGCAUAGUCCUCCUGACUGUCACUAUGUCCCUGCAUAUAUUUACAAAAUUCACAAUGGUCCUUCUUACGCUGACGUAAGUGGAUUCGUCAGUUUCACUUAUCAGAUCUGAUGAACUGCGGCUGAACUACAUAUCCCAUACAACUGUAGACCAGAAUGAGAGGCUCCUGAUUGGUGAAUCCUCUUACUGAUCUGUUAGAAGUUUGUCUUCAUUAGAAAUUUUUAUUUCCUUCAAACAAUUUGUAUGCUUUUACAAUUCAAACUAAAAUUAACUGAUGGUAAACAUAGAAACAUAGAAUGUGACGGCAGAUAAGAACCAUUCGGCCCAUCUAGUCUGCCCAAUUUUCUAAAUAAUUAUCCUGUUUGAUUCAGUGCUGGCAUGCAGUGAAACAAACGUAUCUGACAGGGCUCCACCCAGUCCCUCUACAUCCACUAGAGGGUUUAAAAAUGGCAGCCUUUCUCCUGCACUCAAAAUUUAUAGCUCUGGAUGCGAAACAAGCGAGGGUAGUUUUAUCCAAUGUUUUGUGAUACUUAUGGCUCCCACGUUAUAAAAAUGUUAGUUUUCUUUUUUGACAAAAAGUGAUUUGCAGGAGUGUUUUGUAGUUUUAAAACUUGCCAGUUCGUCCUUUAGUUAGUCUGCAUAGACUUCAAAAGAAAUGCAUGUAUAUAUAUUAGGUUUGUGUAAAUUUCCAAAUUUACUGAUUACUUUCAUUCCUAUGGUUACAGCCUCUCCCUUGUUUCCCUGGUUUUUUUUAUCACUUGCACAUAUCUCCAUAUUUAUUCAAUAAUCAACGAUUAAUCCCUCAGGGAUUGUCUUGAUUUCCCUACUCUACAAUACAGAACAAGAGACCUACCCAGAAAAAAGAUGGUGGAUUUGGCAUCCCUAUUGACAACCUUUCAAGCUGGUAGUGACACACCUAUUAUAUUCUCUGUAAGCAAUAAUAGCAGACAUUGCAUUUGGUGUUUAUUCACUAACACCAUCUUGUAAUGAAUACAAAAUAGAAUUGCAAAAUUUAGCAAAAAAAAACCCCCAAAAAACUACAUGUAGAAAAAUGUCCUUAAAACCCGCUACAGUCACAGCUGGACAAUGUUAGCCUGAAUUUUGCAAUUCAGUUCGCCGUUUCUUACAACUGAAUGUUUAGAAUAUAAUCCUGUUUUCUGCCGCAGCAUGGAAAAAAGUAGCAACGCACACUGCAGUCAGAAUCUAAAGGAAAAAUUCAUAAAUAUUACAUUAUGAACUAUUCAGCAGUGGGAGUAUCCUGGAUACAAAUCAGUAGAAAAAGCUUCAGAAUCUGCCUCCCCCCUUCAUUGUAACUUAUAUACAGUGUGGAAGGACAGUAAAGACUCUGCUUGACUCUGGCAGUGAUUGGGUUAAGGUACAAUCAGCUGUAGCAAAUUAUUUUAACUCUCUGUAUGCCUCAUUUGAUCAAAUAUUCUAAAAUCAGAGACACACAUUGAGAUGUUUAUUGCUAUUUAUAAACCUCACUUUCUCCUUCAAAGGAGCACUAAUGUGUUAGGAAUAGAAGCCUGUAUUCCUAACACUUUAGUGUCUCUAUCCCUGGAUAGAUAGCCUGUAUUCCUAACGCUUUAGUGUCCCUGUCCCUGUGUGUACAAAAAAAAUUAUAUAAUAAGGAUUUUUACUUACGGUACCUUUUUCCUUUCUCUUACCGCUCACCUCUCCGCCUCCAGUCAUGGAAGAGGCAUUGCCUCCUCUGCGAUUGUCCACUCCAAUACCUCAGUUCUUCAUCCAGGAACAUUGGGCACCUUUUGCGCAGUAAGCACCAUUCAUGCAUCAAAGCUUCACCAUAGGAAAGCAUUAAAUCAAUGCUUUUCUAUGGGGAAUUCUGUGUCAUAUGUCUUGUACUUGGUCUGUGCCACAUAAGCGCCUCUAGUGGCUGUCAGCGUGACAGGUCCUAGAGGUGGACUGAACCAUGCACUGUAAACAUUACAGUUUCUAAUAAACUGCAAAGUUUUACAUUGGAGGGUUUAAAGUAAAGGACCACACUGAAUCCCGACCACUUCAUUUAGAUGAAGUGGCCUUGGUGACGUUAGUGGUCUUUAACUACAUUUAGAUGAAGUGGCCUGGGUGACGUUAAUGGUCUUUAACUACAUUUAGAUGACGUGGCCUGGGUGACGUUAGUGGUCUUUAACUACAUUUAGAUUAAGUGGUCUGGGUGGCGUUAGUGGUCUUUAACUACAUUUAGAUGACAUGGCCAGGGUGACGUUAGUGGUCUUUAACUACAUUUAGAUGAAGUGGCCUGGGUGACGUUAGUGGUCUUUAACUACAUUUAGAUGAAGUGGCCUGGGUGACGUUAGUUGUCUUUAACUACAUUUAGAUGAAGUGGCCUGGGUGACGUUAGUGGUCUUUAACUACAUUUAUAUGACGUGGUCUGGGUGACAUUAGUGGUCUUUAACUACAUAAAGAUGACGUGGCCAGGGUGACGUUAGUGGUCUUUAACUACAUUUAGAUGUAGUGGCCUGGGUGACAUUAGUGGUCUUUAACUACAUUUAGAUGACAUGGCCAGGGUGAUGUUAGUGGUCUUUAACUACAUUUAGAUGUAGUGGCCUGGGUGACGUUAGUGGUCUUUAACUACAUUUAGAUGACGUGGCCAGGGUGACGUUAGUGGUCUUUAACUACAUUUAGAUGUAGUGGCCUGGGUGACAUUAGUGGUCUUUAACUACAUUUAGAUGGACGUGGCCAGGGUGACGUUAGUGGUCUUUAACUACAUUUAGAUGACAUGGCCAGGGUGACGUUAGUGGUCUUUAACUACAUUUAGAUGUAGUGGCCUGGGUGACGUUAGUGGUCUUUAACUACAAAGCCAACAGGGUUAUACAUAAAAGUGAGAAUUCAAAGUGAAUUUUAAAUGUAAGGUAUAAAUAGUCAAACUGAAAGCAUUCUCUUAGUCUGUUACGCUUGGAGUUCAGCUGCUUUGGCCUUGAAUUUGAAAUUCACUUUAGUAAAUAAAUCUGUGUGUGUUUUUGGCUUUUAUUUCUACCAUUAAAUGAUGUAGCCUAAUCACAAGUCAAAUUUCAGUUGUCUUCUCUCGCAUUUCUUUCACUUUUAGUGGAACAAAUCAAACCAUUGUUAUCCUGCAUUAUAGCUCUUGCAAUAUUAUAAAGGGGGGAAUUUAAGAAUAUGUGAAACGAAUACAAAAUGUUACAUAAGAUGAUGAGGAUCCUGCUCGAAAGAGCCUUUAAAAUAUUAUGCCUAAUCAUUUCAUUGGAUGAUUGUUUUAUACUGUAAAUUCUUCCCCAGUUACCCUGGAAUGAGUCUCCUACCAUCUCUGCUAGGAGGCUAUUUAAAAAAACUAAAUUAAGUGUCCAUCUGGAAGAUGGCAGUUUUGUAUAUGACUUGCUGAUCUUGGAUCCUGUCUUCCCCCAUUAGCUGUUAUCCUUCUGCCUAGCCACAGCUCCAGUAGCUUAAACCUGUCAAAAGUCUCCCCGCAUCAUUGACUUUGAAUUAUCUCAAAGCCCUCCCCGUGUUCUGCAUCUACUGCUGUCCUCAAUAUAUGAACUACAAGUAAGAGAACAAGACAAGGGUCGUCCUCUGAAGGACUAGGGGAAUACCAGGUGAAGCGUUAAUGGACCCGGAGCGUAACCACUCUCUUGAUAUAUGGCCCCCCAUCCCAAAGCCAGCAUUGCUUUUCAAAGAUAUAUUAUUUCAUUUGAGCAGAGCCGUCCGAAACUAGCAGCGCUUUUGUCCUGAUAGAUGAUCCUGUGUCCACAAUCUGUUCUGCAGUGUGAUUUUUUUCUCUGCUGCCCUUUCCUGCAACUCAUAAAAAUUGUGCUGAGCUCUCUAAGUUUUCUAUGGUUUCCCUUUAACCCUUCGGGUCACAGGUGCAGAAAAAAAGCAGAACUGAAUUAACGCUAAAACACACAUCCAGAUGCCUGCCCACACAGUGAUUAAGUGAGCCCUACAGAUUAAGUACUUUUACCGAUAUCCAACAAACAAGAUUUUGGUAAAUAAAAUCUGAAACCACAAAGAAACAGCUGAUCUGGAAAAAAUUUUGAACUUGGGUUUAGUCACAGCUAGGCUAUUCUAGCAUCAUUUUACAAUUCAGAUUUAGUUUUCUAAAAUUCUAAGUGAAAACCCCCCCUUAUUUAUUGUUAUAUGUUAGUCAAACAUGCUUGCAUUCACUUUUCUUCUGAGUGUGUUAUUUCUGAUGUUGUCACAUAACACCAUAUUUUCUUGGGCACAUGACUUCAUACUGACGGACAGCACAUGAAAAGUCUUGCCCUAUUUGUAACAUUUGUGCGCUGCUGGAGGGAGUUUGUAUAUUGAUUAAUGAAGUGUUUUCCUUCCGGUAUCGUAUAAAUAAUGUAUAUAUGAGGGCAGCACUUUUCCACGUUCUGCUUGUUGACACAUAGAAUUCACAUUUUCUGUGAAAACAAUAUUGCAUCUAAAAGCUUUGAUUAAAUACAGGCGACCCAAUUAAGGAUAUCUUUAAACGGAAUCUGUCAGGAGAAAUUUGACAGCCUUUUUUUAUUGGACAGCUACAAAACAGCUAGCAAAGGAGUAGAUCAGUAAAUCAGUCAAUAAAUCAAUAAAUUAAUCACUGAGAUCUCAAAGGAACAGAUGUGAUUACAUAACUCAUUUCACGUUGGGGUGUUCGUGUAUUCCACGUACAGCUGGGCAGUACUUUCAAGCCUUGCCUAAAUCCCCAGGCUUUACAGCAGCUGCAGUGAACCACCAGACCAGGAAGAACCAUAACCAAUCACAUUGCUCUCCUUAAAUUCAAUGGGAGCUGAACAUGUCCCAUACAUUUAUAGGACAUAUAGUUCACCACAACAUUUUUCACCUUACUGACAACUCCAUUCACAGUUUUUGUGAGUGGACCUAUCAGACAUGGCUUCUGCCCUUGACCAUACAAAUUCAUAGGCAGGAAGCAAGAAGAAGACAUAUUCCUCCUGUAGUAUCUGUCACUGAAUGGGUGGGCUUAUAAGCUGCAUCUAUUUCGUAGAUAAGUGCAAUUAAAGUACAUCUGUAGCGCAAGGCAAAGACAUGGACCUCCUCGUGCCAUAACCUAUGCAUCAGUUGUUUUGGUGCUUUUAGUGUCCCCUUAAAGGACCACUCUAGGCACCCAGACCACUUCAGCUUAAUGAAGUGGUCUGGGUGCCUGGUCCAGCUAGGGUUAACCCAAUUUUUUGUAAUAAACAUAGCCGUUUCAGAGAAACGGCUAUGUUUAUGAAUGGGUUAAGCCUUCCCCCAUUCCCUCUAGCGGCUGUCUCACUGACAGCCGCUAGAGGCGCUUGCGUGCGUCUCACUGUGAUUUUCAUUGAUAAUGCUUUCCUAUGCUUUUGCCGCCCGUGCGCAUUCAGCCGAUGGAGAGGAGAGGAGGAGGAGAGCUCCCCGCCCAGCGCUGGAAAAAGGGAAGUUAUUACCCCUUUCCCCCUUCCAGAGAUGGGCGGGAGGGGGACCCUGAGGGUGGGGGCACCCUCAGGGCACUAUAGUGCCAGGAAAACGAGUAUGUUUUCUGGCACUAUAGUGGUCUUUUAAGUGCCAUUUCCAGUUACCGUCAUUUCUACGAAUUUCUGCUGUUCUUUGCCAUUGUCUUAAAGUUGGUGUUGCACAGAGCCUAUGGGCAUCAUUUAGCAGUACGUUUCCAGGUAUUUAUAGAGUGUGCGCCAACGUUACCUGGUAUGUCCCACUCCCAGAUUAAGACAAUUACCUUGAGAAAAGUCGUUCAGGUUGUUCUUAGAUGUAGUUUGCACUAAAAAUAAAAGAGAAGCGCAUCAUUUUAUAGAAGUGUUAACAACUUUGACAACUUUGGUCUCGCGGUCUGGUAUAUCUUUGUUUAUAGCAUUAAACCUAGUUACCAGUCUAACCUUUAUUAGGAAUCUUUCCUAAAUGCCUGACUAUGUUUAUAGAUACAAAGUCCAACAGGCACAUUUUGUGUUAACUCUUGGAUCGUACUGUGGAUAUGUGAAAACUUUCUCUUGAAUAGCUUACCUUUACUUGCAGGCAACUAUAGUGUUAAAACCAUAGGUUAAAGUACAAGAAAGUUGAUGAUCCAGUUAUAGAAGUAUAAACGCAAAAUAUACUUUUGUUUCAACAUAUAAUUGUUUAAGGAUCUCUAGAUAAAAGGUUGAUCUAAAACAUGAACGAUGAAAGAAGUACUGUCUCAUAGGGGCUUUACCAGAGAUGUGCAUACAUCUAUCCAAACUGAUUUCAUAGUCUUAAUUGCCAAAUGGAAAUCCUAAUUUUAAUCCUGGCAUUCACAUGAAACACAUUUUAAAAACUGCAUUAAACUUAUUACAGCCCGAAAGUCAGUGUGCUUGCAGCACGCUGGUUGAAAUGCAUUGUAUUAGAAUAUACUAUAGUGGUCAAUGUGCAAGAAAAACCUUAUUGGUCUUUGAAACCACAACACAAAAUGCACAAUAGAUGUUAAAGCUUAUAUAUGUGUGUAAAUUAGUCACAUAAAACACACACAACAUCAAAAGGAUAUAAAGGCGAAACGAGUUAAGGCAGCAAACGUUUUUUUUAAACUUUUCAUAAAAACUGAUGGCUGGAUUCUUGUAGCAGAGUAAAGGUUUCCCCCGCUUAAAAGGAUACUAUAGGCAUCAAAACAACUUUAGGUUAUUGGAGCAGUUUUGGUGUAUAGAUUAUGCCCCUGCAGUCUCACAGAUUACUUCUUUUCUGGUUCUGCCCAUUCAGCUCUAGCCACACCUACACAGGUGUUAACUUACUGUAGAAGUUUUUAUCUCCUACUCGGUAAAUUUAACUUCAAUUAUACACAGGAGGCUCCUGCGUGUCUAGAAGGUUAUUAAAGAAAAGAAAAGAAAAUCUAAAUUUAACAGAAUUUUCAAUGAAGGAAGUUUAAACAUUAGAUAACUCUUUACAGGAAGACUAUGCAGGUCACAUGAAACGAGGUGUGACCAGGACUGCAUGAACAAAGUGAUUUAACUCCUGAAAAGCAGUAAAUUUAGCAGUGAGACUGCAGGGGCAUUCAAGAUAAUCCAGUUUAGAAUCUUUAGGAAAAGUUCUUUUUUUGACUAUGUUGAAAUUUCUUUGAAACACCAAGGCAAAUCAAAAGAUAAAAUAAGAACAAUGUAAAGAUUAUCUUGGCUCACCUGAUUGGCAAUCUUUGGCAAAAGGCAGACUGAUAGGAGUAAGCAUUAUCUUGUAGGAAGCACAGUAAAUUAAUUUGUGAAAGAUUAUCUGUGGAAGGUCUUGUGGGAUCCUCCUUAGACUUCAUUUUGUAUAAUUGCCCAUGUGUGAGAGUAUAGUAGUGAUGAUGGCUCGCAGGUGAUGAAGUCACUUAGAGCUAAAGAAGUAUGACAUCAUCAAAGAGGGACAGAAAAAAACAACUCUGUCACUUGUUAACUCCCUCUAGCGCCUGCUCUCCCUCCCCCCAUUGUCCCUCUCCCACCCCCGAGCUCCCAACCAUCUUUUUUGGUCCCAGGACCAUUGCAACUUACAGGUUUUAUUGAUGUGCUAGUCUAAGAUGGCAAAUGGAAAUGCUAUCGUCUGCCCUCCACUGGGUGUACAUGUGAAAUCAUACGCAUGCCCAGUACAUCACAUACAGUUUGGCACAGACAUUUGUUGCUCACGUGAGAGCAAGCACUGACGAUUAGUAACGCAAUGUUGCAGGAAAAUGAGUAUUCACCAAGAUGGCCAAUGACAAAGUUGUGGAACUUGACUAACGUUUUACCCUUUGUCAACCUGUCAGUUAUACAAAAAAGUAGUCCCACUGUUGCUAUAUGUUUAUUCAGUCAUACGUUUCUUAUUUUUAAAUUAAGUGCCCCAACACUGUUUAUAUAAUUUUGUUCAAGAGAAAUAGGACUUUCAUUUCACAUCAAAUGAAACAUAAUAUGAAUAAAAUCCCCCAAAAUGCAAGAAAUUAAGAAAUUUAAUUUUUCAACUGUGUGGCAUUCUAACUGUGAGUGUCAUAAUACUGUUAGCUUUUACUGCAAUAAAAUACACAUAUUUGUAUGCGAUGAUGUUCACAACUGCAAGUUUUAUUGCCUUUGGAAAGUAACAGAGUCAAAUAUAGGGCUUGCAAAUUAAAUUCUCUGGUAUUUAUAUAUAUGUUACUUUAUAUAAAAUGGACACUAUAGGCACCCAGAUCACUGCAAACAUUGCAGGCUUAAGCGUGCCUCUAGUGGCUGUCUAGCACAUAGCCACUAGAGGCGCUUCCUGACCUUGCACAGAGUGAAAUGGCGCUGGACGUGCUCAUGCUUUGCAUGAGAACAUCCAGUGUCUUCAAAAUUCCUAUAGAAAAGCAUUAAUUCAGUGCUUUUCUAUGGUAAAGGUCUAAUGCACUAGGUUCCCCGGAUCGGGUAACAUGGUAGCAGGACGUGGAGCACAAGGGCUUGUAACCAGGUUAAUUUAUAAAAGUGUUAAUUUCUAUUAAAAUCUACACUUUUUGCAAAAUGAAAAAAUGAGGACACACUCUUUACACAAAACGAUUUUCACCAAGCUAAAGUGCUUUAGGGAUCUGGUGUGUUGCUUUAAGGUCAUUUUAUCUCCCUAAUUGCCUCACCCUCAGAGAUCUAAAUACAAUACAAAUGGACAAAUGGACAUGAUACUUUGUGGGAUCUUUCCCAAAAAAAUGUCAAUGCCACUGUAACACUCACCCAUGCAGCAUUAUGCUGUAGGUGCAUUAUGCCUAAUGAUGGCUCACCAUAUGUCAGGCUGGCUGUGCAUCAUGGGAAAUGUACCUCACAGAUAUCUGGUGUGCCAUGAUUAGCCAUCAUUGCUAAGGGUGGCUGUAACAGAGCUCGAACUCCAACUAUAAUGCUUUGCUAGCUUUAUGUCUGGUAAAGCAGUUUGGGCACUGUAGUUGCUGUGGAUCUACCUUUGGUCACCCCAACAUUUAAGGGAUACUCUGUGCAACUUAACCACCGCAGCGCACUGUAGUUGUUAUGGUGUCAGGAGUACCCUGCUGCAUUUGGCCAGUAAACCAUUUCCAGGAGUUUGACACUUACCAAUCUCCCUUGGAUGCCCAUGCAGCUUCUGUGCUGAGAUGAUAUUCUAUAGAAGAAAUUCAUACUUGUAUAUUAUCAGAUCAGCUCAUACCAAGUUUAGACAAAAUUAUAUGGCUGAGUGUGUCAGCUGAUGGCCAGAUAACUUGGUAUGAGUUGGUAUGAUAAUGUGGAAGCAUGAAUUUCUGCUUUAGCAUAGCAGCUUCGAUCAGAAGAACUGUGCGUGCCCACCAGAAAAAGAUAUGUGUCAAACUAUUUGUAAACAGCCUGACAGUCUACUGUUGAAUGAUGCCUGGGGACUCCUAACAACAAAACAACUACAACACGGUGUAGUGGUUUUGAUCCUUUGAAUAUCUCUUUAGCAUUAUAUCACAAGGAUAUUGAACACUUGUGUCUGCAGCUGCAGUGCGUUUAACCUCUUCAGGACUUGUGAUAUGUCCGGAGUAUCAAAACCACAAGAUUUUCUGAACCAUUGUCCUAGGGUUAUUUUAGCUGCAGCUUUUUAUCUAAAAAGUAGAGCGAGUAGCAGAUUAAUGGCAAUUAAUUAAUACAAACAUUUGCCGGCUAAAUGCUGUUUAAUUGCGGUUUAUUUGUAAUAGUAAGGAAAAUAUUAGAAAAUCCACAUGCAGUGCUGUCAGUGGCAUGCUACAAUACCGUUCCCUAUGGUGCUUAGAUAUUUAGAUCCACGGUGUGCAAAUUAUCAUGUUUUUCCAGCCAACCUUCUAGAUCCCCGGAGAUGCCUCCAAAGAAUUGUAAACUAUUAAUGUCAGAUAGAGAAGAACUGGUGGACUAGGAUAUGGGGCAUGUGGUGUACGCCCCACCUGAAACCUCAUUGAGUUAAUAUUAAUAAUUCUGUUCUCACAGCACUCGCUUGAUGUAAUUAGCUUUGUAAAAACACUCAUUAGUGUCUCUUCGACUGCUCCAAAUAAGAACCCUUAAUUAAAUUCAGAGUAAGCGGGGGUCAAGACGAUGUCACUGUAAGGCAGCAGGGGAUUCCACCAUUGCUUGGUUUCCUCUGUAUGUCAUAAUAUAUGCAGUAGAUGGGCUGGUGUCUUGUAUCAGUAUGCGUUGGUAAAAGAUAUUUAUUUCGUCAGUGCUAUUAAAAAUCAAUGAAGUACACUUACCAGUUUAAAUUAAAGGAACUGCACGAUAAGAAUUUUUGUUUCUUAGCAAUGAAAAUCCAUCCGAAUCUUAUAUGACCAUUAUUUUAAAACAUUAAAUAUUGGGUUUAAUUAGUAACAUCUGAUAACUGGGGUUUACUCACUAAAGAGAAAAAAGAUGGAGAUUACAAGGGAGAAGACAAUUUAAGGGAAAAAUAGAAAUCCCCAAUCUUGGCUGUUUUUCUAUGUUAAUAAUUUUUCCCUAAAAUUUGAAUUUCCCUUGUCUUUACGUGGUUUAGUGAAUUAUUCUCACUGUAUACAUGAGUCACUACCUGAUUAAUUGACCGCUGUGUAAAACCUCUUCUAAGACAGUCAAAAGGUAUAAAACUGAAAAAAAAACACUUCUACAACACUACUUCUAAUUCUUUAAUGCCGACUGAAUUUCAGGUGUUCAUAUACUGGGCAUCUUAUGUGAAUACACAUAUUUUUAAUUAAUAUUAGUUUUUUUGCCAUAUCUUGACACCGGCGUAUACCAAAUAAUCAAAUCAUGUGUAUUGAUUGACUACUGACACGAAGGCAAAUGUAUUAUUGUGCUUUGGCUUAAUAGGACAUGACAAUCCUGGGAUUUCAGGUUUAUAAAUUAACCUCUUAAUGGCAGAACUUUCCCUAACUCGCUUGUCCUGAAGAGGUUAAAUUGGAACAUCUACAUGUUAUUUUUCAUUAUAAUUACUUAUUUUAUUACCAUUUUUAAAUGGUGAGAAAUAUUUCAAAGGCCAAAAUGUGCGAUAUGAAGUUUUAUAAGUUAAGUAAAAGGAAACUCUGUCCAAAGUGCAUAUUUGUAUGCAAAUGAUUGAAUAUUUCUUAAGCCAUAUAUACUUACACCAGUUGCAGAACUGGCCUCUGAUGUGAUGAAGAUUAAUCCUCUAUUUGCCCAUCACUUACUUACUUGUUAAUGUUGAGCAUUGUCCAGUCCCAUGUUUCUCAUAGAAAAGCAUUAAAAUCACAGCUGUGCCCCUCAUGGCCACUAAAACUGCAAUGGUUUACCUUGCAGGAUUAUAACUACUAGGCCCUGCACCCAGACCACAUCAUUGUGAUAAAAUGGUCUCAGUGAAUUUAGUGGUUCUUUGUGAUGUGACCAUUAAAAUAACUUGUCAUAUUGAGCUAUUGUGAACUAAAUUGUUUAAAUUGUUUUUCAUAAGCCGUGCAGCAAGAUGCAUAUUUAAACUCCCACAGCCUCACCCAGAAUAACACCGAGAGUGAUAGGUCUGUAGUCCAGCAGGGGCAACUUCUUGCUCUAAAUUUGAUGGAACAUAAAUUCCUAACAGAGUGGCUUGUGUUUUUUUUCUCCUCUGACCUCUGCACCUCUGUUUUUUUCUUUAUCAAGGAAGGGAUUAACAAAAGUUGCCCAGAACAGAUAUUGCUAUCCAACAAGAUGGUGUUUCAGGUAGUUGAUUGACAGUCCAAGGAGGUGGCCCUACAUACAUAUGCUCCAUAACCACUUGAUAAAGAUAAAGUGAUUAUGGUGCUUAGAGUGACCCCAUCGGUCAGCCUGAAUUUUUUAAAUAUUAAUGCGUGAUGUUUUAAGUUCAUCGAUAGGUAGGAAAUUGAGGAGUAUAGUAUUACAAUAAUUUUGUCUGUUUUGACUAAUGCAAAACCCAUUACAGUAAUGAAUUAAGGCAGCUAAGUAAAGGACUGGCUGCUCAUAAUAGAACAGUUAUUCUGGGACAGGAAUUCCUAUUGUCAGGAAGAAAUUACGGACCAUUUUGUGACACUGCACGCUAUUAUUUGUUAUCGCUUUAAAGACAUGGAAUAUAUCUCAGGAAUGUUCUGUUUUGUUCUUCCGUAUGUAUUUACGCAUACACUGUACAUUACUGGUAUUUUGUGUUUUUACAUCCCCUUGAGACUGUUUGUAGCAUUGUGAUGCUUGCAUAUGUGAUGGAGAAUUUUGGAAAAAUAUCUGCAUAUGUCUCUUUUGUAUUAUCUGCCUUAUUAAUAGCAUUCUGAUAAAUAUCACAUCUCGAAGAGAUUCCAAAGCCCAAACUUCAAUCUUCAGCACCCUGUAUACUCUGUGGGGUAAAGCAAGAACAAUGCAGAUAAGGAAAGAUUCCAAGUCAAAACCCUGUUACCAUACAUGCAUACAUUAUUUAUAUAGGCUACAUUACGUUAGCAGGUUAAGUGCAGGGAAUACCAUACAUAUGGAUGCAUUAUGAUAGGAGAUACCCGACUCUAAGGUCUGGGUGUUAUUUGCUGUUCAUAAUUCAUUCACACACACAAAUAUAAACAUGGUGAAUCUCUAAAUGGGAAAUUGUCGGGGGUUCACCAGUGAAUUGCAAGUUUUAGUUCAAAAUAACCAAACUGAUAGAAUUCUCCAAAUUAGCUUUGUUUCUAGCUCAAUUCAUGGUUUUCUGAAUAAACCCCAGAUUGUGAUAGUUUUUACCAGCUCCCAAAGUGUCAAGGUAGGAACGCAACUUUCUGAAGUGACAGACACCAAAACUUACGAGACUGAAGGACCUGUGACCUCUUUAGAGCAGCUGUUUAAAGGGAACUUCUACUUCCCAAGAUUUUUACUACUCGAUUACUAAUACUCUGUAUUUAACAAAUAUGUAUUUGUAAGCUGUGAAAAAUAGAUUUAAAUGUUGAAAUCCACACCUUUUUAUCAUACAGCUGGGCGCCUCCAUUUUAGUUUCCAGUUAUUCACUGUUAUAAGCUCCGCCUUUGCACUUGGCAAUCAGCAUAGAGAAAGUAAACAGAGAAGAGGAGAAAUUAAACAAUGUUUCUAUUUCACCUGCUAAUUUUGCAAUUCUUGCCUUGACUGUGCCGGUGUUGUCAUAUAACAUACUUGUUUUCCUGGCACUAUAAUGCCCUGAGGGUGCCCCCACCCUCAGGGUCCCCCUCCCACCCGGCUCUGGGGAGAGGAAAGGGUUAAAACUUACCUUUUGUUCAGCACCGGGCGGUGAGCUCUCCUCCUCCGAUCCUCCUCCUCUCCUCCCCUUCGGCUGAAUGCGCACGCGCGGCAGGAGCUGCGCGCGCAUUCAGCCGGUCUCAUAGGAAAGCAUUCAUAAUGCUUUCCUAUGGACGCUUGCGUGUUCUCACUGUGAUUUUCACAGUGAGAAGCACGCAAGCGCCUCUAGCGGCUGUCAAUGAGACAGCCACUAGAGGAUUUGGAGGCUGGAUUAACCCUAACAUAGACAUAUAAAAAAAAGGGUUAAUCCUAUCUGGACCUGGCACCCAGACCACUUCAUUAAGCUGAAGUGGUCUGGGUGCCUAGAGUGGUCCUUUAACCCCUUAAGGACACAUGACAUGUGUGACAUGUCAUGAUUCCCUUUUAUUCCAGAAGUUUGGUCCUUAAGGGGUUAAUAUGAAUAUAAAAGAAAAUGUAUCAUCACAUGAAAAAAUAUUAAUACACGUUACAAGUGAUUGUAAUUGUUUAAUUCAGUAACUUUAAUUCCAGAGAAGUGAUGGUUUCCCCUUUUAAAGGGAACCCAUAGUCCCGGAAGUAUUUGAUCGGUUCCCUUCUGUCAACCCUCUUUGCUACUGUUGUGGUGAUGUCAACAUCCAAGACAGACUUACUAUUAGAACCUCAUAGCAUUAAUAAUGAACAGAUCUAGAAAUUAAAAUAAUUGCUUUAAAUCAAAGACUCCCCCCAAAGGUAAGAUGUGGUACUGCAGAAAAGCAAAACCACUUGGCCCAAUACUAAAAUUAUACAGAAAUCAUAGAGUUAUUUGUCCCGUUCUUAUUCUGUCUCAAGGAUUAAGUCUCUGUUGUGUUUUACAAGCAAUCAGCUGUUAAAGUACCUGCUUUGUUGGCGCUUUAUAAAUAAUAGUAAUAAUAAUAAAGAUGCCUUGUUUAGAGUUCUAAGGUCUACCAUAAUAGUGUUAUUUAGCCCCUAAAUGGAUCUGGUAUUAAAAACAUGUCUUUUUAAAUUCCUUGUUGCUUUUAAGCUGUCAUUUUCAGAGACGUGCAUUAAGGAAUAUCGGACUGUGCACUUCAAUUUUUAUUUUACUUCCAGACAACCCUAAACUGCUGUUUAUAUAGAUGAUAGGUACCUAAUAUUUGUCUGAAUAAUUGAUUGGAUGAUGAGACGCUCAUAAUUAGUUCCUAGCAAAGCUGUGGAAACCGCAGCCUGUCAGUCUCCGAGCUGUUUUAAUUUAUUAGUAAUAUAUAUAAGGGAAACAUAUCUUGUGGUUAACGGAAAAGCUUCCCUAAUUUAUUCCAGGGGGAUAAUUAAGGAUUACAGUGGUGUGAACAAGAAAAAUGUUGACUUCUCAAAGAUUCUCAAAGCAUCUAAUUUCUCAUACAUUUUACCCCAGGAUUUAUAUCUGAUGAAGCCAGGAGCCUUAAUUCAUCUGAAUUAACCAAUUUUUUCUUACAAAUUACCUUUUUUUAUUUAAUAAUUAGCUGCAACAUUCCUCCUAACAUUUGAAAUGAUCAAACAAAGGAUUUUUUUCCAGAUGUCAUGUCACAUUUCAGAAACCUUUGAAUCGAUUUCAUGACAUAUAUAUAGCAUUUAUUUAAUUCAGUCAGAGCAAGGCAUGCAAAUCUUAUUAAACAAAUACAUUUAUAUCCUCCCCCCCACCCGCAAGCACAAAAAGGGUUAAAACUCUUCCCCCCCCCCCCCCCCCCCCGCUCAACCUAAUUACAGCGCCAGUGUCACUCCACGCUGGAUUGCUGUACUCCUUUAGUGUCGUCACAACGAUAGAGGACCUAAUGCGCAUGUGCAGAGUGUUUCGCGCGAGCAUUAGACUUUCUUUCUUAAAACGUUUUGAAUCAAUGGUUUUCUAUGAGGAAUUUGAAGACACUGGACGUCAUCAGGCAAAGUGUCUUCCCACUCUGUGAGAAGCCAGGAAGCUCCUCUAGUGGCUGUCUGGGAGACAGGCAGAAGAGGUGGAUUUAACACUGCAAUGUUUACAAGUUGCAACGUUUUUUUUUUUCGUAAAUAUUUUUUAUUCACAGAAUUUUCUUAAAGUACAGUUACAUCAAUAAGAAAACCAUUCUGUAUUGACAUAUACAAGGUUGGUUUUGCAGAAUUCUUAUUUCUCAUAUGAUCAUUUCUGAGAUUCGCAGGUCUCAGAUUUUCUAUAGAACAUUAGGUCAACAUGUAUCAGUUGAAAAAUUAAACUGCAUUGUUUUAAACUGAGUAAAAGACCCAUGGACCCUGCACACAGACCAAUGAGAUGAAGAAGUCUGGGUACCCAUAGUGUCCCUUUAAGCUGGGUGUGCAUUGUUGGGCUGAUAGUCCAUAGGUGCUAAAGACAUUGUAAAAUACAUUGUGUUUUAUACUAACCUUCACUGUAACACUCGAUGUUUACUGCUGUAAGUUAAAGAGAAUUGUGACCAAAUUAUUUGCUGUCACUUCACAAAAGCCUUCCCCCUCCCAACUCCCAUUGUUUCUUGGGGGAAUAACACAGCGGACUAAGUGAAAAACUUAACCCCACUGUACUUUUUUGUAGCUUCGACUUAGUUGUCCUGUAAAGCCACAAGUGCUCACUCAGGCAUCUAACAAAGAAAUGCUGUAUGUGCACAUGCACCAUGCAUAUAUGUAAGUGCAAGAUUUUACAAACUAAGACAAUAAGUUAUUGGCAUGCAAAUUAAAAUUAACUGCUAAAAACUGUUAUUAGGUUGCACAAAGAUUUAGGAAAUGCCCAUUUUUAAAGGUACAUCUAGACAAACAUAUGUGCAGAGCGUAAGUCACCACAGCCAAGUAGAAAAAAAAAAGAACAAAACAAUAUUUCACAUGUAAAGACAGAUUUAUAGAUUGAAAAAUAGUCAACUGGAUUAUGUUUAACCCCUUGAGAAGGACAUUGCUUAUUCACUAGCUUUUCAGAGUUUCAAAUGCACUGGAACAUAAUUAAUUAGUAAUAUUAGAUCACCAUAUUCUGUUUAGUUGUGUUGUUUUUUUCAUCUUGCAGAUUCGGAAUAUAAGCAAUUCUUUAAGAUUCAAACAAUAUUUAGAAUUGCUGGUCAUAAUUUUUUUCCAGCAAUUAAAAUGUGCCCUGUAGUCAUGCCUAAGGAGGUUUAAUAGAAGUCAAAAAUCCAUACAUGUCAUAAUUUAAAAAGUUAUAAUUUGAAAUCCUAUGAAUGAGGUCGUCAGGGAGGAUGAAAGUUCAGAGGUCAAAGCGAUGAAAACCUUUUUUUCCCGUUCUAGUAUGGGGCUCGGAUCAAUUUCCUUGCUUUAGGUUAUUGAUCUCACUUCCAUCGGUAUAUCUCGUCCUAGAUUGAUUAACAUGCUUGUGAUAUUGGGUGGAUGAAUUUCUGACCCUGAACAUCAUAAAGGAGAGGCUGGGUGACAGGGUGUCCUGAUCUAUUGUGAUACUGAUAUUGGCGGUUAUUGUGACUCGGUUCGCUGGGCAUGAAAUAAGAAGCAGGGAGUUAUAGCAAAUAUCGUAUGGGUCAGAACACGGCCAGCACAUAGGUGACACUUGCAAGUGACAAUCCCUCUUAGCAUUCUGAAAGAUCAAUAGUAUAAACAAAGUUGCAGUGUCAUUUCCUUUCUUAAUAAGAUAUAAUGGGGAUUAAUACGUUUUCUUAGCUACUUCAGUUUCUUUUGGAACGUAAAGGUUCCUGGUUAAUGGUGAUGUGUUUUAACAUAUUGGACUGCUGGGAUCUGCAGUUUCCAACUUGUGAUCACAUGACUGCUGCUUGAUAUGGUGAGACUGGAAGGAUCAUAGUCAUCUUAGUCUCUCUUUAUGUAUGUUACAAAUAUCCUCUGGUCCUCUGCUCUUUAAUGGAGCUUAACGUUUAUCUUUCUUUCUUUAUUUAUUUACUUAUUUUAAACAAGGCGAUGCCAUCUGGGCUCCUUACUUCUGCACUGAAUUUUCUCUAUAACUUUUUUUUAAUUAUCAAAGGAUCACACUCUCGGUCACUUAGAAGAACAGUGAAGUAACACAGGACGUUGCCUCUGAUAUAUGUGAGUCGAAAUUAUGAUUGGAUUCACAACCAAGGGAUCUUGCAUUCUGACUCCCAUAACACUCCAAUACUUCCUCGGGCAAGACUAGCUAUCCAUGCCAGUGUCCUGGAGGUCAAUUUGGCCAGAGUGGCUGACCAUAUAAGAGCAAGGUGGUAGAACCAGUUGCUAUUAAAUAUUUGAAAAUUAUGUAUAUAAGUAAAAAUGAGGCGUUGAUUCAUGCAUUCACAAAUUAUUUUUUUUUGUAUUACAUUUCUUUCAAUACAUAGGUUAAAAUGCUUCUACGUGCAGUUAUGAUAUAUUGCUGAUCAGCUAGCUCAUUUAGUGGUGGAUUCUUUAAAUCAAGCUGAAAAUCAGAACUCAUAGAUCUACAACAAUAAGAGGUAUGCAGACUGGCAAGUCCCCCAUUUAUCUUCAGUAAAUUCCACUGGAUGUGUUGUUUUUGUGAGUAGUCAGGAACAGAAAAUCUUGUAUGAAUGAUCAUCUUUCUACAAAUGUGCACACCUGUGCGUACAUUGAAUGUAUCAGCACUCCAGACAUGUUUACAGACAAAUUUUACUAUCUUUUUCCUUCAAUUUGUCUUUGGAAACAUAGAUGAUGUUAGGGACAGAAAAUGUGUCAUGAUGAAAAUUCCUUCUCCUCUGAUCUCAUAGCACAGGAAGGAAACCUUGUAAUAUACAGGAAGAAUCCUGUCUCUGCAACACCACUCUAUACCACUUUGGCAGCCUCACUGCAUAACAAUAUACGUGUAUACAUUAUGUAUAUACACAAGGAAGUUAAAUCGCACCUACUCUCAAAACCAAGUGUCAGGUGGUGGUCUGCAGAAAAAUAAACUUGUCUAUGGCCAUCUAUUAACCCUUGUUUGGUUAAGUAAGGGCCCAUCUUCUCCUACAUUAUGUGUAGGAUGUGUUGAAUAUAUAUGAGAUGAAGGGCCAUAUGGACCCUUCCUGACUACACAAGGCUGUUGAAUUAGGGUUAUUAAAGUUGUGUGAGGGCCCUACCCCAGAACCUAUAAAGCAGGUAUUGGAGCAGUCUACCAUCAUUGUAUUUACUCACCCCAAGUCCAGAAAAUAAAUGGGUUAUUAUGUUUAGUAUAUGACCCCCUUUUAACUGUUCUUCCAUUUACCAUGGCCUGGGCUGUUUGAAAGGAGAGGUCAAAUACUAGACCAGGAUGUUCCCAGUUAACUCUUAUGGGGCACAUAAUAGCGCUCUGCUUAAAGCACUUUUGGUCUUGUUACUUCCUGGUUUGCAUAAACUCAAGAGGCAGCAAUUGACCAGAGCACCUACCUGGAAAAGACUUUUAAUUGAGCUGCAAUAGGAAGUAUGUGAUUGGACAGUCUGGGUUGUAUUAGAAGGGGGGAGGGGGCGGCGGGCUGUAAAGGCCACAGUCUAUUGGCUGUUGUAUCUCUUCCCCCCACUCACGCCUGGUGGGGUAUGACAAGUCAGAAAAAAGCCAUUGCUCCCUAUUAACCAUGAGAAAUCAUGUGUACCCUAUACUCAAACCCCUUUCAAGGGAGUAGACAUUUGUUUAAUAGUUACAGAUUUCUUUGAACCCUGCAAAACAAGUGUGAAUGUUCCAAGAUUCCUUACUACUCAGGAGGCUACCUACACCUCAAUCACCCCGUGGAGCUCAAUGAAAAAUUCCGGCAUUGCUGGUUUUACAAGUAAAAAAAGUCUGAUCCGUGACACAUCUACUUCUAGAGUAGGACUUAAAAUAAUAUCAUGUUGGUUGCUUUCUACACUCCAUACCAGUCCAGAUUUUCUCAUUAUCCCUAUUAGAAUAUAAUUGAGAUUUCCCUAAAUACUGAACCUUUGUAACACUGAAUCAUGUGUAACUCUGAAUUAUCUGGCUGAAACCAUGAUUAAUGCGUUGCAUUUGAUGAGAGCAAAAAAGGAGAUUUUUUUUACACUACAUUUUUCUCAUAUGUUUACCAAAGUUUUGCUCUUUCGAAAAAACAGGACAUCUGUAAUCAUUAACAAUUUGCCCCUGGGAACACUCACCUCUCUAACAAUACGACUCCUGUCUGACUCUCAUUCUUGCACACGACAUCAAUACGGAGAAUUCUCACGUCUUUGCGGCUCAAGAUAAUUCUGCCUCCGUCCUAUAAUUAAUGAGAUAUAUAUUUUCUGGGACUCUGGGGAGAGCAGCUUAUUUUCCCAUAGGACAGUACAGCUGCUUUAACAGUCCUGUACUUAACCAUUUUACUGCCAAUUUGCCAAGACUGGAAACCACAAAACCUAGCCUUUCGCAAUUAUUAAUGUAGCUAUCAAUCACUUUCUCGUCAUGUUUGCCAUUUUAAGCAAUUCUCAUUAUUUGAUUUCUAUAUUUAUUAAAUGUGUAUUUAUUUUAUUAGUACAUUUUUAGAAUCUUUACAUGGAAGGUGUCCAUUCCAAAUACACUUCUAAUUUGUGCAAUAUAUUUAAUUAUACACCUGCUAAGAAUGAAAUGUGUGCAGCCACUAGUUUGUUUUUUCUUUUGUUUUUAUUUCUAAAUAAUAAUAAUUUCAAUAAAUUGCCAGGCUUUCUGUGAGGCAACAUAUACUUCACACUUUUUAAAUGUAAACAUAUAUUGCACCAUCUACUUGUAUACAUAAGCAUAUUAAUUGAUGACGUCACAGAUUCCAAUGGACUAAGUUACUGAAUAAAUAAAAAUGUCUGGUAAUUGGUACAUACACACCAGAUUCUCUCAUAUAGGUACUACAGCAAAUUGUGCCACAGAUGCCCUCUUAAAUAUAACCAGGCCUGUAGCAGUCACAAUAUUCCAUUGAACCAGGGCUGUUAAAUUCAAACUGCAUUGAGAAUUUGUAUGUUCAAUAUGCAGGUGGACGACCAGAUGAAGCUUCUCCAGAAUUGUUGGAGUGAAUUGUUAAUCUUAGACCAUAUAUUCCGGCAAGUUCUACACGGGAAGGAAGGUUCCAUUCUUCUAGUGACUGGCCAACAAGUGAGUACUAAAUUAUGUGUAUCAUUUAACCAUUGACAAUUAAAGGGACAUCCUCUGAAAAUCCACUGCCCUUUAACCUUCAGACCCUGAAAUAUAACUUCCUAUGUACUGUUGUAUUAUAUUUGGACCGGUGGUAGGCAACCUUCAGCACUCCAGAUGUUGUGGAUUGUAUCUCCCAUAAUUCACUUACAUGCUGGCAAAGCACUAGUGGAGAUGUAGUCCCCAAUACCCUGAGUGCCGAAGUUUGCCUACCGCUGAUAGAUGGUUAUUCUGUAUACUAGCUUUGCAUUUUAUUAACUGAUAAAGCAUUCGUUCUUUACUGCAAUUAUUCACACCUACCUAUAUUUUUUAUUCAGCAGUGUAUAUUUACAGGUUUCGUAGAAGAAGAUCUACACUUGUUGGUAUUCACAGUGCCUAAAUGGUGUGUUUACUAACUGAUACAUUCUUAUUAAAAUAAUAUAAAUGUAUGAUUUCUGGCAAUCACGAUUAUGAGAAUAAAGCUUGCGUUACUGAAUCCAAAUUCUUAUAUACUUAAGAAUGAUAAUUCAAACAUGUCAGUAGCGCUGUUGUUUAAAUAAAAGUAGCAAAAGGGACAUAUUUUCUCAUUUCUACCAGGCUGCAAACUUGCUUUCUUUCAGUGUUACAAAUUUUGUGAUGACAGCUGGGUUCAAGGUUCACACUUAGUGUAUAGACUGUGAGUCCUUCCCUCAGUAAGCAGCACUCACAGUACAGACUGACUCAAAGCGAAGUCUUGUGGUCCAUCCUCAAACACAGUGCAGUCAUUAAAGGCAGAUACUAAGUGGCUGUGGAUUUGUGUCUAGCACUGAAAGCAAUCAAUCUGUUUAUCAGAUUUGCAUAUCAUGUCAUGACUCAGGAGAUGAUAGCAUGUUUGACAUCACUGAAGGUCAUGUUUGUGUACUGAGUGUACAGAAGAUUAAAUCUAGACUCAGCAGACUGGGAUAUCUUGAUACACAGGGAUGCAGCAUUCUAUAUUAAACCAGAGAAUUGACUUUUCUAAUAGUGAGACAGGCAGUAUUUAUUGACAUAUUAUAUUUUCAGGAACCAGAACAGAAUAUGUUAUGCAGAUCUCCUGAGAUUUAUAUUAUUCCAAGUAGCAGACCGCAUUCACCCAUCCAACCACAUACCCACCCAUCCUAAAAAUCCUGCAUAUAGCUACUAUCUUUCUUGGCUGGUUAGAGCAGUGGUAGCAUCCCUGCCUUAGAACUGAGAAACCCCAGUUUGAAUCCUGUUCAGACCCCUUUAUCAGUAAAUGUUGGUGGACGAGACACCUAACGAUAUUAACCUACCUCAAAUCUUCUUAGAUUGUAAAUUCAUUUUAGCACCUUUCUAGAAUUGUGAAUAGUAUCCCUUUUCCUCACACUUUUAUAUUCUUGCAACCAAUCUUCUUCCUCCUUCAUUACCUCCGUUCCUGACCCCGUUUCUUUCUCCCACUUACUCCUUUACCCUGCUCCAACACUUGAACUUUCUUAAUCUUUUUUGUCAUUUUAGCACUUCUUUGCUGGAUGCUUUGAGCAUCUUUUAAAUUUUUUGGCAGCAAAGCCAGAAUAAAGAGGUCUCUCUGAGCUAAAGUACCCCAGGUGAACCAGAUGAGCUCUGCCAAAAAUGAUCAGAGCUGGACUGGAUACAACACACAUCACUAUCAGGGUUAUUUACUGAAGAAAGAAAUGUCAGACAUUCAAAGUGAAUUUCAAAUUUAGGGCCAAAAUAUCCAAAUUGCAAAUAUUCCCCCUAUGCUUUCAGUUCAGCUAAUUUGGCCUUAAAAUUGAAACUCACUUAGAGUUCCUGCCAGCUCUCACUUUUGUGAAUAACCCUGUAUAUUGAUAAUACUACCUAUAAUAAAUAUAUAUUUUAUAUUCCAGCAUAAAUAAACAUCCUCAGACAUAGAUGUAACUGCAGCAGAGUGGUAAACCAGACAGAAAACAUAUUCAAAAUGACAGAAAAUAUAAAUGCAAAACAGAAAAUAUAUUUGCACUUAUUAUGAAUGUUAACACACGUUUUUAUUUGUUCCAAUAUGACCAUUUAACUCAUACAGACAAUAGAACUGCUGUACAAUAACACAGAAUUCAGCAUUUUUUGGGUGCACAACACACACAUACUAAAGUAAGAAUUUGGGUAUUUAAGUAUUAGUUCAGUUUGGCUAUUAUUUGAAAUUUACUUUGAAUUCCCUGCAAUUCUCCCCUUAGUGAAUAACCCUGACAAUCUAAAGCAAUGUCUCCCCCUCUGCUAUUCUUGGAAACGCAUUCUCUGUAUUGCAACAGGUGCACAUUGUCGCAGCUGCUACUGACACACUCAACCUGUCACCUGUUCUCAUGUGUGCGUUUCACAGGCAAAAACACAACUCAAUGUGACCUGACGAAUUGAGUUAAGUGUCAGUCCAAUUGAAAAAUAAACUCCAUACCAUAUUUCACCCAUCUGGCUGUGUGUUCAGCACGCUGGAACUGAAAGAGUUAAACACUACUAGGUGUAUGCAGUUAACCAUUUUCUAUCCACUGUAAUGUUAGUCUAAUGACCGAGCACUGAUAUCAGUGCCAGUUCUGAUGCUCAUUUGCCGGUAGCCUAGUCAUUCCACCACAAUGUCUGACAGUACAGACUGGUAAGUUAGUUAUUAUUAUUAUGAUAUUUAUAGAGCGCCAUCAAAUUCCGCAGCGCUUUACAAUGGGUGGACGAACAGACAUGUAGUUGUAACCAGACAAGUUGGACACACAGGAACAGAGGGGUUAAGGGCCCUGCUCAAUGAGCUUACAUGCUAGAGGGAGUGGGGUAAAAUGACACAAAAAGGUAAGGAUAGUAUUAGACUAGUGACAGUUGCAGAAGAGGAAUCAGUCAGGAGCUAUUAACAGUUUAAUUGAUACGCUUUUAUGAAGAAGUGGGUUUUUAACGAUUUUUUUGAAGGAGUGGAGACUUGGUGAGCAUCUAACGGAGGAGGGAAGCGAGUUCCACAGGAACGGUGCAGCCCUCGAGAAAUCUUGAAGGCGAGCAUCAGAGGUGGGAGUAUGGACAGAAGAUAGACUUAAGUCUUUAGCAGAUCGUAAGGGCCUAGACGGGACAUACUUGUGUAUAAGAGAGGAUAGGUAGGUUGGAGCAGCAUUAUGUAGAGAUUUGAAAGCAAGGACCAGAAUUUUAAGUUGAGCUCUAUAUUUUAUAGGAAGCCAAUGUAGGGACUGACAGAAGGGUCAGUUGGGAGCACGUAAGACCACUGAUAAGCGGAUUACAGUAGUCAAGGCGAGAAAGGACAGUGGAAUGGACCAACACCUUAGUCGCAUUUGGCGUUAAGUAGGGGCGGAUGCACGCAAUGUUUUUGAGAUGAAAAUGACAGGAUUUGGCGAUAGAUUGAACAUGAGGCUUGAAGGAGAGGUCGGAGUCAAAGAGAACACCUAGGCAGCGAGCCUGCGUGGUGGAGCUGAUGGUAGCACCAUUGACUUGGAGGGAGAAAGACACAGGAGUAACAACACUUGAGGGAGGAAAGACCCGAAUUUCAUUAGAACUGCAUAGAUUUUGUAUAAAUGUAUACAUUGUAUCAAUGCUUUGUAGAUCACCCAGGGCCGCCACCAGAAAUGUUGACAAAGCACAGGGUCUGGGCCCCCCACGUCUCCCCCCUCUCUCCCCUCCCCCCCCGCAGAGUGCAGAGUGUGUGUUAGUGCAAUAAAUGCAGUGUGUGUGUCAGUGUAAUGAAUGCAGAGUGUGUGUCAAUGUAAUGAAUGCAGAGUGUGUCAGUGUAAUGAAUGCAGAGUGUGUGUCAAUGUAAUGAAUGCAGCGUGUGUGUCAGUGUAAUGAAUGCAGAGUGUAUGUCAGUGCAAUGAAUGCAGUGUUUGUGUCAGUGCAAUGAAUGCAGACUGUGUUAGUGUAAUGAAUGCAGAGUGUGUGUUAGUGCAAUGAAUGCAGUGUGUGUGUCAGUGUAAUGAAUGCAGAGUGUGUGUCAAUCAGUGGCAGAUCCAGAGCCUGAUCUCGGGAGGGGCACUUGUAGAUUAUUUAAAUAAAUAAUCCAGGUACAAUAACCACUACAGCUCAGUGUAGUAGUUAUGGUGUCAGUAGUGCCAGGAUUCCACCCCAGAGUAAGUAGUCAUACCGUUUAAGAACAGUUUGACAACUUACCUGGGGUCUGCUGGGAUAUAGGGUAUAGGAGCAGUGGUGUGUGUUAAGGGUGAAGUGUGUGAGUGUGGCAGUGUAUGUCAGGGACAGUGUUUGUGGGGCAGUGUGUGUAUGGGGACAGUGUUUGUGGGGCAGUGUGUGUGUAUGGGGGCAGUGCGUGUAUUGGGACAGUGUGUGUAUGGGCAUAGUGUUUGUGGGGCAGUGUGUGUAUGGGGGACAGUGUGUAUAUGGGGACAAUGUUUGUGGGGAAGUGUGUGUAUGGGGACAGUGUUUGUGGGGCAGUGUGUGUGGGGAAGUGUGUGUGUGUAGCAAGGGCAGUGUGUGUGUAUAUGGGGACAGUGUUUGUGGGGCAGUGUGUGUAUAGGGACAGUGUUUGUAGGGCAGUGUGUGUAUAUAGAGGCAAUAUACGUAUAGGAACCCAGUGUUUGUAGGAGCAGUGUGUAUGAGGAGUCAGUGUGUGUAUAGGGACAGUGUGUGUGUAUGGGGGGUCAGGAGUGUGUGUAUAUGAGGACAGUGUUUGUGGGGCAGUGUGUGUAUAGGGACAGUGUUUGGGGGCGUGUGUGUGUAGGGACAGUGUGUGUAUGGGGACAAUGUUUGUGGGGCAGUGUGUGUGUAUGGGGGAAGUGUGUGUAUGGGGACAGUGUUUGUAGGGCAGUGUGUGUGUGUUGGGACAGUGUUUGUGGGGCAGUGUGUGUAUGGGGGACAGUGUUUGUAGGGCAGUGUGUGUAUGGGGAGAGUGUUUGUAGGGCAGUGUGUGUAUGGGGAGAGUGUUUGUAGGGCAGUGUGUGUAUGGGGAGAGUGUUUGUAGGGCAGUGUGUGUAUGGGGGACAGUGUUUGUAGGGCAGUGUGUGUAUGGGGGACAGUGUUUGUAGGGCAGUGUGUGUAUGGGGAGAGUGUUUGUAGGGCAGUGUGUGUAUGGGGGGGGAAGGAGGCUUUUAAAUAAUAUUUAUUUUUUAUUUUAUUUAAUAAAACAAAUAUUCUAUGUCCCCCCUCCCUUCUUACCUUUACUGGGGAGGAGGGGGGACAUAUUUCUAUCCCUGGUGGUCCCAGUGGUGAUUCCCUGGUGGUCCAGUGUGGAGAGUGAGCUCUAGCCCGCGCUCCCGGGCUAGAGUUCACUCUCGCGAGAUUUGGAGCGUUGCCAUGGUAACCGCGGCAACGCUCCAAAUCUCACGAGAGGAGGACCUGGAGGAGCUGCAGCCUGAGCUCCGGGUCCUCCCUCUCACUCUCUCCCUCCGCCGCCGGCCGCCAGCACAGUGCCUGCGGACCGGGGAGGGAGAUCUGUGAUCUUCCUCCCCGGUCCGCAGGCACAUUGCACGGCUGGCAGGGGAGGGAGACCGGCGGAUUUCUCGGGGGGGGCAAUUGCCCCGUUGCCCCCCCCCCCCUGGAUCCGCCAAUGGUGUCAAUGUAAUGAAUGCAGAGUGUGUCAGUGUAAUGAAUGCAGAGUGUGUCAAUGUAAUGAAUGCAGAGUUUGUCAGUGUAAUGAAUGCAGAGUGUGUCAAUGUAAUGAAUGCAGAGUUUGUCAGUGUAAUGAAUGCAGAGUGUGUGUCAGUGUAGUUGAUGUAGUGUGUUUGUCAGUGUAGUGGAUGCAGUGUGUGUGUCAGUGUAGUGGAUGCAGUGUGUCUGUCAGUGUAGUGGAUGCCGUGUGUGUGUCAGUGUAGUGAAUGCAGAGUGUGUGUCAGUGUAGUGAAUGCAGUGUGUGUGUUAGUGUUGUGAAUGCAGAGUGUGUGUUAGUGUUGUGGAUGCAGUGUGUGUGUAAGUGUAGUGGAUGCAGUGUGUGUGUUAGUGUUGUGGAUGCAAUGUGUGUGUUAGUGUUGUGGAUGCAGUGUGUGUGUUAGUGUAGUGGAUGCAGUGUGUGUUAGUGCAAUGAAUGCAGUGUGUGUGUCAGUGUAAUGAAUGCAGUGUGUGUGUCAGUGUAGUGAAUGCAGUGUGUGUGUCAGUGUAAUGAAUGCGAUCAUAGCUAUAUAUAGGUGCAGAGAGUAAUUGUGGGGCCCUGGACUGCCAAAGCAGUCCGGGCCCUCCAGGACCUGUGACAAACGUUAUGGUUGUCACCCCCUGAUGGCGGCCCUGGUUGUCACCCCCUGAUGGUGGCCCUGACAUCACCUACAAGUAGAUAGUCUGUAUCUCUGCGUUAUAAAGCACGGUCAGUGCAGGGUCACAUUCAAUGGCUGAGCACGCUCAGGUGAGCCCCGUCCUCCGUAAAACUAGACGGAUCCAUCUAAUGGAGAAGACUGGAAGCUGGGGAUACAAGGGCAGGUGACCUGCCGGACCCAGGUAGGUUGUCAGCCCAUACUAAAAUGGAUUGACUACUUACUGUAGGAUGGCACUAGGGCACUUCUGGUACCAUAACCAUUACACUGAGCUGUAGUGGUUAUGGUGCGUGUAGUAUUCUUUUAAUCCAGCUUACACAAUGUGUAUAUUCAUUUCUAUUGUAGUUUCCAAGACUGUUUUUCCUUUUUUUCCAUGACAGGUAAAAUGUAAAUGUAAUCUAAGGCAUAGAUUUAUUCUGGUAAUAUUUGCUUAAUUGGUGCUCUUGAAUCCUCAUUAGCAAUUAAGUUGUUAACAUACCCUAAACAUAUUUACAAGGUUAUAAUUAGCAUUAUAUAACAAAAACAUUUUCUUGCAUCUAACUGCGUAAAAUCUCUAAACAGGCCCAAAAGUUCAACUCCUUGCUUACACCAUGCAUGCUAUUUGUAGACUCUAAAAAUAAAAUUAAACAAUUAAUUAGAUCUGAACCUAUUUUUAAUUGCAAAUUGUUAUGAGAUUGUCUCUAGACAGCCCCCAUCUGUGCUGUGGGGAGAGGCUUGCGCACAUAAUUAUGGAAAUUAGCCAUCAAUAUGUAUAAAAAAUUCAUCUAACUUGGUCUGCUUGAGUGGCAGUUGUGAGAGAGGGAGAUAGAAUCACCAAGAUUAUUUUGCUGUUGCAGCAAAUAUAUCCUGCACUUAUUGUUUUGGUUUCAUAGGUUAACUCACAAUGGCCUCUCCAAAACUCUAAGGGGGCCAUUUAUUAAACCACAGCAGCGGGGGAAAGGAGGGGAAACAUGGUUAAAAUUAUGCAUCUAAAAAGUCUGCUAUUAUGAAGUAAUGUGCCAUUAUUCUUUUCUAGUUAAGAGUGUAUUCGUGAAAAUAUUAUUUUUAUUUGUGUUCAACUUAACAAAUGACAAUUUUUUUGAAAAAAAUAACCGGACCCUAUUUUUUACUUUAUGUUGCAUUUAUCAUUAUAUUGGGUUGUUGUAUUUGUAAUGUUCUAAUCAUUUUCAGAAGAAUGAAAUUGAUGAGGGUGAAAUUCAAGUUGGCAUAUAUUAAUUAUGUAUGGUAAUUUUAGUGGAUUGUUACACAAAUACUAGAUUUUUAAUAUAUAAUGCAAAAAACAAAAUUCACAUUCUAAUUUAAUUUGAUGUGCUUUAAAACUACACUGAUAUGAAAAUUGUUGAUAAAUAUAGUUAAUAACAAGAAGUUACUAAAUUCAUCUCCCUAAUUACUUUACAGAACUCUUGCAUGUGGCAUCUGCUUCUUCAUCUUUAUAUAAAUGUGUCCUGUAUACUGUUGCUAAAUGAGAAAAUGGGAAUUUCUACCCUAUUUCUUUAGUCAUCCACUUUGUUCAUUAACAAUGCUUUGCUUUCUUUAGGUGGAUUACUCUGUCAUUGUCACGCAGGCAGGAGCCACAUUAAACAACAUCAUGAGCCAAGCGCAGGAACUGGUGGCCAAACUCCGGUCUCUUCAGUUUGACUUGAGAGAGUUUGUGUGUCUGAAAUUCUUGGUGCUUUUCAGUAAUGGUGAGUCCUUCAUCUUGUCAUUCCAUUUCCUUACUGAAACAAGGAUAGAGUAACAUACCUUUUUCACCUCAACAUAUCUUUUACUGCCCAUUGUUAAAACUUUAUCAUUUAAUAGCUCCCGACUAAGGCUUGUAUCACAAAAUAAUUGGUAUUGGCUGCUCAAAAAUAUUUUUUGAGUUCCCUAUAUCCUAAUGUAAAAGUUUCUGGUUCAGUCACCUGUAUCCCAUUGGGGUUCUUCAUAAAAUCUUCUAAGAUGUCUUUUCCCUGCUCUAACCUGAGAUUGAAUGUGAUAAGAUAUGAUCUAAAGAAAGGCUUGCAGAUCUUCUGAUCUCCUUUGAAGACCACCCUGUUAAAACUUGUUUAGCAUAGGGUCCAGUACACUCUCAAGGCUCAAGGCUCCAGUUGCUUCAAACAUUCCCCAGUAACCUGUAGGUAUGCAACUUACACUUAUAUUUCACAAGUACCUUUGCUGUAAUUCACCGCAAACAUAUACAUUUACUACGUUGGUGGACUAGUAUACAUCACACCUCUAAACUUAUUUACUUUAAUAGUAAAUCCGAACUGCAAUUUUCUGCUUCACAUAUGUAUCAUAAAUACAUACAAAUCUAGAACAUGGAAUUAAAGGGUUACUCCAAACUCCUUGACCAAUUUAUGGUCAUGGAGGCAAUAAUUGGUAUGUGCAGUGUUUCUGCUUGAAACACUGCACAUAAAGAGAUAGUUGAAGAUUUGUCCCAGGGGCAAGUUAACCCUGGCACAUGUAACUUAGGAAACUCUGUUUCACCUUGCUUUAUGUAAAUUCUGUGCAGAAAUUACAUCUGUCAUCAGUGACCCCCAGGCUCUGGAGACAGAUGUAAUGAGCUUCUAUCACUACAGGCAGCACUGGGGGCACACCUGCAAGGGGGAGCUUAUAUCUCCCCUCCCGCUCACGUUUAAAGCCUUCCUGUCUCCCUAUAUUUCCUAUGAUUUGUCCAUUUUUUUAUUUUGUUUUGUUUUUUAUAUCACCUUUCUCACCCAUCUCCCUCAGGUCUCUUCUGUCCCUACCUCAGAGCGCACGCUUGUUCUCAAAGCAGUUGAGGAAGGUCUAAUCAAAUGCUUCUCUGUCAUGCUAUGAUAUUCAAAUAAGAAGCAUUUGAUUGGACCACAGAGAGGGUAGCAGUGGUGUCAGGCUGGACGUGUCUCUAGACAGCCCCCAUCUGUGCUGUGGGGAGAGGCUUGCGCACAUAAUUAUGGAAAUUAGCCAUCAAUAUGUAUAAAAAAUUAAUCUAACUUGGUCUGCUUGAGUGGCAGUUGUGAGAGAGGGAGAUAGAAUCACCAAGAUUAUUUUGUAGCUUAAGGGUUAUUUUAAAGCUUAUAAGGGUGGACCUAAUUACUAAUGCCCAAUAGGACAAUCACAGAUUUGUAAAUAUAAAUACUAGAGUUCGACAGACAGAUCCUGCCUCUGACCCUGAUAUGCCUGCUUGGCUGACAUCAUCAAAAGUGUUGGUCUGAGCUAAUCACAAUUAUUCCCCAUAGGAUUGACUAAGACUGUCAAAGAGGGAGAACAGGGGCAGAGCCAGCACAAGUCAAACACAGCCCUAGCCAAUCAGCAUCUCCUCAUAGAGAUAAAUUGAAAGUUUAGUGUCUCCAUGCAGAGGAUGGAGACACUGAAUGGCCCCAGGAAGCAACUCUAGUAGCCAUCUGAGGAGUUGCCAGUAGAGGCAUCCCUAGGCUGUAAUGAAAACAUAGCAUUUUCUCUGAAUAGACAGUGUUUAGUACAGAAAAGCCUGAAGUGAAUGAUUCUACUCACCAGAACAAAUAUAAUAAUCUCUAGUUGAUCUGGUGGCUAUAGUGUCCCUUUAAAGGACCACUUUAGUGCCUGGAAAACAAGCUCGUUUUCCUGGCACCGUGUAGUCCUAAGGUCCCCCCACGCCCUCCUCCCGCUGGGCUGAAGGGGUUAAAACCCCUUCAGCCACUUACCUUUAGGCGCUGGUGACCUCUCCUCCCCCUUCAGAGUGAAGCCGAAUGCGCGCGCGGCUCUGGUCGCGCAUUAAAAACGCCCAUAGGAAAGCAUUAUUCAAUGCUUUCCUAUGCACCUCAGCGUCUUCUCACUGUGAUUUUCACAGUGAGAAUCGUGGAAGCGGCCUCUAGUGGCUAUCAAGAAGACAGCCACUAGAGGCUAAAUUAACCCUGCAGUGUAAACAUAGCAGUUUCAGCUGCAGGGUUAAAACUAGAGGGACCUGGCACCCAGACCACUUAAUUGAGCUGAAGUGGUCUGGGUGUCUAUAGAUCUGACUAUACUAUGCUUUAACCAUUUUUGACCCUACCUUGACUGCUUACGGUCUGUGCCAGUAGAAAAUAAUUUUUAAUAGUCUAGGUGUGCCUAACAUGUUCAGUGCUUGCUCCAGCAGUCAAUAGUAUAUGUAAUAUUACCAUUAAUUAAAUUAUGUAUGAUAAUAGCUUUUUUCGUGGAACAUUGUGGCAUUAUAACUAUGAAUUUUCCCAAGAAUUGCUGUAGGUAGCAUUUAAAUUCAGUCCAUCAUGCUAGAAUAUUAGAGAAAUCAUAGAGAUUGUUUUGUUUUAUUCCAUCGUGUUUUUUCUCCCUUCAAGCAGUUUUUAUAGACAGCCUGUAAAAUGUACUAGCUGACCGUAAAAGAGCUCCUUUCCUCUAGAUGUUUUCGUCUGUCUGAUAUAUUUUGUUUAUUACUGCUUCAGAACAUUCAACAUACAAUCAUGUCUCCUUCACACUUAUAUUUUCUGCAUCUGUGUACAAUUAUACAACUUAACCUUUCUCCUCCUGGUGUAUCAAAAUCUUAAUUUCGUUUUCUGUUAUAAAAAUCAGAAUCCAAAAUCUGAAUGCCCAACCCAUGAACAUGCACUUGCUUUGCCUGUCACCUUCAUUUUGUGCAUUAAUGGAACACUCCAUGCACCAUAAACACCACAUCUCUCUGCAGUAGUUAAGGUACCAGGAAUGCCAUGGCUCCCUCUAUUGUAAGGCGUCAAACUGUUUAUGAAUGGUAGUGGUUUUCAUGCCAUUAAUGUUCUGUACCUGCAUCCUCCGGAGAGCUGGAUAUUAAAAAAACAGGAUCUUCUGUUAACACUCCUGAAUUAAAUCUUUUAAUGCAGUACAUACAUAGUUCAUUGGCUGAGAGCGUCAGUUGAUCACUCUUAGCCAAGGAGCUAAGCAUUGCCAGCUUAGUUCAGGAGAGCUAACAGUAGCUUCUCCUAGGUUCUCCUAGGCUUAUGAUGACAAACCUUGACACCCCAGAUGGUUUUGAAGUUCAUUUCCCAUAAUGGUCAAUUAGCCUUAUUACGCAGGCCCUAUUUUCACAUUUGCACGGUUUAUUUUUGAAUUCUCAAUUUCCAAUCAAGGUGCAGAUCAGAAUGUAGGUUUUUUUGUUCUUUUAUAGAUUAAACAAGGUCAUGUAUACUUUAUGUAUGUGAUAUGUGUCCUUCAGAACAUGUUGUUCUGAAUCUUUCAUAAAUAUUGACCCAAAAGGGACACAGUGUAUUCACUCAAUACAAUUACUCCUCCACUAUUUCUGCCAUUUAUUGCCACACAGAAUUUAUUUUUCACUCAAUAUGUAGAUGUUUAUUGUUUAAAUGGUGGUAUCUGGGCCAUCCAUGCAAGAGAAUGUUAGGUAGUCUUUUAGAUUAUAUGCUAGAUAUGUGUUUUGAAAAUUUUUAGAAAUUAUUUAGAUGACUGCAAAUUAAAUUAUGUUUAUUUCUUACCAAACAAAUUCAUAAAUAGGGAAUAAUAUAAAAGUUUUAGAUUUAUUAAAGGGGCAUUAUGAGCACAAUAACCACUACAGUCCUUUAAAGUGGUUAGGGAUCAAAGAAAAUAUGGUCUUUUCUUGCUUUUACUGCCCAAUAAAUCAUUAAAAACGUUGUUCAGAAAUAUUUGUACAGCCAAGGUUAACUGUCACUCUUGUGUUACAAAUGGAACUCACCAGCAACUGUAUCCAGUAUUAUGGAGGCAUACUUGAAAUUACAUCUUUUGACCAGAAGGGGCACUAUAGCGCCAUGUUUAGGGGCUAUCUGAUCAAUAGUGAGGUUGUCUUCACUGUAGAGUAGAGCAGACCUGUACUUUUUAUGCAUUGUAACAACUGGAGGAUCAGAUGUUUCAAUUUGCCAUCAUUACAAUUUAGUGCUUAUAGAUCCUAUACCAGCAUGGAAUGUUCUGCUUAUAUUGUGCUGUUCGUUUUAUAAAGCCCCGCUGUAGUUAAUUAAAGUGUUUAUUCCAUUUUAGAUUAGAAUCCUCAAAUAAAAGUUUUCUAUGAACACCUACACCACCAUUGAAAUUUAAUAUAUAAUGUAAAAUGUCUGUAAUAUAAAAUCUCCAACACUUAUGACAAUCUACAGUAUAAAGUUACCUUAUUAAGGAAUGUACUUGUAAUAAAAAACAACAUUAACCCGUUACAUUACCUUUCUGUCAGAUGACAUGUCUCUUUAAAAAGUCUGUGCAGAUAAAAAAGCACCAGGCCCAUGAUAGAUGGGCUCUUAAAUACUUUAUCAAUGAACAAAUACUUUUCCUAGUAGCUAUUGAUCUGUCACUUAUCAGGAGACAGUCGAGGAUCUGAAUGAUAAUCGGUGACAUUUUAAAUGCCUUAUAAGAACCCCUGCCAAACCAGAUAUACAUUUAUAGGACAGCAUCUCUUGUUUUAUCAAACUCUACAAAGCUUUAAUAUUCUUUUUAUCUCUGUGUGUCUCUAUUUCUCAUAUACUUAUCUAUGACUCAUAUCUACUUUGAUAAACAAUGUUGCAAAAAACUUGGUAAUAGCCCAUGUAUAUUGGCAAAACAUUGACCAUUAACUUGAUUCAGAUUUCAUCAAAGAUUGUUAAAUUUAGCUGGUAGAAAUGUUCUCUCCUCUUCAAUAUAUUCUAGCUUAAAGGGACAUUACAGUCACCAGAACAACUACAAUUUAUUGAAUUUGUUCUGGUGAGUAAAACCAUUACCUAUAGGCUUUUUGCUGUAAACACUGUUUUUUUCAGAGAAAAUGCAGUGUUCACAUUACAGCCUAGUGAUAACUUCACUGGCCACUCCUCAGAUAGCUUUCAGAGAUCCUUCCUGGGUCAUGGCUGCCUAAAAUGCAUCCACACAUUCAGUGUCUCCUCCCUCUGCAUGCAGACACUGAACUUUCCUCAUAGAGGUUCAUUGAUUCAAUUCAUCUCUAUGAGGAGAUGCUGAUUGGCCAGGGCUGUGUUUGAAUCAUGCUGGCUCUGCCCCUGAUCUGCCUCCUUGUCUCAGCCAAUCCUAUGGGGAAGCAUUGUGAUUGGAUCAGGCUACCACUUCUGAUGAUGUCAGCAGACUGCUUGUUUUUUUUUUGAGGCAAACCGCAUGCAGAUAUACAGCUUCUGGCUUGAAUACAGUAAGAUGUUGCUAUAUUUAUGGAGGCAUGAGGGGCCCAGGGGGGCUAGAUGGUGGUUUUAACACUGUAGGGUCAGGAAUACAUGUUUGUGUUCCUGACCCUAUAGUGAUCCUUUAAUAACAAUACAUACAUCUCUUGCAACAUGUCACAUUUCUCGAUAGUCUCAUUGUUUGCCAUCUUCUCCAGACAAGGGGAUUGGAUUGUCUAUAGGUCCGCCAAGAGCUUGCGUGGCCCCACCCACAAAACACAAACACACUAGUGAUGUCCCGAACGGUUCGCCGUGAACGGUUCGCCGUGGACUCAUCAUUGAGUAAACUUUGGCCCUGUACCUCACAGUCAGCAGACACAUUCCAGCCAAUCAGCAGCAGACCCUCCCUCCCAGACCCUCCCACCUCAUGGACAGCAUCCAUUUUACAUUCAUUGUGAAGCUGUAUUCUUAGUGAGCUGUCCAGGAGGUGGGAGGAUCUGGGAGGGAGGGUCUGCUGCUGAUUGGAUGGAAUGUGUCUGCUGACUGUGAGGUACAGGGUCAAAGUUUACUCAAUGAUGAGUCCGCAGCGAACCGUUCGGCGAACCGUUCGGGAUAUCACUAAAACACACCUGUUUUAAAGGUGAGAUUUUCAUUAUCUAGUAAGCAGAUAUUCUGUGGUAUCCAUAUUUGCAUUUUUCCCUGCUAUUUACCAAUUCCAUAGAGAUAAAGUCUUGGAAAAUACUCAUUAUUUUAAAAAUAAUAUGUAGUCAUGGCAUUUGCUACCAGCUUCCCACUGCAGUGUAUAACUAACCUUUAAAGUGUUUGUGCACAUAAAUGUGAUGAAAUUCAAAAACAAAAAUCCCUAUCAGGCAGAUGGCUUCUAGUGAACUAAAACUGAUUUACAAGAAAAAAUGUAUAAUUUAUUUGUACACCGCCUUUGUAUUCAUGGCAUGAAUAAAAUAACUUAUCGUGCAAAUAAUAGCUCAUCGGCUGUCAAGCACAGGUAGGGUUAAUCCCAGCUCUGCCAGAGUUGCAUCUUUAUUAAAUUGAAUGUAAUAAGUAUUUUUUCUUUUUUGUGACUAAAGAAGAUCAUUGAUCAUAAGUCACUGCGAGGUUUAUGUUCAGAUCAAUAGUUAUUUGUUUAGCAGGAGAGAAAACGAAUGUAAAAUAUAUGCAGAGGGAUGAGUAUUUUUAACUAGUUUAAUAAAAACAUUUUGAUUGCAUCUCAUUUCUUUAUCCUCUAGUAGUGGAAGGGAGAGUAGUACUUGUAUAAGGCAGCGAUGGUCUUGAGUUCGAGAAGAAGUUGUUCUUUCCUUGUUGUCUUUACUUUGAACAAAAAUAGAUUAACCAAAAAAAAUGGUUAUUUAUAAUAAAUUAAUAAUUCUCAAUACAUUUCUGUGACAGUACAACGAAUACAUGAAUGUAGAGAAAAAAAGUGUCAUGAUCUGAAAAGUGGUAUCAAGUUCUAAAAGUGUAGCAAUCACCAAUGGAAGGUUUGACUCAUUCCGUUGGUUUCCACCUUUAGAAAAUGUGCCCCACAUUACAAUGUAAAAUGAACACGACUAAACUACGCCUCACGAAUGUCAUCAGCAGUUGCAAAACCGGUACUCUGUUAAUUCUUUUGACAAAAAAAAAGUUACACAAUGAAAAUUGUACAUUGAUUACCAUUACUCCCCCCACCCCCUCCUAAUUUCUUUUUUCUGUAUCCUACCCACUGUUUACAAUUUUGCAAACAUAUUAAAAUAAAAACUGUCAAUUUAAAAAAAAAGAAAAUGUGCCCCACAUUUAUAGUUACAACACUUAUAAAUCGUCCCCAUGGUUUGGAGAUAAUGAAAAGCUGAUGUCCUUGCAAAGACUUGUGGGGUCAUUAUACAUAGAAUAUAGAAUGUAAUGGAGGCACAAUGGACUGAUCUGAAGGCUAAAACCAUUGAAAUGGAAAAAAACUGAGGCCAGAAUAGUUUGUGUAGUGUGGGUGAGAGCAAGUGGGUUUUUAGGGGUGAAGCUAAUGAUGAGGAGAACCAGCUACAGAUCAAUAAAUGCUUUUUCUGGCUAUAUGACUACCUACUGACCAAGACACUUGUUUUAGGUUGCCAAUUAAUAUUUAGAUGCCACCUUCUAUCACAUAUUUAACUUUGUAUAUUUACUCAAGUCCCAGAUUGAAUAAUACUCUCGUGUUGUCCCCCACAGGACAGUUCCUGUCAAGCAGUUUCUAAUCUUAUAGUCAUCUUCUGAUACCCCAAAAUAUGUAGAUUGUGGAAUAUCUCACACAUUUUAUAACAAAAUAAAUCCCCUGACAUGUGUAGGUAAAAAAAACUGGAUAUGUAGAAUGAGUCUGCCUACCUUUGUUGUUUCAAACAACUCCCAUGACUGAGCAUAAUGAGAUUUAUUGGUGGACAAUGGAUGGUAGGCCUUAGAAUUGUUUAUGAUUUUCACAUUUCUUUAUCCAGUGCUCCACCCCUUAGGAGCAGCCCCUAAACCUAUCCUUAUCAAUGUACCAAUCCAAGGUAUGUGGCUGUCUUUACUGCAGUCAUGUGCAUCUCAUAGUUAAUCUGUGGCCCUUCUUAGUCAUUAGGUUGCAUUUAACACAUUAGAAGGAAAAUAAUGUUGACAGCUGUCCUGUGUAAUUAAUAUGAGGAAGCCAAACAGAAUUCCAUUGUAUGAAUUUCCGGUAUAUACUAGGUGAUUUCCACUAUUGCUACUGAAUCAGGUCUGAUUUUACAGUAAAGAGUAAUUAAUUUACCUGAACACUAAAAUCCCAGUUAGCAUUGGUGUCCUUGGUUGAGAUACAAUGAUAUAUAUCUACCUUCCACAAAAUCUAACUAAAAUCUCUAAAUAUCAUCUUUCUAUAAUUGUAAAGCGUGGCAGAAUAUGUUAAUGCAAUAUAAAUAAUCGUAGUUUUACCCUGUUAACAUGAAGCACAGCUUGUAUCUUUAGAGCUCUGUUAAUAUAGCCUGUUGGUGUGCUUAAAUGUUGAAUUUCUUGUAUUUGUUACACCUGGGGUAGUGAGAUCAAUUCCCAGCAGAACUAAUUCUUCUUUUCUGCAUAGAUAAAAUGCAUAGGCAUUGCGUAAUAAAAAUAUCUAUACUCCGAGACAUACUUGGAAAGCAUUAAGAGCUAAAUGUUUCCUUCCUAGUUAAGUUAAUUUUGAUAUUAUUAUCAUCACUUUUCCUUUGUUGAAUAAAGCCCUUCAAAAUGAUCUAACUACAUUUUUGGAUCCAGUAACCAUCGUGCUAUACGGGAAUUUGUGUUCCCCACGGACCAAAUUAUGCAUGUAAAGGUUCUAAUAGCAAAAAUGUAAUGGCCCGCAAAGACCAGCUAUCAUGGCGUUUUUCCUUUUUUGUAACUGCAAAUUGCUACCCAGAAUAUAAUUACACAUGUCCCUUGUUGGACAGCUGCAGAGUGAAAAAAUGAUAGAAAUUUAUUUCCAAGUCCACCUGAGGACCACCCGUAUUAUUUUGAAGUAUGCCACCUAGUACCCCACAUUGUAGCUACAGAAACCACAGAUGAACAAGUAGCAAUAUUAGCUGAGUCUUUCCUAAUAUUGGGGUUUGCUUUUGUCUAGACCAGGGAUGUGAUUACUUGGCCGUCCCAUAAAUUGCUGCCAAUUAAACUGUUUAAUAAAUAAACCCCUACAUUGUUUCACUGUUAAUUCGUAAGGUGAGAGAAAUAUAAUCUUUGAACUACCAGACUUUUCACUGUUUAUUGGAAUGAUAUGAAACCUAGACCAUUCUUUAUUUAUUUUAUUUUCUUCUAAAAUAUUUCUACCUUCUUGUUUUCUUUCAUUAUGCUCCUUUUAACACAUAUCCAAUUUGUUCCCCUUCUUUUUGAAACUAUUUGUAGUUUCUCACUCAUGAAUCCCUCUUGCUUGACAUGUCUGUAGUUGUUUUUUUGUUUUUGGGGUCUUUGUUUUUUUUACGCUUUGUUACAGCCUCUCUCGUUCUGCUUAACCAGGUCCGAUGGUCAACAUUCUCUGGUACUCUGCUAAGCAUUCUGGGUGUGUUAGUCUACAGUUACUGGAAUAAAAGUGUCUGUCUACGUUUUAUUCGCUGCUUUUCCUCUCCCCCUCCUUCCAUGUUUUUGCAACACCUCUCGUCCAUCACCCUCGCUAACUUACUGUCGGAAACACCAAGUAAUUCUACGCUCCUCUUCACUGUGAAACAUUUUGCUUUCUUUUUCUAUUGAUGUAACACUUACUGGCGGCAGUGGAAAAAUCAAUAGAGUCUUUUCAUUUAGUGUCCGCUUGCGGACCUAUCCGGGCCAUGUGCUGGCCGCACGAUUAAUUGCUGUUAUUUCGCUUUCGGUAAAAGAUGUCUGCGUGUCCCCCCUUCUUAUUUAGACAUAGCCACGCAAUCUGUCAUAUUUCUGCAGUAGAAAUACAGUGUUCUACGAACUUUUCAUGUUACUUUCAUUUUAUGAGUGCUGUAAGGGUUAAAUCAUUUAUUUGCAAGCUAUGUUACCAAAGUUACUAAAGUUUUGUGAAACAUUCCAAACAGCAUUAUAUAGAUACUAAAUGGCCAGAUUAAUGCAAGAAAGCAUUACACUUAUGGUUUAUUUUCAAAACUAGUUUUAUGGCAUUGCCCUAGAUACAGUAUUUAAUAGAAGAAAAGUAAAAUAAAGAAAUCACAAACUGAAGAAAACAGAGGGUUUUUCUAAUCAGGUAAAAAAAAAAAAAAGUAUUUAUUACACAAUUUUUAUUACGUCAACUGAUAUGGAGAGUUUUCAGUAGUUGAUAUAAUUAUUAAUAAGUAGACCAUCUGAAAGCCAAAAUAAUAGUUUUUUUGGCAUUCAGUGUUCGUUGGUUUGACCUGUAUGGCAUACAAACCUUUUACCCUUCCUAUGCCGCCAACAGUGUUAAUUCGCCCAAAGUACUCACAUUUGCAAGACAUUAAACAUAUUCAAGAUGUGGUCUUACCAUUGAUUUAUAAAGAAGCAAAGUUAUAUUUUCAUCAUGAAAAUUAAUGCCCGUUUUUAUACAUGACAAUACUGGCCUUAGCAACUGCUGAUUGACAUUGCAUAUUGUUGCCUAGUUUGUUGUCUAUAUCUAUUCCCAAAUCCUUCUCGUGUGUUGCUAUCCCUAAUUCACUACUAUUUAGGGCAGGCAUAGGCAACCUUCGGCACUCCAGAUGUUUUAGACUACACCUCCCAUGAUGCUUUGUCAGCAUUAUGGGUGUAAAAACAUUAUGGGAGAUGUAGUCCAAAACAUCUGGAGUGCCGAAGGUUGUCUACCCCUGAUUUAGGGUGUAAGUUGCUAAUGCAUUUUUUACCUCGAAGUACAAAACUUUGCAUUUAUCUACACUAAAUUUCAUCUGCCAUUUGAGUACCAGGUUUCCCAAAUCUAUCUAAAUCCCUCUGCAAUAUCCUGUAUUACGUUACAGUUUUGUGUCAUCUGUGAACACUGAAAUCUGACCUUUAAUACCUAUUUCAAGAUGAUUUAUAAAUAUAUUAAAUAAAAGUGGUCCUAGAACAGAACCUUGAGGGAAACCACUUACCACGUUUGUCCAGCUUGAAAAUGUACCAUUAAUGACAACUCCCUGUACUCUGUCUUUUAGCCAAUGUUCUACGCAAUAACAAGAAUUAUUAUCUAGACCAAUUUCUUUUAGUUUGAAUACUAACCUAUUGUGUGGAACCAUAGCGAAUAUUGUGUAAAAUCCAAGGAGAUCACAUCCACUGCAACACCCCAAUCUUUACUUCUUCGUAGAAUGCAAUUAAGUUAGUUUGACAUGAUCUAUGUUUUAAUAAAACCAUGCUGAUUAUUGCUAAUAACAAUGUUCUUCCCAAUGAAUUAUUGGAUAUUAUCCCUUAAUAACCCUUUAAAUACUUUCCCAUACACAGAAGUUUAGCUCACAUGUCUGUAAUUUCCAGGCAAAGAUUGUGAACCCUUUUUGAAUAUAGGAACCUCAUUGGCUUUUUGCAUGCAUUAUUUGCAAACUUAUAUUUUAUAUAGGAUACCUAUAAAAAAAAUAUAUCUUUCUUAUUUUAAAUUUCUUGGUUUACAUUCCAGCUAAGCCACAUUGCUUUCAAUGUAUUCAUUUGAUAUUUAUUAUCCAAUGGUACAUACUGAGAAAUGUGCCUUUCUAAUAUUUGUUUUAGGAUAUUCCAUUUAUCCUUAAAGGACCACUCUAGGCACCCAGACCACUUCGGCUUAAUGAAGUGGUCUGGGUGCCAGGUCCCUCUAGGAUUAACCUUUUUUUUUUUUAUAAACAUAGCAGUUUCAGAGAAACUGUAAGGUUUAUAAUAGGGAUAAUCCAGCCUCUUAAGUCUCUAGUGGCUGUCUCACUGACAGCCACUAGAGGCGUUUUCCUGCUUCUCACUGUGAAAAUCACAGUGAGAAGACGCAAGCGUCCAUAGGAAAGCAUUAUGAAUGCUUUCGUAUGAGACUGGCUGAAUGCGCGCGCAGCUCCUGCCGCGCAUGUGCAUUCAGCCGAAGAGGCAGAGAGGAGGAGGAGAGCUCCCCGCCCGGCGCUGGAAAAAAAGGUAAGAUUUAACCCUUUCCUCGCCAUCCAGCUCGGCGGGAGUGGGACCAAGUAUGUUUUCCUGGCACUAUAGUGGUCCUUUAAUGUUGUUUUCACUAAAGAAUGUAUGCCAGUCAAUAUAUUGUAAAGCAGCCUUGAAUUUGGCCUAUUUAAAAUUAAAUGUUUUAGUAUAACCCAUGUGCAUUUGCCUUGUUGAAUUUAUUUCAAAAUACAUAUAGUCCCUCAAGUUCUCCCCUACUUGAACGUUUGUCAAAACAUCAACUUUGUAACCAGAUCUAGACAAGCAUCCUUUCUAGUUGGUGCUUGUACCAGUUGUGACCUGAUUCCCUUUGCUGUACUACCAGUCCCUCUGUCCCAGUUAAUAUCCGGGUAAUUAAUUAAAAUUUCCAAUAAUUAACAUGUUACACAGAUGUGCAGUAUUUAAACAGAUAGUGGGACAGACACAGUACAGAGAUUAGUAAGUAGAAAUAGUACAUAGUGUUCCCACUAAAUUUCAGGUCAAAUCAGCUAAUUCUAAACUUUAGAUUUUUGUAAAUUGGCAUUUUUCAAAUACAAAUAAAUAAGUUGCCUGUUAGUCAGAAUGGUUGCGGCACAUGUUUCCGACACUAGUUUUUACAGACUUUCCCCAGGCUGUCCUGGGACAGAGAAUUCAAAGUGAGUUAAAAGCAGAAAGUCGAAAGUCUUCGGUCAGCACUUGAUGUGUCUCCUACCAGCCAGGAUACAAGGCCUCUGUAGCUACAAUAUGGAUUUACUGUCUCCAUGCAGAGAAUACAAAACCCAGGCUAAUGGAUAGUUUAUUACGUGUAAUGAUAUUAGUGUAUUAUUGAUACAGACAGCAAAUAGUUGGCCUUGUUAUAUCGGGAUAACUAUAUUAAUUGAUUAAUGGGUUUCUACCAGCUCGAUCCCUGUGAAGCGUUACAUCGUGAAACUUUUUAACCUUUUUCAAUCCUUUCCCAAAGACGAAACCUUUGGCAUUUGAGCAGCUAUGGCCCAUGUCCCAAGUUAGACAGACUGCAUUUGUAAUAUCUUCCAAUCCAACCCCUAGAAAUAAGGAAUUUCAAGUUUUUAAAAGCUAUGGAAUGUGACACCUUUUAUGCCUAAACUGCAUUGAGCUGGAUUACAGAACCACUAAAGUCACCCAGACCACUUAAUUGAGAUGAAGUGGUCUGGGUGCAGUGGUCCUGUCAUUUUAACCCUGCAAUGUAAAACAUUGCAAUUUUUUAGAAACUGCAAUGUUUACAUUGCAAAGUCAAAUGCCAUAUUCUUGGCAGCCACUAGAGGCACUUCCUCCGCCAGAACCAAAAACUCGGUUCUAGAAAAAGGUGCUGCUGAUUGCAACAUUGGAUUGGUGGAGCGCUGCGUUUGACCGUGCAUGCCAAGUUCAUAUUCAUUGCUUCUAUAUGAGAAGCAAUGGAUUGGAGGAGAUCUUGAGUGAUGGGCGAGGAUGCCAACAUCAAUGGAGCUGGAGGCUGGAGCAGUGGAGUCUCAGUGCUGGAAAUGAGGUGAACAAACUUUAUUUUAAUUACACUUUACUGAGCAAAGGGCUGUGGACAGUGAUCACUUCACUAUAACGGAACCUAUAGUUACGAAAUAUUCAUUGUUCAUUGUUAUAGGGAUUAAAGGUUCCCUUUAACUAGUCAGGGUAAGAAAUUACACCUCUAACCCUACAUACAUAAACAAUGGCUGGGCUUGGUGGGUGUUGCAGUCCUGGGCAGGUCAAAGCCUUGUAGUGUAUCCAUGUGCAAGGCAUUGUGGGAUGCCUAGGAUAUAGCAUGGUAUAUGUGCAUAAAUCUGUUUUAGUGAUCUAGAUAAACGUACAUCUUUAAAUAAAAUAUUUUGCAUGUAUUGGGUGCAAACCUUAUCAAUCUUAGGACAUGUGGAUGACUGAUCCACUGUUCAAACAUUAAUUGUGUCAUGAAAACAAAUACAUAAUUUGCCAUAUUUCAAAAUAAUUGCAAAUAAACCCAAUUGCAAUUUCCUUCUCAGAGUGCUUACAAAUGCAUCUUAGCUGCUCCUCCUAACAAGUAGGAUGUGGUCUUUGUUUUUGUGGAUCGACCUACGGCAGUUUCCUCUUUCGAUUACUUAGAACCCAGAAUUUGCCUUAAGGCCAGACAGAAGGCAGUAAAUUCACCGAGAUUGUGUUCAGUACAGACUAAUAUGUUCCCGCUGGGAUGUCCCUGUUUGUUUCUUUGAUAUUGCAAUCAGCAUUAUUUUGAUCUGCGUACAUUUUCUGACACUAUUACAGAUAUGGAGAGAGACUACCUCACAUCUGAAGUCAUUAAAUUAUACAUUUACACAAAUAUAUAUAUUUCUUCCCAGCAAGCUCCUUUCCUUAGUGACCGAUCGGUUCUUUUUUUGCAGUUUUAAAUGUAUACAACUGGUGAAUGACUCCAUAACUGAUUAUUAUACGAGAAGAGGGAAAUCAUUUAGAAGACAGAAAGAAGCAUUGUUCCUGAGACAGUUAAACAUAAAGUUAUAAGCUACAUAAGAAAAAAGUUAGAUAAGCCUAGAAUUCGAUUGUACUUUUCUGUCAGUGUAUGACUCAAAACAUAACAACUUAUUGAAAAACAACGUAUACUGAGAGGUUGAGGGUUGAUAAAAAUUAAAUAGCACAACUCAGGCUUCUAUUUGCUGCUAGAAAUGGACAGGUACAUGAGUUUAGUAGUGAGCCCAGUUUGAUAAGGGCAAUCAUUGGCUCUAUUCUCUGUCAGUUUGGAAGUUUGUCUAGUGAGAUUGGCACAUCAUAUGGGGACACUAAGCAGCUUUGCACAUGAGAUCUGUUGGCAGUAUGACAUAUCAUUAAAUUUAAUAUAUACCCUUAUUUUUUUCAUACUCGAAAGACAAAUCAUUUAUUGGGGUGAUCCAAUGUACUAUCCAUUCAAGGUGUGAGUGAUUGUGGUUAUUUCUAUGAAAUCGCACCCUGGCAGAAAUUACAUUUUAAUGCAAAAGUAAGGUGACAUCUGACAGUGGGAUUUGUCAAGGUCAAUAAAUGGAUUAGAAUAACAGGAGAAGAAGUAAAAUAGAGUCGAAAACAAAAGCAAAGAGAGCAGGUAGAUCAAGGAUUAACAAUCAGUUGGACAUUAGCCAGAGUACCGAAUGUUGUCGUCCUUCCAUUUUAAAUUUAAACUUGAUUGGGGAAUUCUACAUGCUAUAUUAGGACAUGCUAGGACUUCUGUAGAUGCAGAAACCUCAGGCAGUAGCCUAAGUUGUCUUUUCGAUAAAACUGCUAUGUGCAAAGAGAGAUUGGAAGGGGUUGGUUACGAGACAGAACACGACAAAAUGUAAACAAAAACAUAUAUUAAAGAAAAACUCAGUCUAUUUUGUUCUAGUGCACAUUUAAAAGGGGUUAACAAAGUAACAGAAAGUGUAUGCCGCCAUUCAUUGACAGUCAACACUGUUUUCUAUACUCGAUUAAGAUAGCUAAACACUGCCCUGAUUCUGUAUAAUUAGCAAGCUGAAGGUUUGAUUACAAUAAUAUAUGCAGCAUGGCCUGGGUGUAAGGGUUGGGAAUCACUCUGCUGUCUGGCUGGAUCUAAUAUAUUCAAAAGGACCUUAGGGCCUUCUGUUCAAUAAAGAUAGAGUAGUGUACGUGGCCUCUCAGCACACUGAUUUUAAGGCUGUUUCAUGUUUAAGAAAAAAAACACAGAGGUAAUUAGUCCCUGAGUGAAUAAACUGGAGGAGAUUAGAGAUUUUACAGAGGAAGCCUUUUUUAGCUUAAGAUGUUAGUAUAUAAAGUUUUCAUUUGUAAAUAUAUAUUUCAUGAUGAAAGAAAGUCUAGAUUGGCAGCUAUGUGUUUUAACCCUCUUAAUAGCAGGUAGGGCUAUUGGGUUAAAGCUAUUCGAUGACAGUGGUAUAGCUUGGCUAGAACUUCAGACUGAUGUUAGAAAAAGGUACCACGAAUUCUCGUGUCUUAUUUAACCCCUUAAGGACAUGUGACGGAAAUAUUCCAUCAUGAUUCCUUUUUAUUUCUGAUGUUGUGUCCUUAAGGGGUUAAUCAUAUUUUCUAUGAUGUAUUACUGCCCUGUGUGCUGGAUGCUUUGUUUCAUGAUGUUUUGUAAGGUUCCAACUUUCACCGCUUUGAUUUACGUCCUUAAAAUAAUUUACAACUGUACCUCAUUUCCUUCUGUAUCUUGUAUAUGCCCUAGUUUGACGGUUUGUCUUGUACUCUUAAAUUGUCAAUCGCAAUAAAAAUGGUUUUAGAAUGAAAAAAGGUACAGCGAAUAAGCAGCACUCAUGCAUUGGUAUCAUCACGAUACCAAUAUCAAGUGAGCGCAUUAUAUUUGUGUAAGAAGUGAAUAGACUGACUCCCAAUUUCAAAGUCCUUUACUGCCUGGUUAUAGGACGUAUGUCAGGUUUUAAUCAUGAUAAUGUGCAUCCACCUGUUUUUCACAGGUUAAACUUCAUCAGUAGUAGUCAUAAUGAGUUCAAACCACCUACACUUUUGCUUUCUUUGACAAUCCCCAAUUGAAGUUUUUACUAUUAUUUGCUCAAGCAAAGCACCAUAAUAUUCUUCACAAAUGGGAUAGAAAAAAAAGAAUAACAUCUAUAUUUAAUUUUUGCCCCAUUAAAAAAAAAAUUCUUACUUAUUAAGCAAUGGCAGCUCUAUACCACAGUACUGUCACUAAGUGUGUGGGACAUUCCAUUUUAAUAGGAUGUUGCAAAGACCAGAUUGUUAUGAUGGCAUAGAUUGUCAUUGAACCUUAGUGGGUUAAACAGACAAAAUAUCUUUCUGCAGUUAUUGUAGGUGUGAUCUUCUACAAAUAAUUUACCAUUUUUACAAGAUGUUAUUUGAGAAUAAAUGAUACAUAAAUAAAAUACCUCUGGGACCUUUUUUGCAACUUUGUGGAAAAAAAAUUUAAACUAUAUAUGUUCCGUGUUAUAAGGUCAUGGGAUUUAUUCACCUGUCACAAAUGCAAUUAGACAUUGAGCUGUAUAAGGAAGAGAUACUAGCCCGUGGAAGCCAGUCAUAUCUUUCUUUAUGCACUAAAUUCCAUCAGACUUGUUUGCCUGAUUAAUGAUUUCUCCCAGAUUAAUUUGACGAGAACAGGGCAAACACCAAGAUCUAAUUAGAGCAUCGAACUGGGCAAACUAUUUCUUUUACACUCAAAAUGUUUCCAAGUUUUAUUGCCAAUCAGCAAUAUUUAAACCAUGAUACCAACCUAUGUCCUUGGUUAAAGUUGGUCCUAAGAGAGUGUGACACUUUAACCUUCCACUCUACGCCUCGUAUGAGGAUAUAUUGUCUAUUCGAUAUAAAAAUAAAAAUGCAUGAGAAUCUUCAGCAAGGUUAAAGGCCAGCAGUCCAUCUAUUUUCCACUGAUGAUCAGUCACAAAGACAUAUUUUAGUAGGUGACUUCUUCAGAACAUCAUUUUGCUCUCCAGCUGAGUGUAGCAGAUGGUUCAUUAGCAUAGUCUUGGCCUGUCCCAGGAUUUCACUAUCAUUUAGAAAAAUGUCUCAUGGCAACAAGACUUCUUGUCUUAUUUUAUUAAAAUUAACGGUGUGGCGGGCCGGACUCUAAAUUCACCUUGGGUCAGAAAAAUUAAUCCGGAAUGAUAUGAAUUGUGUAGCACUCUGGUUUAGAAAUGGGAUGGACCCUAGAGACUCAUUAGAAGAUCAUAUAUUAUCUUCUAGAAGUGAGAAUCUACAACCUUUGUGUUACUAAAGGGUUUGACCUUGUUCUGUUAAUAUUAUCCUUGAUUCAGCUUGAUUAAAGGUGUAAAAUAGUUUCUAAUAUAAAAAAAAAAAGAUAUGUUUAAAAUAUAUAUCUGAAUAUUUCAGAAUAGAUUUGGGGAACAUUUAAAGCCAUACAGUUACCCUCCGUAAAGAGAUACUGUGAGACAGUUUUGACAAUGCUGUGGAAUAUGUUGGUGUUUUAUAUAAUAAAAAUAAUAAUGAAGCUCAUUUUAAAAAUAAAUUAUUUGGCUAAAUUCACCUCCUAUCUUCUCUCUCAAAAAGAAGUGAGAGACUCUGACUAUUGCCUAUUUAGAUUUCUCCUACCUAAAACAAAUGAAGGGGGACACUCACAGACAUACUUUUGAGUUGAGCAAUUUUUUUUUAUAAUUAAUGCAAGGAUAUGUAGUGUAUGUAGUCCAUAAACAUAUUAGGUAUACACACACCUAUGUUGCGUAUGUUUAUAAUAUUUUGUAAUAAUGUAAUAUUUUCCCAGCAUAUGACAAAUCUUCCUACUAAACAUUUUUUUGAAUAUUUAUCUGUUAAUAAAUGUCUACUUUAAAAAGAUUUAGCCCAGAUUGGCUGAGUAAAUUAUGGAUUCAUGUUUUUCUCCUUUUAUUUAGAUGUCAAAAAUUUGGAGAACUUUCAGUUGGUCGAUGGCGUUCAAGAACAAGUCAAUGCUGCUCUACUGGACUAUACAUUGUGUAACUAUCCACACACCACAGACAAAUACGGGCAGCUGUUGGUACGGUUACCCGACAUUCGAUCCAUAAGUAUGCAGGCAGAAGAAUACUUAUACUAUAAACAUCUCAAUGGGGACGUGCCGUGUAACAAUUUGCUUAUUGAAAUGCUCCAUGCAAAGAGGGCCUAACUUUUUCUUUUUUUUAAAAAACUGUGCAGAAAUAUUUACAAAGACUAUUUAUCUCUAAAGACAUUGAAACAUUAAAAAAAAGGUAUAAUAAUCAGAAAUCUUAAUAGUCAAUAAGUGAUGCAUCAGGGUAUUUGUAUUUCAAACUGUGAAUGACAUUACAUAUUCCCAAAGGAUUUGCACAUGAUAUGCUAAGUGAAUUCAAAAUGACCUACCAGGUGGAAUUCCAAGUGGCAGAACGGUUGUUCCUGUGCAUUCUAAAACUGGGAUCAUCUUCAAAAAGAAGAACGUUUGAAAGACUGGGCAUAUAUUUGACAGUACACAAGUGGCAUCGGAGAGAGGGAACGUAUUUUCAAGACCAAUCCUUCGUUACUUUUAAAGUCGUCACAUCGUAUAUGUUUAUGCAUUUCCAAGUGUGUUUUGUUUAAAAUGAGGUUGGCCAAGAAACAGAAUACAAACCAAAAAUGUUUAUAUAUAUAAAUAUAUAUAUUUGCAUGUAAAGUACUCUAUUGGUUGGGCAAAUACUUCCUUGUGGAAGUUACAGAACAAUUGUGAAAUGAUCUUAAGAGACCCCCAUUUGCAAAAAUACAUGUGUAGUCUAAGAACAUCUAUUUGGUAAGUUGAAGCACCCAUCUUUAAAUAAAUCAUCCAGGAUCCAGAUAUUACAUUAAAUUAUGAUACUGUAAGUAAGAGGCCACAGUGUUCAUUUCCUUUGGAAAAAAGAAGCUAUUGUUGUCCUUAUGUGUUAUUUGCACUGUGUUCAUUGUAUUGUUUUAUUGUUACAUGCUGCUGAUUCACACACUUAUAUUAUACCUGAAGAGUCUCACUCUAUUUACUUUUUACCCAGAUGCUAAAUGGUACCAAGAAUCAGAAGUACCACUAAUUUAAUAUUUUUCAAUACCAGUAAUAUUCAGUUAUGUUCCAGUACCCUCAUUCUUCAUGUUUGUGGAAAACAUUAAAUUGGUCUUUAACAAAGAAAUUUCUUGUAUGGGUUAAGGGUUGACACAUUAUUUUCUGUAGGGUGUGUUGGACAGUCUAGUAAAAUCUUUCAUUGUUCUUGAAUACUGCAUUUUGCAUUAUUGCCUUUUCUCAGUUUAACAAAUGAACAGGUAAGGCCCUUUUACCUGUCUGACACAUCCAACUAAUUCUUGUUCCCCGAUCUAACAACAUCUAAAAGAAAAAUUACUCACACUUUAAACAGUUACCAUGUAUCUGUAUAGGCAUGUAGGAAAAUGUUUG